GUGACCCCUCCUGACACCCAAUCCUCCAAUGAGGCCUUGCCACAGCCAAUGACAUGCUCCGGCCGUGUGACAUCAUUGCCGUAUAAAGACCUCCUCCCGAGCGCCCGGCCCCUCUGAGCAGGCUCAGCGGUCCCGGCCCGGACGCCUCGGCUGGAGGGAGCGCUGUGAGGAGGAAAAACAAAACUACACGGCUAAGAGAGCCUGUAGUUUUGUUUUUUUGUUUUUCGAGGCUUGAGGCUCGCUUCUUCUCGCUUUGGACUGUUUGUACUAAACCCGGAUUUAGGACUUCUCGGACACCCCCUGCCUCCCCCCCCAUCCCCUCCCUCGGCAUCCUUGACUGACAGGGAGCCGAGCAACAUGUCGACACAGGCGCCGACUUUCACACAGCCGCUGCAGAGCGUCGUGGCACUGGAGGGUAGUGCCGCCACGUUCGAGGCGCAAGUGAGCGGUUCUCCAGUUCCUGAGGUGAGCUGGUUUCGUGAUGGCCAGGUUCUUUCCGCUGCUGCUUUGCCCGGCGUUCAGAUCUCGUUCAGUGAUGGCCGCGCUGUUCUGAGGAUCUCCGCCGUGACCGCCGCACACAGUGGAAGAUUUUCUGUCAGAGCAACCAAUGGAGCUGGACAAGCAACCAGUACUGCCGAACUCCUCGUGACAGCGGAGACGGCGCCUCCUAACUUCCUUCAGAGACUUCAAAGCUCCACAGUGAGACAAGGCAGUAAAGUGAGACUCAAUGUCCAAGUGACGGGCAUUCCAACACCUGUGGUUAAGUUCUACCGAGAGGGAGCCGAGAUCCAGAGCUCGGCCGACUUCAAGAUCCUCCAGGAAGGAGACCAGUACAGUCUGAUGAUUGCUGAGGCAUUCCCGGAGGAUUCCGGGACAUAUUCUGUGACUGCAACCAACAGCAGUGGCCGAGCCACGUCCACUGCUGAACUUCUGGUUCAAGGUGAAGAGGCUGUUCCUGCUAAGAAAACCAAAACCAUCAUUUCCUCAUCGCAGAUUGGUGUCCAGAGGAUGGAGAGCAGCUUCCAGACCUCUACAAUGGAGAUGCACAUGGAAGGUGGAAUGAUGAGUCAGCAGUUAGCUCACAGGACCCCCCCAAGGGUUCCACCGAAGCCCACAUCCAAAUCCCCACCGUCCUAUUUUGCCAAAGUGACCGGUGGACGGCAGCAGUCACCUUCACCUGUCAGACAUGUAAAGGGGCCGACGCCCACAGCCGUCAGACCGAUAUCUCCCUCCACCAGACUGUCUCUGUCUGUCUCUCCCAUCCGACCCGUGAAGUCCCCCAUCAUGACUCGCAAGCAGGUGUCAGCCUCAUCAGAUGUGCUUCCGCCGUGGAAGCAGGGCGACUACGUGGCCGAAGCCAGCUACACAAGUGUGACUAGCGUGAGCAGCGCCACCCGGCUACAGGUGGGCAAACAGUGGGAGCAGCAGGUCACCGCCACCAGAGAGGCCGAGCAUGCGCCCCAGUCCGGUCGAAGUGUUGCCGUGGCGACUGUGAUGGCGGCCGUGGAUCAGGCCCGUAGCCGCAGGGCACCGCCUGAUGCUGGUGUGCCCGCUGAGCAGCAGGCGGAGGGCAGCCAACAAACAAAAAUGGCCGCUGCAGAGGUCGUUGAAGUGGUACAGGUGGUGCACGAUGAUGGCAGGCAGACUGAAAGGAAGGCCACAGAGAUGGAAGUGAAGCAACGGGUGGCAGCAGAGAAGCAUUUCUCAGCGAGUAAAAUCUUGCUGUCAGCGCAGAUUGAGACGACCACUUCCUCCGGUGUGGAUGCCGGCUCCACCUCGCCCUCGCUUCCACAUUUCACCGUUGCUAAAGUUUCCGUUCCCAAAGUUGAUGCUAGUCGCGAGGUGUCCAUGACAGGCUCCGCCAUCGCCACUCUGCACAAAGAGAUGUCCUCCCCCACCAGGCCCCAAAAGGUCAUCAAGCCCGUCAAGUCGCCUAGUCCAUCUCGCCGGGUGGUGCCAGAGGUUCAAGUGGCACCGGAGCUCCUUCCACCGCCAUUUAAGGCCCCCAGAUAUCAGAGUCAGUUUGAGGUGGGCAGGCUUUGUACUGAGGAGGAGUUUGAGGAUUGGGAGCCUCAGGAGGUGGUCGCAGUGCCCACCAGAGCCCAAGAGCCCGUUGUUCCACCCACUCUUGUUGCAGGAUUGAAGAACUUGACAGUGACCGAAGGCGAGUCAGUGACGCUGGAGUGCCAAAUCAGUGGCCAGCCCGCCCCCGUCAUCAUGUGGUUCAGAGAGGAUUACAAGAUCGAGAGCUCCAUUGACUUCCAGAUUAGCUAUGAGCAGGGUUUUGCCCGACUGGUGAUCCGCGAGGCGUUUGCUGAGGACAGUGGUCGCUUCACCUGCACCGCCACCAGUGAGGCAGGAACUGUCAGCACUUCCUGCUACCUGCUGGUCAAAGUUUCCGAGGAACUUGAGAGCAGAGAAGAGACAAUGGCUGUCACACAAGUGGAAAUGACUCAUGAGAAAACUGUUGCAGUCGAGACUAAAGAGGAAACAUCAGUGGAGGUGAGCACAGGAGAGCCCGCCGCUCCUUUCUUCAUCAAGAAGCCGAUGGUCCAGAAGCUAGUGGAGGGAGCCAGCGUCGCCUUUGAGUGCCAAGUGGGGGGAAACCCCAAACCUCACAUCAUUUGGAAGAAGAACGGCAUCGUUCUCACCACUGGAUACAGAUAUAAAGUGACCUACAAGAGAGAGACUGGUGAAUGCAGACUGGAGAUCUCCAUGACGUUUGCUGAUGAUGCUGGAGAAUAUUCCAUUUUAGCCAGGAACUCACAUGGGGAAGCCUUAGCCUCCAUCAGCCUGCUGGAGGAAGAGGCGUACGAAGCCCACAUGAAGCAGCUUGACGUGACCUAUAAAACUGAAGUGACGACAACGACGGUGGUUGAGGAGCCGUCUGUGACUGUGAGUCAGUACGAACUGGAACACAAGAGAGGAACAUCAAUGAGCUUUGUCUCCGAAACGGAAUUCUUCAUUUCAGCAUUUGAAGAGCGGAUCAUCCAGGAGAUUGAGCUCCGCAUCAUGAGGAUUAGCUAUAGAGAACUGGUGGCAGAGGAUGGGGAACUGAUGGUGACUGCCUCAGAUGAGGAGGCAGUGCAGUCCACCUUUGAUACACCAGUUAAAAACUAUCGGAUCAUGGAGGGAAUGGGCGUUACUUUCCACUGCAAAAUGGCAGGAAUGCCGUUGCCAAAGAUUGCUUGGUACAAAGAUGGUCAGCGCAUUCAACCUGGUGGACGAUACCAAGUGGAGGUUCUUCAGGAUGGACGCGCAAGUCUGCGCCUGCCAGUGGUUCUACCAGAGGAUGAGGGUGUGUACACCGCCUUUGCCGCCAAUAUGAAGGGUAACGCCGUCAGCUCUGGGAAGCUCUACGUGGAGCCUUCUGGAACAGUGUCACCUCAGAGAUACACGCCACAGCCAGCCAUGCAGAGGAUUCAAUCCACAUCUCCACGCUCUCUGAGCCGUUCACCGGGGCGUUCUCCAAGUCGUUCUCCUGGACGUUCUCCUGCCCGACGGUUGGACGACACAGACGAGGCUCAGCUAGAAAGACUCUACAAACCCGUCUUUGUCAUGAAGCCGACUUCGCUAAAAUGCUCCGAGGGGCAAACUGCCAGAUUUGACCUGAAGGUCGUUGGCAGACCCAUGCCUGACACAUACUGGUUUCACAAUGGACAACAAGUGGUCAAUGACUAUACACACAAGAUAGUAAUUAAGGAGGAUGGCGUUCAGUCCCUGAUUAUUGUCCCUGCAAUGCCCCAAGACUCUGGUGAGUGGACAGUUGUUGCUCAGAACCGAGCAGGACGAACCUCCAUCUCUGUGACCCUUACUGUUGAAGCACGAGAAAGCCUGACAAGGCCUCACUUUGUUCAGAAGCUAAGGAACAUAACAGUAAAACAGGGAACCCUGGUUGAAUUGGCAGUUAGAGCUAUUGGAAACCCAGUGCCUGACAUUGUCUGGCUGAAAAACAGUGACAUCAUAAGCCCACACAAGCACCCACAUAUCAAGAUUGAUGGCACUAAGGGAGAUGCCAAAUUCCAGAUCCCAUCUGCUUCAGGAUCAGACAGUGCUUGGUACACAGCCACAGCGAUCAACAAGGCUGGCAGGGACACCACCCGCUGCAGAGUGAAUGUGGAGGUGGACUUUACUGCACCGCAAACAGAGAGGAAGCUCAUUAUUACCAAAGGAACCUACAAGGCCAAAGAGAUUGCCGCUCCUGAGCUGGAGCCUCUUCAUCUCCGUUAUGGCCAAGAGCAGUGGGAGGAGGGAGAUCUUUACGAUAAAGAGAAGCAGCAGAAACCCCAAUUUAAGAAGAAACUGACCUCCAUUCGAAUGAAGAAGUUUGGCCCCGCUCAUUUUGAGUGCAGGCUGACUCCUAUUGGUGACCCCACCAUGGUGGUGGAGUGGCUUCAUGAUGGCAAACCCCUGGCAGCAGCUAACAGGCUACGCAUGGUGAAUGAAUUCGGCUAUUGCAGUCUUGACUAUGAAGUAGCUUAUGCGAGAGACAGUGGUGUCAUCACCUGCAGAGCCACUAACAAGUUUGGAGUGGACCAGACCUCGGCCACCCUGAUUGUCAAGGAUGAAAAGGGUCUUGUCGAGGAAAGCCAGCUUCCUGAAGGAAGGAAGGGAGCUCACAGAAUUGAUGAGAUUGAGCGCAUAGCUCAUGAGGGAGGACCUGCUGGAGUCAGCACUGAUGAGGAAUCUGAAAAGACCAAACCCGAAAUUGUCCUACUUCCCGAGCCAGCAAGAGUGCUGGAAGGUGACAUUGCUCGAUUCCGCUGCAGAGUGACCGGUUACCCUGCACCCAAAGUUAACUGGUACCUCAAUGGACAACUUAUCCGCAAGAGCAAGCGAUACAGACUUCGUUAUGAUGGUAUUUACUACUUGGAGAUUGUUGACAUCAAGUCCUAUGAUUCAGGGGAGGUCAGGGUGGUUGCAGAUAACCCUUUGGGUACAACAGAGCACAUUGUGAAGCUAGAAGUCACACAGAGAGAGGACUUUAGAGCUGUCCUACGUCGUGCUCCAGAACCCAAGGUAGCAGAACCUCCACAUGAGUCUGGCCGAAUUGGUUUUGGUGUUGUGAAGGUGGACCAACCUGUUGAGGUCACACAAGACAGAGAAGUUGUCAAACUGAGGAAGACACAGAGAAUUGUUCAUGAGAAAACCUCAGAGGAGUCAGAGGAACUGAAGAGCAAGUUCAAGCGCAGAACAGAAGAAGGCUUUUAUGAGUCAAUUUCUGCGGUGGAAUUUAAGUCUCGGAAGAGGGAUGACUCCUAUGAGGAUUUGUUGAAGAAGACUAAGGAUGAGCUGCUUCAUCACCUGAAAGAGAAAGAAGAGGCUGAGAGGAAGAAAAUGGAGGAGCAGGGGACAGUGACCAUCCCCACCAUCAAACCUGAGAGGAUCCAGCUCUCCCCCAGCAUGGAAGCUCCCAAGAUUCUAGAACGCAUCGCAAGCAAGACCGUUGCUCCAAUGGACGAGGUUCGUUUCCGACUUCGAGUUGUGGGCAGACCAGAGCCUGAGUGUCAGUGGUUCAAAAAUGGUAUUGAACUGGAGAAGUCUGACCGCAUCUACUGGUACUGGCCAGAAGACCAUUUGUGUGAGCUUGUGAUCCGAGACGUCACCCCUGAUGAUUCUGCCAGCAUCAUGGUCAAAGCUGUGAACAUCGCUGGAGAGGCCUCAAGCCACGCCUUUUUGCUGGUGCAAGCAAAGGCAGCUGUUAGCUUUACCCAAAACCUGGAGGAUGCAAGCGCCCGUGAGAAGGACACCAUGGUGACCUUUGAGUGUGAAACCAGCGAACCAUUUGUCAAAGUGAAAUGGCUGAAGAACAACUUGGAGAUCUUCUCUGGUGACAAAUAUAGAAUGCACUCUGAUAGGAAGGUCCACUUCCUGUCUGUGUUGAUGAUCGACAUGAGGGAUGAUGCAGAGUACACCUGCGUGAUUGCAGAGGAUGAGAGCGUCUACACAAAUGCAAGGCUUUAUGUUGAAGGUGCUGCUCUAGAGCUCAUCAAAAACCUGGAGAGCAUUGAAGUUCCAGAGACCUACUCUGGAGAGUUUGAGGUUGAGUUGUCUCGUGAGGAUGCUGAGGGCUGCUGGUUCUUUGGAGACAAGGAGCUGUCUCCCAGCGGUAAACAUGUCAUCUCCUCCCGACGGGGAAGACAAACCCUGACUGUGAAGGACGUCAAGAAGGAAGACCAGGGGAAGUACACCUUUGUAUGUGGAGAACUGAGGACCAGCGCCUCACUAAAGAUGAAAUUGCGCCCAGUGACGUUGAUCCAGCCGUUGAGCGACCUCACGGUCUGUGAAGGUGACAUUGCUCAGCUGGAGGUCAAGUUCUCUCAGGAGAAUGUUGAGGGAACCUGGAUGAAGAACGGCCAAGCCAUCUCUGCCUCUGACCGUAUCCACAUCGUCAUUGACAAAGCUGUCCACAAACUUCUGGUGGAGAACAUCAGUCGGGAAGAUGCAGCUUCAUAUUCCUUUUCGGUCCCCUCCCAGUACAUCACCACCUCGUGCAAACUCAUUGUUCAGACCAUUGACAUUGUGGUGCCCCUAAAAGAUGUGACUUCCAUUGAAGGCACCAAGUCUGUUUUGGAAACUAAGAUCUCUGCUCAAGAUGUUGGUUCAGUCAAAUGGUAUCACAACGACAAACCCAUGAUGGCCAGUGACAGGAUCCAAAUGGUGGCAAAAGGAGCCAAGCAGCGACUUGUGUUUAACAGAACUUUUGCCUCGGAUGAAGGACACUACAAGCUGGUGGUUGGGAAGGUCUCCACCAGCUGUAGUCUGACUGUGGAACAGGUUCACAUUGUGAAACACAUGGAGGACAAAGUGUGCUCCGAGUCUCAAAACGUCACCUUUGACGUUGAAAUUUCUCAUGAUGGUAUCGAUCCAGUCUGGACCUUCAGGAACCAACAGCUUAAGCCUGGACCCAAAUACAGGAUGGAGUCUAAAGACAAGGCUCACUCUCUGACUGUCAUCGACACCAUGAAGGACGAGGAGGGACAGUACACCUUCCAUGCCGGUGAAAAAACUUCCAGCGCUAAUCUCACUGUCUCUGGUGGCGCCAUCACCCGUCCCUUGCAAGAUGUGACUGUAGCUGAGUCACAGACUGCAGAAUUGGAGUGUGAAGUUGCCAAUGCUAACGCUGAGGGCAAAUGGUUGAAGGAAGGUCAGCCAGUGGACUUCAACGACAAUGUGGUGAGUGAGGUAAAGGGAGCUGUCCGACGUCUCGUCAUCGUCAUCACGCGACCUCAAGAUGUGGCCGAGUACACCUACCAAGUGGCCAACUCUAAAACCUCCGCCAACCUCAGGGUGGAGGCGGUGAAGAUAAAGAAAACUCUCAGGAACCAGACUGUGACAGAAACACAGGAGGCGGUGUUCACACUGGAGCUCACCCACAUUGAUGUUAAAGGAGCUCAGUGGGUCAGGAACGGUGUGGAGCUGCACAACAGCGACAAGUAUGAAAUCACUUCUGAGGGCACGGUCCAUACGCUGAAGGUCAAGAACUGCAACACGCAGGAUGAGACCGUUUACUCCUUCAAACUGGGAAAACUGACCGCCAACGCACGACUAAACGUUGAGACCAUCAAGAUUGUGAAGAAGAUCAAGGAUGUAACAUCUCUGCUAGACGGUACCAUCUCCUUUGAGAUGAGUCUAUCACAUGACAACAUCCCGGUCAGGUGGAUGCAUAAAGGAGUGGAGCUGAAGUCCAGUGACACAUGUAAGAUCCUCUCGGAGCGCAAAGCUCACAAACUGGUCCUCCAGAACGUGGACAGCAGCAGUGAAGGAGAGUACACGGCAUUGGUUGGGCACUUGCAGUGCAGCGCCACACUUACCGUCGAAGCUCUUCGCGUGACUAGACCCUUGAAAAGUGUGGAAGUGGCUGAGACACAAGUGGCCACCUUUGAAUGUGAAGUGUCUCACUUCAACGUCCCCUCCACCUGGCUGAAGGACGGUGUGGAGAUUGAGAUGAGCGAGAAGUUCAGGAUCGUGGUCCAGGGAAAACUCCACCAGCUGAAGAUCAUGAACACCAGCAGGAAUGACUCAGCCGAGUACACAUUUGUGUGCGGGAAUGACCGAGUGUCUGCCACACUCACCGUCAGCCCCGUCUUGAUCACCUCCAUGCUGAAGGACCUCAACGCUCAGGAGCGAGACACCAUUACCUUUGAGGUCACCGUCAACUAUGAGGGCAUCACCUACAAAUGGCUGAAGAAUGGCGUUGAGAUCAAGUCGUCGGACAGAUGCCAAGUCCGAAGCCGGCAGCUCACGCACUCGCUAACCAUUCGUAAUGUUCACUUUGGGGAUGGAGGAGAGUAUCAAUUUGUGGCUGGCUCUGCUGCCAGCGCUGCCAACUUGUUUGUCGAAGCUCGUGUAAUUGAGUUCACCAAGAAGAUCAAAGACAUAAAGAUCACAGAGAAGAAGAAGGCAAUAUUUGAAUGUGAGGUGUCUGAGCCAAACAUCCAAGUUAUUUGGAUGAAGGACGGUCAGGAGCUGGAUGUGUCAGAGGAAAGGUAUGUCGUGACGGCAGAGAAGUAUGUUCACCGGCUCAUGAUCCAGACUGUACGCAUAUCAGAUGCUGGAGAGUUUUCGGUGGUGGCCGGCUCGAGUGUGUCAAAGGCUCAGCUCACUGUGGAAGGUCGAGACAUCCGCAUCUCUGAGCCAGCUGAACGAGUAGUCACGGUUCUGGAGAAACACAGAGCAACUUUUGAAUUUGAGGUUAAUGAGGAUGACGUGGAAGGGCGGUGGCUGAGGAACGGCGUGGAGAUUCAGUUCUCAGCAGAGGAGCGGUUCAGCUAUGUCGCCAUUAGGAAGCUCCACCGUCUCACCAUCUCUGAAACCUACAGGAGCGACACUGGCGAGUACACCUUCAUUGCCGGCAAGAACAGAAGUACAAUCAACCUGAGAGUUAACAUCCCGGAACCGCCUCAAAUCCUCCGCCAUAUGGAGGCCCAGUCAGUGGAGGCAGGCAAGCCGGCUCGCUUCUCUGUGCAGGUGAGCGGCGUUCCUCAGCCUCAGGUCUUCUGGUACAAGAACUCGCAAGCGCUGUCUCCGGGCUUCAAGUGCAAGUUCCUUCAUGAUGCCAACGAGCACACCCUGCUGCUGAUCGAGGUCUUCCCAGAGGAUGCAGCCAUCUAUACAUGUGAGGCCAAAAACGACUAUGGCGUCGCCACCAGUACUGCUACGCUCAACGUGGAAGUGUUGGAAGUGGUUUCUCCAGACUCUGCUGCUUCUGUUGCCCCACCUGUACUCAUCUCACCCAUUGCCAGCACUUCCACUCAUGAGGGAGAACCAGCUCGCUUCCAGUGCAGAAUUCGAGGAGAUGAUGUGAAGAUCAGCUGGUUCCACAAGGAAAAGGAGAUCAAACAGUCAGACUUCUUCCGGAUGUCUCAGUUUGAUGACAGUUGUCAGUUGGAGAUCGCCAGAGUUUACCCGGAGGAUGAGGGCGAGUACAUGUGUGUGGCCAGCAACAAUGGCGGAACUGCAUCCAGCUCGGCCACCCUCACGCUGGACGUGAGUCAUGUGAGAGAGCAGAUCGAAGCCACUAUUGAGCAGGAGGUCAAAGAAUGUUCUAGCACCACCGUCACUACAGUGGAGGAACAAGAGGAAACCUACUACACUGGUGUCCAGUUACCGCAGAAAACAAAAACACUUGAACUCAUGCCAGAGUAUAAAAGCUACUCUUCCACUUUAGAGAAGAAAAAGGAAAAACCAGUUUUUCUCAGCCAGCUCGCUCCAGUAGCAGUAAGCUCUGGAGAGACUGCCACAUUUACUGUCAAGUUGUCCGGAACGCCAAAGCCAACAGUUCAGUGGUCUCACGAUGGGAAAGUGAUCAAGAGCUCUUCUAGAUAUAAGCUGAUAGAGGAGAAGGAGGAGUUUACGUUAACUAUUACACAUGUCACAUCUGAAUACGAGGGCGAAUAUUCCUGCACUGCCUCCAACAGAUUUGGCCAGACAACAUGUACCACGUACCUGGAAGUGAUAAAGGAUGAUGUUAGCCAGGCACAGAAAUGGGUUGAGAAAAUGUUUAAAAUGACAGGCCAACCUCCAACCUUCUUAGCACAGAUCCAACCUGUGAGGUGCUCAGAAGGGGGUGAGGUUUAUUUUAAUUACAAAGUCAUUGGUGAGCCAGCCCCUAAAGUUAAGUGGUACAAGGGUGCUUUUGAGAUCCAGUCUAGUAGAAACUGCAUUAUUACAGCCAACCCAGAUGGAUCUGGCUUCAUUACUAUUAAAAGUGUCAAACAGGAAGACAGUGGCAUGUACACUUGCAAAGCUUCCAACCAGUUGGGGGAAGUGUCUAGUAGUGCUGAACUGGUUGUGUUCAGGAAAUCACUUUCUGUGUCAGACAAACAGGAAAAGCUAACGGUGGUUCAGAAGAAAGGUUAUAAGGUUUCUGUGACAGAGCAGGCUACAGAGUCUCGCUUGUACCAGGUCAAUCUACCAGGUCAGGACAGGGCAAGAUCAGAUCAGAUGGUUUACACCAUAGGCACAGAGGACCGGCAGAUUAUUCCCAGUGAGCAAGUGGGCUCUCUUACAGAGCUCGAUAUUUCUGCUGCAUCUAUUCAGCGUGAGCAUCUCACCCAUCAGGCAGCAGUCCUUCAGUGUCACGAGGUAGAGGAAAGGGUGUCAGUGGUCCUCACGCCCCCACCACAGGUUUCGGCUGUUCCUCAUAAGCAGCUUCACAUGGCGGCAUUUACUUCAUCUGUUGAAGAGAGUCAGGACCUCACAGAGCAGCACUGUGAUCGUAUUUUGAGUCCGGAGGUCAUCGAGCUCCAGGCAGCCAAAGAAAAGAGGUCAAAGGUCAUGUCAGCUGUAGCCGAGGAGCUCACUCCACUUUCUACCACGAGCAUUGAGCCCUUGGCUGACAGAAAGUCUGCUUUAAUAAAGCCAAGCCCAGAGCCCAAACAUCUAGUUAGUGGACAUCAAGUGGAGUUACCACUGUCAAUUGUGAAGGAACAGUCUCAAGACCUCCCCAGACCACAGGAGGAGAAAGGUUACAAGGUUAAAGAGGGUGUUAAAAUCCUAUACUCCGCCCAGUCGACAGAGAAAUAUAAGCUUGCAGAGGGUCACACCACAGAAGUAGCUACAGCAGAUUCUGCAAUUAAGACAUCUGUCAAGCAAGAGCAACGCAGUUCAGUUCUGGCCUCUGUCAGCGAGUCCAAGCAAACUUUGGCCAAGGAGAUUACAUUCUCCAUGCAGAGGCCAGCUGAGGAAAUUGCCCUUUUGUCUAAGGAUAAAAUGAUGAAGGUUAGUCUAACUACUGAAGAAAAGCGCACACUUCAGGCUGAGUGUUCUCAGGAGUUGCCUUCUUUAGAUAGUACCACAUCCAUUCAGUCACAGUUAGAGGGAGAGCAGGUGUUGCACCUGCAGGUUAUCAGUGACCAAGACUUACUCCCCUCCGAGACCUGUUUCACUUGUGAGAAACCAAACCCACAGCAGGCAGGUAGCAGAAAGAGUCCCACAGUAUUGCACACUGUCAGCCAGGAUGAACAGAGAACAGCCAUUUGUGAGGAUACAUCUGAGUUUAAGGCCAGAGCUAGCACUAUUGCCAUUCAGCCACAUAAGGAAUCCCCUUCUCUGCUCCACCUCCAGUCAAGCCAGUCCAUUGAGGUGCUGCCCAAGGAAAGUAUUCUUGUAACAACAAAGCCUGAACAACAAUUAGCAACACAGAAAUUAGAAAAGGCUCGCAGCCAUGCAGCUAUCUCAGAGGAGAAACGAGAACUGACAGCAGAUCAGCACUCAGAACUUGGAUUGUCUGUGACUGGAGUUCAGUCUCAGCUUCGAACUGAGCCCAGGCCUCAAAACAUCCUCCAGCUGUCAUUCCAGCCCAUGCAGCUGCCGAAGGAGACGCCAGUCACUUCUGACAUUAAGCAGCAACGUGCAUUAGUACACAAGGAGGAUCGCUGGAAUGUUAUGCACCUCACCAGUGUGGCAGAAAGUCAAGUAUUAGAGGCAGGAAACACUGAGACACUUGCAGCUAUAGACAUAGUCACCUGCCAGACAAACGUAGAGGCAAAAGUUUCCACUGAGCCAGUCCAAAUUGAGGAGAAGGGGAUUUGCACAGAGAGCACUGCCCUUCUUGAGGCUGCAGAGCAGGACUUUGCCGUCCAGAUCCAGGAAGGUCAGUCAGUCAGGCAGUCGAUAGUAAUGGAUGAGAAGCAAGUUUUGACAGGAGAGCUCUCUCAAGAGCUCACAAAGUCUGAGUCCACCAAAGUCACUGCUACUAAGCAACCAAAGCUGUCCAUGCGAGUGUCAGAAUCCAAAGACAGCAUGACUCUUCCCAAAGAAAUUACAUUUGUACUUCAGGUACCAAAGCCAUCAAAUGUAAAUGUACGUCGACAGCUCAGAGACGCACUUCAGUCUGCUGUAGCCAGAGAGCAGCCUGUGUUACUCGCUGAUAUUGUAGGAAGGCUCCAGGCUGUAGAAAUCCAUGAAGUCAAAGUCCAAAGAGAACCGAAGUGCACCAUCUUUACCUACCUGAUCACAUCAACAGGCACACCUUUGGAGAUCACUCUGGCUUUUGAGGGUGAAUAUCCUCAGACAGCUGACCUCAGAACUGAACUUCAAGCAGCUUUUCAUGCCAUUGUGCACCAGGAGGCCCAUCUUUUAACUUCAGAUCAGCCUGGUACUAUGCAGUUAGAUAAACCUCAGAGAGCACAGGUCACCUCAGCCCGCUCAAAGCAAAUUAAUUCCUCCAUUGUGCAGACAGCAAGUGUGCAAGAAAGCUCAGUGGAUUUCACUGCUGUUGAAUCCCAGGCAGCAGCCCUCAGGACUGAGUCUGAAAUGGAGGCGGAAUGUGCUUCAGCUCAGCAGCAGGUUGUUGUCCAGGAAUCCAGGGAAGCAAGGAUGGCACAAGCUAUCUCAUCGCAGGUCCAAAUUUCCACUGAGGCCACCGUGGCCUUUGAGCAGUCGGUGGUGGUAUCAAAACAGGAGAUAAGGUCUACAAUGAAGAGCCAAGAGAAGGCUGAGGGGGCCGCUGUGUUCACAACCAUCUUAUCAACCACCACCACCCCCUCUGAACUGGCUCAGGAUGUCAGCAUCCAAAAGGAGCACAUGGUGGAAGUUUUCAAAGAGGAGCUGUCAAUUUCCAGGAGAGAGCAAAAAGAAUGUCCCGUAAUAGUCACCACUCUGGAAGAUAUAACAGUUGAGGAAAACGGUAAAGUGACAUUUAUCACCACCAUUAAGUAUGUCACAAAGGUGAACUGGUUUUUCAAUGGCCAAUUGGUGAAAUCUGGCAAUGAGUUCAAGUGUUUCACAGACGUCGACACACACUCACUGGUAAUCAGCAAUGUUGUCAAGGAGAAACAUCAAGGAGAAUAUGUUUGUGAGGCUGAGAAUGAAGCUGGCAGAACAACAACAUCUUCAAGACUCACAGUGGUCUCAAGAGUUCCUCCCAUCUUUAGGCAGAAAAUCACUCCUUUGGAGAUAAACAUUGGCAGCCACGCAAAGUUUGAGUGCGCGAUCGAGGAUGCACCAAGUGUGACCUUCAAAUGGUACAAGUCUGGCAUGGAGAUCAGACAAAGUGAGAAGUACCGGAUCAUCAGCCGACACACUGGAUCUUCUCUGGAGAUCUUGAAUGCAGUUAAAGCCGACAGUGGAGAAUUCAGUUGUAAAGCUACAAACCAGCAUGGAGCUGACAGCUGCAGUGCCUCUGUCGUUGUCACUGAAAUGUACCCGCCGCUAUUUGUAUCAAAACCAGAGCCAAUGACCUCCUAUGUGGGAAAAGCAGCUGUGCUCCAGUGUUCACUCACUGGAUCCUCACCCAUAGAAGUGGUCUGGCACAAAGACAACAUUGCCAUCUCGCCCAGUGACCACCAUGUCAUGAAAUGUGACAAGAACAAGUAUUCCCUCCACAUUACCAAUCUUGAGCUGGGUAAUCAGGGAGUAUACUUGUGCAAGGCGUCCAACAGUGUUGGCACUGCUACUUUUAGCACAGAGCUAAAGGUAAUCAACAAGCCCAAUUUCAUUAGGAGCAUUGAGCCAAUGUCAGCAGCUGUCAAUGAGCUGCUGAGGCUUGAGUGCCAGCUGGAUGAGGACACAUGUGUGACUGUCACCUGGACCCGGGAUGGCAAAAAGGUCCACCAGAGCCUUGAGUGUAGGCUGUCUUUUGAGGACAAGGUAGCUGUUCUUGAGAUCCCAAAGUCCAAAGUGAAGGACUCUGGAAUGUAUGUGUGCACAGCCUCAAAUGAGGCAGGGAGCACUUCCUGUGAGGCUUUGGUGACAGUUCAAGAGCCUCCUAGCUUUGUCAAGAAAGUGGAGCCAAGUGUCACAUGGAAGCAUGGAAUAGCUGCACGCUUGCACUGCACCAUAAAAGGUUCUCCAGAACUCCACAUCCACUGGUUCUGGAACGAGAGCGAGCUAAGCUCUGGAGAGAAACAUAAAAUGUCUUUCACGAACGGGACUGCCACUUUGGAGAUAACUAAUGUUCAUGUCACAGAUAGUGGGAGCUACACCUGUGAGGUGUCCAACAAUGCAGGCAGCGAGAGCUGCAGUGCCACUGUAUCAGUUAAAGAGCCACCAUCCAUUAGGAAAGAACUGCAGACUGUGGAGGUGGUGAAAGGCACAACUGCUCAACUGGAAUGUGAAAUUGCAGGAAGUUCUCCCUUUGACAUCACUUGGUUGAAAAAUAAGAAAGCCAUCAGUAGCAAUAAUAAAUAUAAAGUCAUCUCCCAAGAGUCCAUGUCGAGGCUGGAGAUACAGCCAUUUGAAAGUGCAGAUGUGGGUGAUUAUCAGUGUGUCAUAUCCAAUGACGUCGGCAAAGUUACUACUAAGGCUGUAGCUAAACUUAAAGAGCCACCAACCUUCUCAAGGAGGGUUGAGAGUGUGACAGCAGUGUUGGGAAAUGCAGUGAAACUCCAGGGAACCCUGAAGGGCUCAGCUCCCAUGACGGUCAAAUGGAUGAAAGACUCUGAAAUACUGAGAGAUGAUGAUCCAAACAUCAGUAUGGCAUUUGAGAACAAUGUUGCAAGUUUGUCCAUAUCAGUCGUGGCCAUCAGCCAUGGCGGUAAAUACUUGUGCCAAGCCGAGAAUGAAGCUGGUCAACAAAAAUGUGAAGCUGCCCUGACAGUACAUGAACCUGCUAGAAUUGUAGAACCGGCAGAAUCCAUCAGUGUGACUGCCGGUGAUUCAGCCAUGCUGGAGUGCACCAUCUCUGGAAGCCCAGAUCUGAAAGUCAAGUGGUUUAGAGACGGCAAAGAGAUGAUCAGUGGACGCAAAUAUAAGAUGAGCCAGAAGGACAAUGUCGUCUCCAUGAAGAUUCUUAAAGCAGAGAAAGGAGAUACCUCUGAGUACAAGAUGGAGGUUUCAAAUAAAGUUGGGAAAGACCAGUGCACAUGCUCAGUUACAGUUCUAGAUCGUAUAAUGCCACCAAACUUUACCAAGUUCCUAAAAAGAGUUGAUGGUAACAUUGGCAGUGACAUCUUCUUGGAGUGUAAGGUGUCUGGAUCUCAGCCCAUCACCAUCACUUGGUUCAAAGAUGAGCAGGAAAUUGAGUCUGGAGCCAAAUUUUGUCCUGAAUUCAAGGAGAGCUCUGCCAAGCUGACAAUCACUCGGCUGGAGAAAGCCGACUCUGGAGUUUAUAAAUGCAGAGCUACCAACUCAGCCGGCGUUAAAGAAACAAGUGGCACACUUUACGUCAAAGAGCCGCCUGUAUUCACAGCAACACCCGACAAGCAGGAUGUUAUACCUGGAACGACAGUUUGCCUUCAGGCAGCUUUCACUGGAACCCCUCCUCUAUCUGUGAAGUGGUUCAGAGAGGACAGGGAGAUGAUCAGUGGCGGCACCUGUUUCAUCAAGAAAGAAGCUUCUUCAAGCACUUUGGAGCUUCCCUCCGUGAAGCCCAGUGACUCUGCUACAUAUACCUGCCAAGUGUCAAAUGAUGCUGGCAAGGUGGACUGCACCACAGUCCUCUUUGUGAAAGAACCUCCCGUCUUUGUGACCAAGCCAGAGGCGACCAAGCUGGUCAUCAGUGAUGACUCAGUCAAACUAGAGUGCAAAGUGACAGGCAGUCCUGUCAUAGGUUUUAUGUGGCUGAAGGAUGGGAUGGCAAUCAGCCAUAGUCCAAAAUACACAAUAACUUCAGUGGACUUUUUGUCCUGUCUGGAAAUAGUCAAGUGCACCGUAGAGGACAAUGGAGAUUAUGUGUGUGUGGCUUCCAGUGAGGCUGGCAGCGACCGCUGCAGCAGCACAGUCACAGUCAAAGAGCCCCCGGUGUUUGUCCGUUUCUUGGAACCAAAAGAUGUGGUCAAGGGUUCUGAGAUGAUGCUUGAGGGCCAAGUCUCUGGUUCCGCUCCAUUCACUGUGUUGUUUCAUAAAAACACAAAGCUGGUGAGAAAUGAUAAGAGACACAGGAUCACCGUGAAAGAUGACCUGGUGGCCCUUCAGCUGCUAGCGGUGGAGGCCGGAGACGUGGGCUUAUACCAGUGUACGGUCGAGAAUGAAGUGGGGAGGGCCACUUGUGAUUGUCAAGUCACUCUUAAAGAGCCACCAUCAUUUGUCCAAAAGCUGGAGAGUGUCAGUGCCUUGGUAGACAGCGAAGUGUCUUUGCGGUGCACCUUGAAGGGCUCGGAGCCUAUGGUUGUGACCUGGCACAAAGACAACCGUGAGCUCAAGGAAGCUGAAAACAUUCAGAUGACAUACAAGAACCAAUCAGCUUUACUGCACAUCAGGAAGGUCUUCAGCAAACAUGGCGGCAAAUACUCAUGUCAUGCACAGAAUCAGGCCGGAAGUCAGACCUCUUCUGCUGUCUUGACAGUCAAAGAACCCGCUACAGUCACAGAGGAAGUCAAGUCCAUCAGUGUGACUCAGGGAGAUCUGGCCACACUGGCUGCCAGGUUCUCAGGCACAAAGCCACUGAAGGUUCAGUGGCUGAAGGCCGGCAAAGAGCUAUCCUCAAGCCAGAGAUACAAAGUUCAAAGCACAGACUCCAGCUCUGUGCUCAAAAUCAAUAAAACAGAUAAAAGUGAUGCAGGUGACUACAUGUUUGAGGUUUCAAAUGAUGUUGGCCGCAGCUCUUGCGAGGCUACACUCACCAUUUUGGAUCAAAUAAUUGCACCAAAUUUCACAAGAAAGCUGAAGCAAACGGAAGGUAUCAAAGGGUCGUUUGCUCAUCUGGAGUGUGUGGUGUCAGGCUCGCUGCCACUAAGCGUCCAGUGGUACAAAGAUGAGAACCAGAUCCAAACUGAUGACAAACACAAGUGCAAGUUCUUUGAGAAUGUUGCUCUUCUUGAAAUCUCGGAUCUUGACAGCAGAGACAGCGGCAGCUACACCUGCAUCGCUAAGAACAAGGCGGGAAGUGCACAGUGCUCUGGGAUCUUGUUUGUCAAAGAGCCACCGUGCAUUGUUGAACAGCCAGAAUCUAUGAAUGUUCUUCCGGGCUCAAAGGUUAAUUUUAGUGUUUUGGUCUCGGGCACGCCGCCAUUGACCAUCAAAUGGUUUAAGAACCAGAAAGAGAUAUUAUCCAACUCAGAUUGCUUGGUGAUUAAAGACAACACAUCCACUUCCCUGGAACUCUUCUUUGUCAAAACCUCGGACUCUGGCGAGUAUGUCUGCGAAGUGCACAAUGAUGUCGGCGCCACCUCCUGCCAGACCACCCUCUUUGUCAAAGAGCCGCCAAAAUUCACACGGACCCCGGCACGCUUGUCCGUGAUUCGUCCAGGUCAAAGUAAAAUGUUUGAGUGCCAAGUGAGCGGCACACCUGAGAUAGACAUCUACUGGUUCAAGGAGGGCUCCGAGGUCAUCCCCAGCAAUUGCUUCAAGAUGGCCUUCGUUAACUCUGUGGCCACACUGGAGCUUUGUGGAGCCGACGUCAAAGACAGUGGAAUUUACUUCUGUGAAGCUCGCAAUGAAGCCGGUAGUGAGAGCUGUAGUAUGGAGCUUAAGGUCAAAGAGCCACCAUUGUUUGUGCGAGAGCUGAUGCCGGCUAACAUUGUGAAAGGCUGCAGUGCCUGGUUGGACUGUCAGCUGGCAGGGACACCUCCCUUUGAGAUAACAUGGAACAAAGAUGGCAAGGAGCUCAAAUCUAGUGCUAAACAUGGCCUCUCUCUGGUCAGUGACACUGUGGGCCUAGAGGUCAACAGAUGUGAUGCUGGAGAUGUUGGUGAAUACCAGUGCACUGUUGCCAAUGAGGUGGGAAGCUGCAGUUGUAAGACAAUGCUAAGCCUCAAAGAGCCGCCAACAUUUACAAAGCGAAUGGAAAAUGCUACCUGCGUUCUCGGUAAGAAAGUGGUCUUUGAGUGUGUUGUCAGUGGCUCUCCCAACCUCUCUGUGCAAUGGCAAAAAGACGGGAACUGGAUUUUGGAAGAUCCAAAGAUAGAGAGAACAUUUGAAAAAAAUGUAGCCACUCUCAGAAUCCCUGCAUGUGAAGCGGAUCACAGCGGGUCAUACACUUGCCAGGUGAUGAACGAGGCCGGACAGGAUAAGUGCAUUGCCACCCUGGCAGUCCAAGAACCUCCUCAAAUCUCAGAGAAACCUGAGGUGGUAAAGGUGACGACUGGAGAUCCGGUCAGCCUGGACUGUAAGGUAACGGGCUCAGCUGAGCUCAAAGUAAGAUGGAUGAAAGAUGGCAAGGAGCUUCAGUCCAUCAGGCAGCACAAGUUGAGCUUUGAGAACAACAUGAGCAGCCUGAAGAUUCAGUCAGCUCAGAGAGAGGAUGAAGGAGAUUACAUCUUUGAGGUGUCCAACCACAUCAGCAGCUGCAGCUGCACAGUCAAAGUGGUUGUAUUAGAACAAGUCAUCCCACCAAGCUUCAUUAAACCCCUGACAGACAUGCAAGAGAUUUUGGGCUCCUUUGUUCAAAUCGGUUGCAAAAUAUCCGGUUCCAUUCCAAUCUCAGUGGAAUGGCAGAAAGACGGAACCAAGAUCUCAAGUGGCGUGAAACACAAACUUAUUCAGCAGGACAAUUCUGUGUAUGUGGAAAUUGAACAUUUAGAAAUUUGGGAUGCAGGGUCCUACUCUUGCAAACUGAACAAUGCAGCGGGAAGUUGUGAAUGCACUGGAUUCCUGAAGGUCAAAGAACCUCCCAGCUUUGUGACCGUGCCUGAGUCUCAGGCGGCCAUACCCAACACCACGGUGCGCUUCAAAGGAACAUUCAAGGGAACACCACCAUUCAUUGUGAAAUGGUUUAAGGAUGACACAGAGCUGAUGACCGGACCCACUUGUCUCAUGGGACUGGAGGGGCUUUCAUGCCUCUUAGAGCUUUAUUCAGUGGGUGUCAACCACAGUGGUGUCUACUCCUGUCAAGUCAGCAAUGACGCUGGUUCUGUACGCUGUAGUGCAGACUUGAUGGUCAAAGAACCACCAGAGUUUGUGCUGAAACUCCCUGCCGAUAAGUGUGUGAAGCAAGGUGAGCCACUCCGCCUGGAGUGCAGAGUCACUGGUACCGGACCUCUCAAGGUGACCUGGUACAAACAGGACACUAGGCUCACUGAUGGUGGCAACUGCAGCACGUCAUUUAUUGAUUCUGUGGCUGUCCUUGAGCUGUUCGCUGCCAAUUUUGAUGAUGAUGGAGUUUAUACAUGUGAAGCUCACAACGAUGCUGGCAGUGUCAGUUGCAGCACCACUAUAACUGUAAAAGACCCACCAUCAUUUAUUAAAGUACCUGAACCGGUAGAGGAGCUGAAAGGGAAGGACGUUGGUCUUUACUGCGAGAUGCGUGGUACAGCUCCCUUCCAGAUUACAUGGUUCAAAGACAAAAAGCCUUUGAUGGACAGCAGGAAAUAUAAGAUGUUGAGCGAAGGGAGCUCGGCCACGCUGCACGUCAUCGGGAUUGAGCUGGCGGAUGCCGGCCAAUACGAGUGCAAAGUGUCAAACAGUGUAGGAAGCGAUAUCUGCCACACAGAAGUGAAACUCAGAGAGCCACCAUCUUUCGUGAAGAAACUGUCAAACAUGACGGUGAUUCUGGGACAGGAGGUGACCCUUGUGGCCACAGUUCAAGGCUCUGAACCCAUUACUGUGUCCUGGGUUCAGGACAAGGAUCACAUUCUCAGAGACGGUGACAACAGGAAAAUCACCUUUGAGAACAACCAGGUUGCUCUUAAAGUACUUGCGGCUGACGCAGCGGCGGCAGGCAGAUACACCUGCCAGCUCAGAAACGAUGCUGGGAGUGUGGAGUGUUUUGCUAAUUUGACUGUUCUAGAACCGGCCAGGAUCGUGGAUAAGCCUGAUGCUCUGAGUGUGACUGCAGGCGAUAUUGCCGCUCUAGAGGUCAAAGUGUGCGGCACCCCAGAGCUCACACCUAAGUGGUUCAAGGACGGUGUGGAGCUGGCCUCCGGGAGGAAAUACAAAAUCUCAUUUACCCGGAUGAUUUCCAGCCUAAAUGUGCUGUCGGCUGACAAAAUGGACUCAGGAGAGUACAUGUUUCAGGUCAUGAACGAAGUCGGGAAGGAUCUCAGCAAAAUUAAUCUCACUGUCCUAGAUAAAAUCAUGCCGCCAUCCUUUACAAGAAAGCUGAAGGACUGUAACGCCGUGGUUGGGCACGCUGGUGAGAUGGAGUGUAAAGUGUCUGGAUCGCCACCAUUCACGAUUACUUGGUAUCAUGGUGGCGAGGAGCUUCAUAGCGGGCCCAAUCACGACAUAUCCUUUAGGGACAACAGCUGCACUCUCAGGGUGCCCACGCUCAAGCUGUCUGACUCCGGACUCUAUAAAUGUAAGGCCGUAAACGAGGCAGGAUUCAGUGAGACGACAGCUUCCCUCGAGGUCAAAGAGCCGCCAUCCUUUGUGGUGCCGCCCCAGCCGACUGAGGCCUUGCCAGGAUCUGACGUGACCUUCUCGGCCAUUGUCAAGGGCAGCGCCCCCCUCAGGCUGAAGUGGUUCAGGGGAACCAAGGAGCUGGAAGCUGGACGGGGCUGUAAUUUCUCUCUGAAGGACAACCAAGUCAUGCUGGAGCUCUUCAGAGUAGACAGAAGUCACGCUGGAGAGUAUACCUGCCAGGUCAUCAACGAUGUGGGCAAGGAGAGUUUCCCCGUCAACCUGAUGCUCAAAGAGCCAGCAUCCUUUGUGAAGAGGCUGAAAGACGUGUCAGUCGAGAAAGGCAAACCUUUGACGCUUGAGUGUUCCUACGCGGGGACUCCAAAGAUCUCGGUAAGCUGGUUCAAAGACAAGCAGCAGAUCUUUGCGUCGUACAAGUACAACAUGACCACGACCGAGAGCGCCUGCAUCCUGGAGUGUCUCAGCACCGAAGAUAAGGACGCUGCUGGGAUGUUUUCUUGUCACGUGUCUAACGACGCCGGCGAGGAUACCUGCGAGUCAACCGUGACCAUUCUGGAGCCGCCUUAUUUUGUGGAGACACUGGAGCCCAUGGAGGUGACGUCAGGCGACGCCGUGUGCCUCAAGUGUCACGUGGCGGGGACGCCUGAAAUCAAAGUGUCUUGGUUCAAGGGCGACGGCAAAGUGCGCUCUAGCCCCACUUGCAGGUUGGAGUACACCAAGGGUGUCGCCUGCCUCAAACUCAACAAAGCCACAAAGGCCGACAUCGGCGAGUACACCUGCAAGGCAGAGAACAGGAUUGGCUCCGUUUCUUCCACAUGCCGACUUAGCGUGCAAGAGGCCAAAACACCACCAUCCUUCCCCAAGAAAAUCACCAGCCUCCAGCAGACCAAGGGUCAAACCGUGCGUUUCGAGUGCCGUGUGGCCGGGUCCUCGCCCAUUGAAGUGUCAUGGCUGAAAGAUGGCCAGCUUCUGGGCCAGGGGGAGGAGUUCUCCAUGCUGUACGAUGAUAACACCGCCGUGCUAGAGAUCAGUCACAGUGAGCUUAAGCAUUCAGGAGAGUACACUUGUGUGGCAACCAACAGUGUUGGCUCCGCCUCCUGCAGAGCAAAGCUUACCUUGCAAGAGCCCAGGUAUCCUCCAGUCUUUGACCGAAAGUUGUCGCCAACACAGGUGGUGACAGUGGGCGACAGCAUUGAACUCGAAUGUCACAUGACCGGCUCUGCCCCCAUUAAAGUCACAUGGUCCAAAGACCAUAAAGAUAUUCGCAGUGGCGGGAAUUAUAAGAUACGAUUCGAGGACAACACGGCCCACCUGAGCAUAGUGAAGGCUGACAAAGACGACUCGGGCAGAUACUUUUGCCAUGCCUCCAAUGACAUGGGCAAGGACUCGUGCUCCUCUGAUAUUGCUGUGAAAGAGCGCAAAAACCCUCCGGUGUUCACCAAAAAGCCGUCAGAACACAUGGAUGACAUCGAAGGCAGGCUGGUCAAGAUGGAGGCUCGGGUCUCCGGCUCGCAGCCGGUGACAGUCUGCUGGUUGAAGGACGACGCAGAGAUCUCCAGCUCAGACAAAUAUGACAUCAGUUUUAAGAGUAACGUGGCUGUGCUGUGCAUCAAGAGCAGCCAAGUGAUUGACAGUGGCAGGUAUACCUGCCACGCCUCCAACGAGGCAGGGAAAGCAGUCUGCAAUGUCAAUCUGGGCAUCUCAGAGGCCAAGAAGCCACCGGUGUUCGACGUCUCGCUCAAACCAGCGACCGUGGAGGAGGGCGAAAAGCUCAGUCUCAGGUGUCACGUCUGUGGAUCCCCUCCUCUGACGAUUCAGUGGUUGAAGGACAGGAAGGAGCUGCUGUCGGCCGGAAGCACCAAGAUUAGCUUUUCUGAUGGGACAGCCUGUUUAGAGAUCGGCACCACUUCCCGUCAUGAUGCUGGCGACUACAUCUGCAAGGCCACCAACGAUGCCGGCAGCGAGCUUUGCAGAGCUAAAGUUACAAUCAAGGAUAAAGAAGCUCCGCCUCCAACUGAAACUGCUGCUGAUGCUGCUCCCACUAAGAAGCUGGAGCAGCUGUUCUUCAUCGAGGAGCCAAAGAGCGUGAAUGCCACUGAGAAGGGCUCAGCCACUUUCAUUGCCAAAGUAGGCGGAGACCCCAUUCCAAGCGUCAAGUGGAUGAAGGGCAAGUGGAGGCAACUCACGCACGGCGGCCGGGUCUCCAUCGAGCAAAAAGGCCAAGAGGCCAAACUGGAGAUCAAGGAGGUGACCAAGUCUGACUCGGGCCAAUACAGGUGCGUGGCCUCCAACAAACACGGCGAGAUUGAGUGCGGCACCGACCUUCAUGUGGACGAGAAGAAAGCGGCAGCUCAGCUGGAAGGAGACCUUCGAGCCAAACUGAAGAAGACUCCGUCAAAGCAGAAGAGUCCUGAGACAGAUAAAGACAUAGACAUUGUGGAACUGCUGAGGAACGUGGACCCCAAAGAGUAUGAGAAAUACGCUCGCAUGUACGGAAUCACCGACUAUCGAGGACUGUUGCAGGCCAUUGAGCAGCUCAAGCAGGAGAAAAUAGAAGAAAGUGGAAGACCGGACGUGGAACGUGCACCUAGAGAGCCUGACGAGGACAUGGCACGACUGGUAGCCGACCUGCAGAAAAGGAUGGAGCGGACUGAGCCCGUCACCGUCGUGAAGGACAUCUCGGAUCAGUCUGUCUUGGCCGACAAUGUGGCGGUGUUUGAGUGUGAGAUCAAGAUCAACUACCCUGAGAUUACUCUUUCCUGGUACAAAGGCACCCAGAAACUGGAUACUAGCGCCAAGUAUGACAUCAUCGUCAACGGCGAUUGCCACCAACUGAAAAUUAAGCAGUGCCAGGGGUCCGACCAGGGAAACUACAGGGUGGUGUGCGGGCCGCAUAUCUCCAGCGCCAAGCUCACAGUCCUGGAGCCUGAGGUGGAGAAGCACUUGCAGGACACAUCGGGUAAGGAAGGCCAGUCGUGCACGCUGUCUUGUCAGUUGUCCAUCCCUAACGUCGAGGCUCAGUGGUUUAAGAAUGGCCAGCAGUUAGAGAUGAAGGGCAGGUUCACAUCUGAGGUCAAACACAAGGUUCAAAAGCUUCAUAUCAGAGACCUGAAGACUGACGACCAGGGAAGAUACACGUGCAAGUACCAGCACCUGCAGUCCUCGGCGGACCUCUGGGUGGAAGUUGAACAAAUUCAUUUCACCAAACGCAUCCACAAUGUCGAAGUCAGCGAGCGCCAGUCGGCCACCUUCGAGUGUGAAGUGUCCUUUGACAACGCUAUCGUGUCGUGGUACAAAGAUACCUGGGAACUGAAAGAAUGCCCUAAGUAUAACUUUCGAAGUGAGGGGCGAAGACAUUUCAUGGUCAUCCGAAACGUAACCGUUGAAGAUGAAGGCGUGUACUCGGUGAUUGUGAGGUUGGAACCCAGAGGAGAGGCUAAGAGCACAGCUGAGCUUUAUUUGUCUGGCAAAGAGAUCCAAUUAGCAAUGGUUCCCUUUGAUGUUCAAGACUCGUCAGUUCAGAGGCCCGAGGCGCCGUCGUCGGUCGAGAUUCAAGAAUCAACUGAAUUCUAUCAAUACAAAGAAGAAAUUGAACAAACAGUAGUUGUCCAGGAGAGAGUGAAGACACAGGAAGUGGAAUUGGAAGUGAAAGAGGAAAAGACUUUCAAAGUGGCCAAAGCCGAGGAGCAAGAAGUCAAGUUGGUGACAGCUGAGAAGGAACCAGCACCACCAAAAGUGACCAAAGAACCAGUGGAGGAAAAGCUUCCUGUAGUUUCAGUUCCAGAGAAGAAAGUUACCACUGUUAAAGAACCUGAGGAGCUGAAAAAGCCGACAGGUGUUCCCUUACCACCACUGGAGCCAAGCAUGCCAAAAAAAGAUGAGCCGAAGCCUAAGGUACCAGCUGAGCCUAAAAAGUUGGUGCCUGCUGCUAAGCCAGAACCUGAAGCCAAGGUUGCAGCAAAGGCUGAGCCAGAGCCAGAAGCUAAGCCAGCUCCGCUGAAGAAGCCGACACUACCACCUUCCAAAGUCCUGGAAGAACCUACCAAGAUAAAGGCAGAACCUGAACCCAAAACACCAAAAACAGAGCCAGAAAAAAGAAAAGAGCAAGUGAGUAAACCUAAGGAAGAAGUGCCUUUGGCGCCACCUAAACCAGAGCCUGUAGUGAAAAAAGAUGAAUCACUAGAGGUGAAGAUGUCGAAAAUAGAACCACCAGCACCGAAGGAACCCGCCAAGAAAGUGCCAGAGAAACCAGUCAAGAAAGAGGCUGCUGCAGCCCCAGAGAAGGUGGACAGAACAGAUGAAGAAACACCAAAGAAGAAGUCUGUGGUCACCAAAGUUCCUGUGGAAGCAAAAAUAGCAGAAGAGCCAAAAGCAGCCAAGAAACCAGAAGCUGCUGUGGUUCCGCCCAAACAAGAGCCAGCAGAGCGAGAAAGAGAUUUGGAGCCCAAACCUGAUCUUGUAUGUGAAGACGAGCCUGUACUGCGAAAACAACCUCAGAAGAUGCUUGAUGAGGUUGUGAUGUCACUGACUAAAGCAAAGAGUCUUCCUUCUGACAAAGUACAUGACAAGCUUCCAGAGAAAACACAAGUACCAGAGAAACUUCCAGAUAGACAGCCUGAGAAAGUACCUCAGAAGCUUCCAGACGAAAUACAUGAGAAAGUACCAGAGAAGCUUCCAGAUGAAACAUGUGAGAAAGUACCAGAGAAGCUUCCAGAUAAAACACAUGAGAAAGUAGCAGAGAAGCUUUCCGAUAAAACACAUGACAAAGUACCAAAGAAGUUUCUAGAUAGAAAAUCACAAAAGAUACCAGAGAAGCUUUCAGAGGAAACACACCAGAAAGUACCAGAGAAGCUUCCAGAUAGAAAACCUGAGAAAGUACCGAAAAAGCUUCCAGAUAAAACACAUGAGAAAGUACAAGAGAAGCUUCCAGAUCAAAUGAGUGAGAAAACAACAGAUAACCUUUCAGAUAAAACACAUGACAAAUUACCUGAGAAGCUUCCAGAUAGAAAACCUGAGAAAGUACCUGAGAAGCUUCCAGAAGAAACACAAGAGAAAGCACCAGAGAAGCUUCCAUUUACAAAACCUGACAAAGUACCUGAGAAGCUUCCAGAAGAAACACACGAGAAAGUACCAGAGAAGCUUCCAGUGAGAAAACCUGAGAAAGUACUAGAGAAGCUUCCAGGUCAAGUUAAUGAGAAAACACCAGAGAAGCUUCCAGAUAGAAAACCAGAGAAGCUUCCAAAUAAAACAAAUGAGGAACUGCCAGAGAAGCUUCCAGAUAGAAAACCUGAGAAAGUACCUGAGAAGCUUCCACAAGAAACACAUGAAAAUGUACCAGAGAAGCUUACAGUAAGACAACCUGAGAAAGUACGAGAGAAGGUUCCACAUCAAAUAAAUGAGAAAACACCAGAGAAGCUUCCAGAUAGAAAAACUGAGGAAGUACGUGGGAAGCUACCAGAUAAAGCAAAUGAGAAACUGCCAGAAAAGUUUCCAGAUAGAAAACCUGAGAAAGUACCUAAGAGGCUUCCAGAUAAAACACAUGAGAAAGUACCAGAGAAGCUUCCAGAUCAAACAAGUGACAAAACAACAGAUAACCUUUCAGAUAAAACAUAUGACAAAUUACCUGAGAAGGUUCCAGAUCGAAAACCUGAGGAAAUACCUGAGAAGCUUCCAGAAGAAACAUAUGAGAAAGUACCAGAGAAAAUUCCAUAUACAAAACCUGAGAAAGUACCCGAGAAGCUUCCAGAAGAAACACACAAGAAAGUGACAGAGAAGCUUCCAGUGAGAAAACCUGAGAAAGUACUAGAGAAGCUUCCCGAUCAAAUAAAUGAGAAAGCACCAGAGAAGCUUCCAGAUAUAAAACCAGAGAAGCUUCCAAAUCAAACAAAUGAGGUACUGCCAGAUAAGCUUCCAGAUAGAAAACCUGAGAAAGUACCUAAGAGGCUUCCAGACAAAAUACAUGAGAAAGUACCAGAGACACUUUCACAUAAAACAAAUGAGAAAACACCACAGAAGCUUCCAGAUAGAAAACCUGAGAAAGUACCCGAGAAUCUUACAGAUCAAACACAUGAGAAAGUACCUGAGAAGCUUACAGAUCAAACAUACGAGAAAAUACCUGAGAAGCUAACAGGUAGAAAUCAUGAGAAAAUACCUGAUAAACUUUCAGAUAAAACACAUGUGAAAGUACCUGAGAAGCUUCUGGGGAAAACACAUGAAAAUGAACCAGAGAAGCCUUCUCAGAUUGCUGAUAAAGUUCUGACACCCGAGAAAAUGGGAGAAGAAGUCUUUGGCAAAGUGUCUGAAAAUGUUGCUGAGAAGCCACCAGGGGGCAGCGUUUUUGGAAAGAAGCCUAUUAAGGUUUUCCAGAAAGCAAAUGAAUAUGAGAUGGUUCCCAUGUUGAUACAUGAGAAGGAACUAUCUGAUGAAAUGUUCCCUGGAGUUGUUAAAGUCAAGCAGGAAGUAGGAGAACAUUCAGCCACAGAGGUAGAAAGUCAGAGGAUUGCAAAGAUUCAGCCUUCAGAAGUUGAACAAGAGAAGCAGAAAGUCUCUCCUCCAGAAAAAGAGAGGCUCAUUGAGAUUGAGCAGCAACACGAACUUAAUGUGGUGACAGAGAGCGUGUCUCCCACGGAAGGGCCAUGGCCCUAUGAGGAGGUGGGAGAAGAACGAGCCCAAGUGUCAUACGAGAAGAUUAUGUCCCCUGUGGGCCACCUGAAGGUUUCAUUGGCUCAGAUGGAAGUCUUGACUGAGACGCUAACGGAAGGAAAUAAAACGUCUGAAUUGAGAAGUGAGAUGACUGAACUUAUCGUCAAGAAGCAGAGUGGAGUAACUCCAGAACCAAUCAAAAAUCUAAAUGUCGAGAGUGCACCGGAGCAUAAAAGUGAGCAAACUACAGAGCAGGACCCUACAAAAGACAAACCAAUGAUACAAGGUACAGAUGAGAGGAAAGACACACAUCUGUCUGGCAAAAAGCAGAGGACAGUCAAGAAAGAAACAACUGUUCAAAAAGAAAGCAAGGACGAAACUGCCAGAGAUGACAUACACACAAUGACGUUUCCGACUGUCGCAGGUAAACAGGAGGUAGAAGCAGAGAUUAUUCCAGUUUCUUUGAGGAACAAACAAAGUCAAACUCCAGAAGGGAGUGUUGUGGUUGAGCACAGCGACAUCAUAGGUGACCUGCUAAAAGAUGAACAUUUAGCACUGAGCCAUAAGUCAGCAAAAAGACACCAGUUAGCUGAGAAGAAACAAGCAUCUGACCGGCUCGUUGGCAAAAAAACUCUAUUAGAAGCAGAAGUGUCUGACAUGCUGCCUCAGCAAACCAAAACCAUCAGACAUGACAAAACCCCUGAAGAAGAAUCAAGUCCACAAAUGGAAGACACCAUCCAAAAGAAACCUUCAAUCACCACCAGACAAAGACAAGAGAUGGAAGAAAUUCCUUGUGAAGCUACUCCCAAAGAGGCCAAGUUGUUUCCUGCCCAUCUGGAGAUGCUGGAAAGAAGAGCAGAGAGAGUGAAAGAGUCACAGGUACAGCCCGAAGAACCAGCAGUGAAGCCUGCUGCUGCCCAAGAAGAGAUUGAAGUACCUAGAGCAGUUGAAGACAAAAGGCCUGAGCAGCUGCUAACAGGACCUACCAAGCCAGUCAAACCUGUUGUAAAAGCUGAAGAGUCAACCGCAAAGGUUGUGGAAGAAGUAAAAACUGUCAAAGUGGAUAAAGUAGCACCUGAGACAGAUGAAACCAAGGGACCUGUUCAAACACCGGGAGGAGUCAAGAAAGCUCUGCUCAAAAAAGUUAAAGUACACAAGGAAGAGACAGGGACGUUUGAGCUUCCCUCUCUGAGGAAAACCACUCCAAUUACAAAAGAUGAGGAGCAAGCACCAGAAAUGAUCAAACUGAGGAAGAUUCCAUCUGUUCCACCCAAAGAGUCAGAGGAGGAACAGAUGUCUCAGAAUGCCACCAGGACCGUAUGUGUUGAUAUGGUUGAGGUGGUGCAUGAAGAAGAGACAGCUGAGGUAUUGGUUACCACCAAGAGGUCUGAAGAGGAGAGGAAGACUAGAGAGAAAGCAGCUGUGUUGAAAAAGCAAGAUAUACCAAAGACGAAAGAAGUGGAAGAAAAACAAGAUACUAAACAUCAAUGGAGCCCUCAGAAAGGAACUCCAAAAGAUGAUAAAUCAGAGGAUACCAUUUCAUGGGAAAAAACUCCCAAAGCUCCACAGGAGGAGGAACCAGUCCAUCCUGGUGCUGCCUUGAAAAAAAUCAAACGACUGUCUUUAGAUGAAAAAGAACCAGAAGUUGUCAAACUAAAACCCUUUGAGAAGCCAGUCAAAGCGACUGAUGAGCCACAGAAAUCUGCAAAGGAUGGACCAGAAAAGAUGGUGGCUUUCCAGAAAGAACAGAGAAUUCCCAGAGAGGUGGAGGCCAAGGAACCUCCCAAGAAAGAUGAUAAAGAACCAGCAGAAGUAAAGGAGCCACUGGCCAAAGUGCUAAAGCCAGUAACGAAAGAUAUCCCUGAGGAAAAAGAGACAGAAGAGGCUAAAGCACCUGCAAAAUUAAAGAAAACUCCCACCCAACAGCCGGAGGCAGAGCUUGUUAAGCUGAAACCUUUUACACGCCCUUCAAAGGAGGCUGUCGAGCCCGAGAAGAAGUCGGCAGAAGAUGAAGUCAGGAAACCAACUGAAGACCUACGCCAGCAACGUAUCAUCACAGAAGACAAACCUGAAGAACAGAUGCUGGAUGCUACAUCAAAAAAACCUGACAUCAUUCAAGCAGAAGAGAAGAAGCCAGAGAAGCUCAAGGAGGCCGAGCCAGUUCCAGCAAGGAAGAUUGCUUCUCAGGUGCCUGAGAAGGUGCCCAAGAAAGCAGACCAAGUUCCCGAAGAGCCCAAACCUCUCAAACUGAGGAAGGCAGUCACACCAAAAACCAAAGAUCAAAAAGAAGAAGUGGCUUUGACACCUUUAGAGCAGCUCAAGAAGAUUCAACUGAAAAAGACACCAUCACCAAAAGUGGACAAACCUAAAGAAGCUGAAAUAGUCCCCACAGAGAGGAAGCUGAGUAUCGAACUAAAAAAGACACCUAAAACAGUUUCACCUAAAGAUUCCACAGAAGCCAUGACUCUUACAAAGGUAACCAAAAAGCCCUUGCAGGAGGAUCUAGAAGCAGAAAAGCCUCCAAAAGAAAAGAUUCCGCUGGUGAAGGAAGUUUCUCCUGGAGCAGUAGAGAUUAAGAAAGUGGCCACACAGCCAGAGGAGGAGGUGUUUGAGGAGGACUUUGGAGUUGAGAACAAAGCUGAGCUGGAGGAGGAAGAGGCUUGGGGCUGGGAACUGGUUCCUCAGGAAAGCGGCGAAGAUUGGGAAGGCGAAGGGGAAGAGGGCGCUCUGGAGGUACCGGGGGUGGCCAGGAGAGAGGGACAACCAGCAGAGGAGGCAGGACGAGGAAGAGGGCGAGGUCUCAAACUCAAGCAGACACCAUCGCCGGGUGAAGGCAGAGGGCGUGGCCUCAGGCCUGCUGGAAGAGGCACGCCGCCUCCAGAGGAACCUUUUGGAGGAUUCAAGCUCAAAGCUGUUCCACUGAAGUUCAUCAAGAAGCUUCAGGAUAUUGUGUUGCAAGAGGCAGAGUCUAUCGGCUCGUCAGCUGUGUUCGAGUGUGAGGUCUCGCCGUCCACCGCUGUCACGUCUUGGAUGAAAGAUGGCAGCAACCUGCGCGAGAGCCCCAAGCACAAGUUCACAUCUGAUGGCAAAGAUCGCAAGUUGAACAUCAUCGAUGUCCAACUGUCAGACACUGGAGAAUACACCUGUGUUGCUAAGAACGCUGGAAAGGAAAUCUCCUGCACUGCAAAGCUUAUUGUUGAAGAGCUUCCUGUGAAAUGGAUCAAGGAGUUGGAGGCAGAGACUUCAGCUAUAAAGGGACAGCCACUGUACUUGUCCUGCGAGUUGAACAAAGAGAGAGAUGUGGUUUGGAGGAAGAAUGGUGAGGUACUUAAGAAAGAGGCUAACAAAAUCCAGAUCAACAUUAUAGGUAUGCAGCAUGCAGUGACCAUCCAGAACUGCACUGAAGAGGACGCCGGUACAUAUUCAUGUGAAGUGGCUAACCAGGAGGAAGUGAAAACAUCAACAAGUGUGAAAGUGACCGAGAUCAUCAAAGAUUGGAUUGUGAAGCCUCUGAGGGACCAGCAUGUAAAACCGAAGGCCAACGCUACAUUUAAAUGCGAGCUGUUUAAGGACACACCCAACUGGAAGUGGCUAAAAGGAGAGAAGGAGCUGGCUCCCUCUGAUAAAUUGGACAUCAAGCAGGACGGGAAAGAUUUGACGCUGACCAUCAAGAACUGCCAGCCUGAUGACGUGUCAGAAUACUCUAUGGAGGUGGAGGGACGUGUCUACACAGCCAAACUGACGCUAGGAGAGCGCGAGGCGGAGAUCCUGAAGCCCCUGGCCAGUGUGGAGGUGGUGGAGAAGGAAGACGCUACAUUUGAGACGGAAAUAUCUGAGGAAGAUAUUCCAGGAGAGUGGAAGCUCAAAGGGGAGCUUCUGACAAGAUCUCCAACCUGCGACAUCCAAACUGAAGGUGGUGUCCGCCGGAUCACGUUGAAAAAGUGCCAGCUGGACCAAGCGGGUGAAGUGUCCUACCAGGCGCUGAACGCUGUAACAAGCGCAAUGCUCAAUGUUAAAGAAAUCCCAAUGGACUUUGUUGUCCCUCUGAAGGAUGUUAGUGUGCCUGAAAAGAAACAGGCUAAAUUUGAAUGCACCAUCACGAAGGAUGUUUCUAAGGUUAUGUGGUACAGAGGCAGUGACAUCAUCACACCGGAUGCGAAAUAUGACAUAAUUGAUGAUGGAAAGAAGCACAUGCUUGUCAUUAACUCCUGUGAGUUUGAUGAUGAGGAUGAGUACAGGAUUGAAGUUUUGGGCAAAGCGUCCACGGCACGACUCACGGUGGAGGGUAUCAGGCUCAAACUCAUUUCACCAAUAAAAGACCAAACAGUGAAGGAGGGCAGCACUGUUUACUUUGAGCUGGAGCUGUCUCAUGAAAAUGUUCCCGUCACCUGGUUCAAGAACGACGUUAAAGUCCAUCCUAGCAGAACUGUGCUCAAGCACGUAGAUGGGAAGCGACAUGUGCUCGAAAUAAAGGACGUGACCCUUGAUGACACUUGUCAGGUCAAGGCUGAGGCUAAAGGAAUUUCAACCAUGGCCAACUUAACAGUCAUAGAGGGAGAUGCAUACUUCACAAUCAAGCUGCAGGACUACACUGCAGUGGAAAAAGACAAGGUGUUGCUAGAAUGUGAACUCAACAGAGAUGUCCAGGUUGUAUGGUACCACAAUGAAGCUGAAGUGAAGGCCUCCAAAAUGGUGGCCAUUAAGGCCGAGGGCAAACACAGAUCACUUGUCAUCAGGAAAGUCGUAGACAACGAUAAAGGACAGUAUGUGUGUGACUGUGGAACAGACAAGACAACAGCAAUGCUUCACAUUGAAGCCCGCAACAUCCGAGUGCUGCGCCCAGUGUAUGGUGUAGAGGUGUUUGAAGGCGAGACGGCUCGCUUCGAAGUCGAGCUGAGUGAAGACGAUGUACACAGCCAGUGGAAACUCUGCGGCCAAGUCCUUAGUCCAUCUCCUGAUGUUGAGAUGGUGGAGGACGGUGCCAAGCACACGCUGGUGUUGUACAACUGCAAAGUGCCGCAGACGGGCGAGGUGGCGUUUAGCGCCGCCAACGCCAAAUGUUCGGCCAACUUGAAAGUGAAGGAACUUCCCAUCUCUUUCCUCACCCCAUUGGCCGACGUGCAUGUCUUUGAAAAGGAUGAAGCAAAGUUUGAGCUGGAAGUGUCCAGGGAACCCAAAAGUUUUCGCUGGCUCAAAGGAUCUCAAAUGCUGUCAAACGAUGAUAAGUAUCAGAUUCUGGACGAUGGCAAGAAACAUGCUCUUAUUGUGAAAUCCGCCAGAUAUGAAGACGAAGCCAAGUACACAUUUGAGGCAGAAGACAAAAGAACAUCAGCAAGGCUGAUUAUUGAAGGUAUUCGUCUCGAAUUUCUCAAACCUAUCAAAGACGUGACAGUGAAGGAGCGCGAAACAGCUGAGUUCAGUGUGGAACUCUCGCAUGAAAAGAUCCCAGUGGUUUGGUACAAAAACGGUGCACGCCUGCACCCCAGCAAGGUGGUGCACAUGUCUGAGGAUAGUCGAGUCCACAAGCUGGCCUUCAAGGAGGUCACGGUCGAUGACACAUCCAUGAUCAAGGUGGAGGCCAUAGACAAGACAGCGGAGGCCAUGCUCACCGUGCUGGAGGGCGACCUCUACUUCACGCUGAAGCUCCAGAACUACACUGCCAUAGAAAAGGAUGAGGUGGUUCUGUCCUGUGAGCUGAGCAAGGCCACAGGAGUGGUCCGAUGGUUCAAGGACGGCAAUGAAAUCUUUGCCUCCAAGAACAUUCUGGUCCAGUCAGAUGGCAGAAAGCGCAUGCUAGUCAUCAAGAAGGCAACCAAGAGCGACAUGGGAGCCUUCACCUGUGAUUGUGGCACUGACAAAACCACAGCCCAGCUCAACAUUGAAGAGCGUGACAUCAAGGUUGUACGUCCGCUAUACAGCGUGGAGGUGACCGAGACCGAGACGGCUAAGUUUGAAACCGAGAUUUCAGAGGAAGACCUUCAUGCCACGUGGAAGCUGAAGGGGGAGACGCUCCAUCCCUCUGCUGAUGUGGAAAUCAAGGAGGAAGGAGUGAGACACACCUUGAUCCUCUUCAACUGCCGCAAAGACAUGGCUGGGACUGUGGACUUCUCAGCAGCCAAUGCCAAGUCGUCGGCUCAGCUCAGGGUCAAAGCCCGAGUUAUCGGGUUGACGCGGCCUCUGACUGACGUGACGGUGACUGCCGGGGAGACCGCCACCUUUGAAUGCGAGCUUUCCUACGAAGACAUUGCUGUUGAGUGGUUCCUGGAGGGUACCAAGCUGGAACCCAGCGACAGAGUGGUGCUCAAGUCGGAGGGUAAAGUUCACAGCUUGACCUUGCGAGACGUCCAGCUAAAAGAAGCGGGACAAGUCCGACUGACCGCCAAGGACUUCCAGACUGAAGCCAACCUCUUUGUAAAAGAACCGCCGGUGGAGUUCACAAAGCCUUUGGAGGACCAGACAGUGGAGGAGGAAGCCACCGCCACACUGGAAUGUGAGGUAUCCAGAGAGAACGCCGAGGUGCAAUGGUUCAAAGAUGGACAGGAAAUCCGCAAGAGCAAGAAGUACGAGAUGAUCGUGGAUGGCCACAAGAGGAUACUGCUCAUCCACGGCUGCGCUUUGGAUGACUCGAGAACAUAUUCUUGUGACGCGAAAGACUUCAAAACUUCCUGCUUCUUAAAUGUUGAACCUCCGCAUGUUGAGUUCUCCAAGCCGCUCCAGGAUGUUGAGGUGCGAGAAAAAGAAUCCGCCAGGUUUGAGUGUGAAGUCUCCAGAGCAGAUGUUAAGGUCCGCUGGUUCAAGGACGGAAGUGAAAUAAGAAAAGGGAAGAAGUACGAAAUUGUAGCUCAGGGACGCCAACACAUCCUUGUUGUCCACAAGUCAGUGUUUGAUGACGAGGCCGAGUAUGAAUGUGACGCAAAAACUUGCAAAUCCUCUGGAAUGCUCACUGUUAUUGAGGAAGAGGCCAGGUUUACCAAGAACUUGUCCAAUGUGGAGGGAACCGAGACAGACAGCGUGAAGCUCAUCUGCGAGGUCUCCAAACCCAGCGCUGACGUCACCUGGUACAAAGGAGACCAAGAGCUGCCGGAGGGCGGCCGCUAUGAACAGAUUGUCGACGGGAAGAGGCGAAUUCUCCUCAUUCAGGACCUGAAGAUGGCCGAUGCCGGAGAGUACAACUGCCGGCUGAGUCCUAGCAUCAAAACGUCCGGAAACCUCAAGAUUAAUGAACUGGCAGCAGAGUUCAUCUCCAGGCCUCGCAACAUAGAGGUGGUGGAAGGUGAAAAGGCAGAGUUCACCUGCACCGUCUCCAAGGAAACCUUUGAGGUCAAAUGGCUGAAAGACGACAAAGAGCUGGAGGAUGGAAGCAAGUAUCAGAUGAGUCGCGACGGAAAGAGGCGGACUCUGGUCAUCAAUGAUUGCGAGCCCAAAGACGAGUGCAAAUAUGUGGUGAAGGUCGGCCCAACUAGAGCGACCGCUGACCUUACUGUGCUUGAGAAAUUGAAGAUCAUCACACCAUUGAAGGACACCGAGACCGGCGAAGGCCAGGAAGUGGUCCUGAACUGCGAGGUUAACAAUGAGGGAGCAAAGGCCAAGUGGCUAAAGAAUGAAGAGACUAUCUUUGAGAGCAGCAAGUACAUGAUGGCCCAGCGAGACAACGUCUUCUCGCUGAGGAUCAGAGAUGCACAGAAAGGCGAUCAAGCCAACUAUAGCAUCAGCCUGUCCAAUCAGAGAGGAGAGCAGGCCAAGAGCUCCUGCAGCCUCUCCGUCAAAGAGGAGAGUUUGAGGAUUGUUGUUCCUCUGGAGGACAUUGACACCCAGGAGAAAAAGACAGUCAGCUUCUCGUGCAAGGUCAACCGGCCCAACGCCACUCUGAAAUGGAUCAAGGCCGGCGAGGAGAUGGUCUUCAACAAACGCGUCAUCUACAAAGUCGACAAAGUCAAGCACACGCUGAUCAUCAAGGACUGCACGCUGGCCGACGAGGGCGAGUACACCGUUGUUGCCGGUGAAGACAAGUCUACAGCCGAGCUGAUCAUCAGUGAGGCGCCAACCGACUUCGCCAUGCAGCUGAAGGACCAGACUAUCACUGAGUUUGAGGAUGCAGAGUUCACAUGCAAGCUGACAAAGGAGAAGGCUGAUGUGAAGUGGUACAGGAACGGCCGUGAAAUUCGAGAAGGGCCAAGAUACACAUUUGAAAAAGAUGGUAAGACCUGCACCUUGCAUAUCAAAGAGUGCCGACCUGACGACGAGUGUGAGUAUGCAUGCGGUGUCGACGAGAAGAGAUCCAGAGCGAGACUCUUUGUUGAAGAGACCCCAGUGGAGAUCAUCAGGCCACCGCAGGAUGUGUUCCAACCUCCCGGCUCUGACGUGGUGUUUGAGCUGGAACUCAACAAGGACAGAGUGGAGGUGAAAUGGUUACGGAACAACAUGACAGUUGUCCAGGGAGACAAAUACCAGAUGAUGAGUGAAGGUAAAGUCCACAGACUGCAGGUCUGUGAGAUCCGUCCUCGAGAUCAGGGCGAGUACAGAGUCAUCGUCAAGGACAAAGACGCCAAGGCCAAGCUGGAGAUGGCAGCGGCGCCCCAGAUAAAAACCACUGAUCAAAAUUACGUCACAGACGCUGGGAAGCCUCUUGUCAUGGCAGUUCCCUACAGUGCAUACCCACAAGCUGAGGCAGACUGGCUGUAUGACAAUUUAAGUCUUCCCCAGGAUAGUGUCUACACGUCCUCCGAAUGCUCAGAGUACCGUCUGAAGGACCCUAGAAAAUCUGAUGAGGGUCGUUACAAGGUCAUCAUUAGGAACAAGCAUGGAGAGGGCGAAGCCUUCAUCAACCUGGAUGUCAUUGAUGUUCCAGGACCUGUGAAGAACCUGCAAGUGGUCGACACUGCUGACAGCGAAGUCAGUUUGGCAUGGGAGGAACCAGAGAAUGAUGGAGGAAGCAAAGUCAUUAGUUACUUGGUGGAGAGACGAGACGUGAAACGCAAGACCUGGACGCUGGCCACUGACCAUGCUGACAGCCCCGAGUACACAGUGACAGGACUCCAGAAGGACUCCAUGUACCUGUUCAGAGUCUGUGCUCGAAAUCGUGUUGGCAGCGGACCCACUGUAGAGACAGACAAACCUGUCCAGGCGAAAAACAAGUUUGAUGUUCCUGACGCUCCUCUUAAUGUGAUUGUUGGGAACGUCUCCAAGUUUGGUUGUACUGUGUCCUGGGAGCCGCCUGCAUCAGAUGGCGGUACUCCCAUUACCUCUUACAUCAUUGAGCUACGUGACAGGACGUCCGUAAAGUGGUCACCUGUCCAGGUGACAACCUCUGAUGAGCUCAGCGCCAUCAUUAAUGACGUCAUUGAGAACAAAGAAUACAUCUUCAGAGUCAAGGCUCAGAACAAAGCUGGUGUGGGCAAGCCCAGUGCUGCUUCCCAACCUGUGAAGAUCAUGGAUCCCAUCGAGCGUCCCAGCCCCCCCCAGAAUCUGGCCUAUCAGGACCAGAGCAAGAGCUCUGUGCAACUCAGCUGGGAGACACCUCUGAGGAAUGGUGGAAGCAUGAUCACAGGAUACAUCAUUGAGCGCUGUGAGGAUGGAACCGAUAAGUGGCUCCGCUGCAAUGCCCGCCUCUGCCCUGAACUAUUCUACAAGGUUUGCGGUCUCAAGUGUGGAACAAAUUACAACUAUCGAGUGUUUGCAGAAAAUGCAGCCGGAAUCUCAGAUCCAUCCAACAUCAUUGGACCUCUGCUGGCCGAUGACCCACACACUGGUCCGACUCUUGAUCUGAGCGCGUUUAAAGACGGCCUGGAGGUUAUCGUCCCGCAGCCGCUCACUAUCAAAGUCCCCAUCACUGGAUAUCCCACCCCCGUCGCCAAGUGGACGUUCGGCGAGAAGGAGCUGACUGCCACUGAUGAUCGGGUCACUCUGACCACGAGGUCCACAUUUGCAGAAUUAGUUGUCACGCCGAGCGUUCGGCCAGACAAAGGCAUCUACACCUUGCAGCUGGAAAAUGAUAUCACGUCUGUCUCUGGCGAAAUUGAAGUCAACGUCAUUGCCGCGCCCAGUGCACCAAAGGACUUCAAGGUGCAGGAAGUGACCCGCGAGCAUGUUCACCUGGCCUGGGAAGCUCCAGAGCAUGACGGAGGAAGUCCUCUGACAGGCUACCAGGUUGAAAAACGAGAGGUGUCCCGCAAGACCUGGGUCAAGGUGGCGACAAGUAUCCAGGAUCAGGAGAUGACUGUCACUGAUGUGGUUGAAGGGAAGGAGUAUCUCUUCAAGGUCACAGCCUGUAACAAGUGUGGACCAGGAGAACCUGCAUACAUUGAUGAGCCCAUCAAUGUAUCCUCUCCUGCCACUGUCCCUGAUCCUCCGGAGAACCUGAGGUGGAGAGACAAGUCAGCCAGCAGCAUCUUCCUAACCUGGGAGCCUCCCAAGUAUGACGGUGGCAGUGGCAUUCGUGGCUACAAUGUUGACCGUUGCCAGAGAGGAAGUGAUAGGUGGGAGCCCUGUGGAGACCUGAUCCCUGAGCUGAAGUUCCAAGUGACGGGUCUGACUGAGGGCCAGUGGUACUCGUACAGAGUCCGAGCCUUAAAUCGUCUUGGAGCCAGCCGGCCCUGCAAGGCCACAGAUGAGAUCCAGGCUGUAGAUCCCAAAGAGCCACCAGAGAUCCAUCUGGACUCCAAGCUGCUUGCUGGUCUGACUGCUAAAGCUGGUAGCAAGAUUGAAUUGCCCGCCGAGGUGACGGGCAAACCUGAGCCCCGGGUGAAGUGGACCAAGGCUGACCUGGUCCUCAAAGCUGAUGAUAGAGUCGCCAUCAACACCAAACCAGGACACUCCACCGUCACCAUCUCCAAGACCAAACGAGAUGACAGUUCCACCUACAUCAUUGAGGCCACAAACAGCUGCGGCCGCGCUACUGCCACUGUUGACGUCAACAUUCUUGAUAAGCCCGGCCCCCCAGCUGCCUUUGACAUCUCUGACAUUACCAAUGAGUCCUGUUUCCUGGCCUGGAACCCACCACGUGAUGAUGGUGGCUCAAGGAUCACCAACUACAUAAUAGAGCGACGUGCUGCAGACAGUGAGAUUUGGCACCGGCUCUCCUCCACUGUCAAACAAACAACCUACAGGGCAGUGGGACUGGUAAAGUUCAAGGAGUACAUUUUCAGGGUCUUUGCUGAGAACCAGUUUGGUGUGGGUCUACCAGCGGAACACCCAUCCAUCAUCGCUAGAUAUCCCUUUGAUACCCCCGGCGCACCCUACAAGCUGGAACCCUCGGACAUUGCCAAGGACUCACUGACUCUGAGCUGGUACGAGCCUGAUGAGGAUGGAGGAAGCCCAAUAACAGGGUACUGGGUGGAGCGAUAUGAACCUGACCACGACAGGUGGAUGCGAUGCAAUAAGCUGCCGAUUAAAGACACCAACUACAGGGUCAAAGGUCUUCCCACCAGGAAGAAGUACAAGUUCAGAGUCCUCGCUGAAAAUCUUGCUGGAACUGGAAAGCCAAGCAAGGAAACAGAACCAAUCCUUGUGAAAGAUCCAAUUGAUCCCCCAUGGCCUCCUGGUAAACCCACAGUGAAAGACGUAGCAAAGACUUCAUGCUUCCUGAUGUGGACCAAACCAGAGCAUGACGGGGGAGCAAAGAUUGAUGGCUAUGUCAUUGAGAUGCUCAAGAGUGGCACAACAGAUUGGAUCCGUGUGGCAGAGAAUGUCAACAUGACCGAGUACUUCUUGAAGGGCCUGAUGGAGAAGCAGGAGUACUCGUUCAGGGUGCGUGCAGUCAACGUGGCUGGAGAGAGUGAACCCAGUGAGCCCAGCGAUCCUGUUCUCUGCAAGGAGAGACUCAACCCCCCUUCAGCACCGCGCUGGCUUGAGGUCAUCAGCAUUAGCAGGAACAGUGCUGAGUUGAAGUGGACGCUUCCCGAGCGCGAUGGAGGCUCGCCCAUCACCAACUAUGUGGUGGAGAAACGGGACGUCAGACGUAAAGGCUGGCAGGCUGUGGACACCACUGUCAAGGAGCUGAAGUACACCGUGACCCCACUCAAUGAAGGCUCUCUAUACGUGUUCCGUGUCGCAGCUGAGAACGCCGUUGGCGUCGGCCCAUUCUGCGAGUUAGAGGACUCUGUGCUGGCCAAGGACACUUUCACCACUCCCGGGCCACCAUACGCCCUCGCUGUUAAUGCAGUGACUAAAAGAUACGUGGACCUGCAGUGGGAGGCACCUAAAAACGAUGGUGGCCGACCAAUCCUUCGGUAUUCUAUUGAGAAGAAGGAGAAGCUUGGAACUCGCUGGGUAAAGUGUGGAAAGACUUCCGGGCCCGACUGCAAGUACAGAGUCACUGACAUCAUAGAGGGAACUGAGGUUCAGUUCCAAGUCCGGGCGGAGAACGAGGCUGGAGUCGGACAUCCCAGCGAACCCACCGAGAUCCUAACUAUUGAAGACCCAACAGGUGUCCCAUCUCCUCCCAUCGAGCUGCAUGUGACUGCCGCCAGCAGGGACUUCCUGUCCAUCAGCUGGAAGCCUCCACAGAGGGACGGUGGCUCCCCCAUCAGUGGCUACCACAUUGAGAUGUGUGAGGCCGGAACAGAGAAAUGGAUGAGGGUCAACUCUCGUCCCGUGAAGGAGCUGAAAUACACUGUGGAAGAUGGAAUCGUUCCUGAGAAGGAAUAUAUUAUGCGAGUGAGAGCAAUAAACGCUGUGGGAGUCAGCGAGCCCUCCGAAAUCUCUGAAAACGUUUUUGCCAAAGACUCAGACUGCAACCCCACGAUAGACUUCCAGACUCUUGACCUGGUUGUCGUGGAGACAGAGAAGCUGCACAUUCCAGUUCCUUUCAAAGCCGUCCCCUCGCCCAAAAUCACUUGGCACAAAGAUGGGAAAGAGCUUAAGGCCGACGAUCGUCUCGGCCUGAGGAGAGAGUAUACAUCCUGUCACCUAGAAGUCGAUAGCAGUCUUCAUUCUGAUGCAGGCCAAUACAAAGUGACACUGGAGAAUAAACUAGGGUCUGCCAGCGCCACCAUCAACGUCAAAGUCAUUGGUCUUCCGGGCCCAUGUAAGGAAAUCAUGGCCUCAGAGAUUACCAAAAACUCCUGCAAGAUCUCCUGGGAUCCUCCUGACUAUGAUGGUGGAAGCCCAAUUCUUCACUACGUCCUGCAGCGGCGUGAGGCUGGCAGGAGGACAUAUGUCAACAUGAUGUCCGGAGAGAACAAGGUGAGCUGGAUUGUCAAAGACCUCAUCCCCAAUGGAGAGUACUACUUCAGAGUCCAGGCCAUAAACAAGAUUGGAGGAGGAGAGUUUAUUGAGCUACGCAACCCCGUAAUUGCUGAAGACCAGAAACAUCCACCUGACCCACCUGUGGAUGUGGAGACCCACAAUCCCACAUCAGGCACUAUCACGCUGACAUGGAAGCCUCCAAUGUACGACGGAGGUUCCAAGAUUAUGGGCUACAUCCUGGAGCGACAACAGAAGGGUGAGGACAAGUGGGAGAGGUGCAAUGACUUCCUGGUUCCGGUGCUUUCCUACACCGUCCGAGGACUAACAGAGGGCAAGAGCUACGCCUUCAGAGUCAAAGCCGAAAAUGCUGCCGGGGUUAGCGAGCCAUCACGCAGCACCCUGUUUGUCAAGGCCUCAGAUGCUGUUGAUCCUCCCAAAGUCUUCCUCAGUGGGAGUCUGCAAUCUGGCCUGAGCGUGAAGCGAGGCUGUGAGAUCUGCCUGGACGCCAACAUUUCCGGCUCACCAUACCCUCAGAUCACCUGGUACUGGAACAACCAGGUGAUCCGACCCGAGCCACUCCGCAAGAGGACAGAGAAACCACUGAAGAAAAAGGUGGAGAAGAAGAAAGAGAUAAAGAAGGAGGAAAGUGAAGGAGAAAAGAAAGAGGAGCAGAAGGAGGAAGCAGUAAAAGACACAGAGGAGAAAGGAGAAGAGAAAAAGGAGGAGGUUACCGAGCCUGAGGUGGAAGAGUCAGACUACCCAACUCUUGGCGAGCGUCUAUCCAUCAACAACAGCAGGAGGGGUGUAUCUUCUGUAGUUGUCAGAGACUCCAUCCGUGCUGACCACGGCAUCUACAUGGUGAAGGUAGAGAAUGACCACGGCAUUGCUUCAGCCACCUGUGAGGUCAACAUCCUUGACACCCCUGGACCUCCACUCAACUUCCAGUUUGAAGAGGUGAGGAAGAAUUCAGUCAUCUGCAAGUGGGAUCCCCCUCUGGAUGAUGGCGGCAGUGAGAUCCUCAACUACACACUGGAGAAGAAAGACAACUCCAAGUUAGAGCUUGGAUACAGUUGUGUCACCUCAACACUGAGAGGAUGUCGCUAUCUUGUGCCCAAACUCAUUGAGAAGAAAGAGUACAUUUUCAGAGUUGUAGCUGAGAACAAAUAUGGAGCUGGUCCACCCUGUAUCUCCAAACCUCUUGUUGCUAAGAAUCCCUUUGAACUACCCGAGGCUCCUGAAAAGCCACAAAUCGAUGACAUCACAGCCAACAGUAUGCUGGUCACCUGGAACGAGCCAAAUGACAACGGCAGCCCCAUUCUGGGAUACUGGGUGGAGCGGCGUGAGAUCAACAGCUCUCAUUGGACUCGCGUCAACAGAAACAUCGUCUCUGCCACCGAGCUGAAUGUUGAAGGACUCAUUGAGGGCCUGACUUAUAUCUUCAGAGUGGCAGCCGAAAACCAGGCAGGGCCCGGAAAGUUCAGUGUCCCUUCAGAUCCUAAGACAGCCCAAGCCCCAAUUUUACCUCCUGGACCACCAGUUCCACGAGUGACUGCAACAACGGACCACUCUAUUGACGUUGAAUGGGAUGCGCCCACUAACAAUGGAGGAGGAGAGAUCCUGGGAUAUCACGUGGAUAAGGCUAUCGCUGGUACCAAAGAUUGGUCCAGGUCUACAGAACGUCCAUGGAAGAGUCGAGCAUUUACUGUAUAUGGAGUCCGUGAGGGAGCCAAGUACCUAGUCAGGGUCAUUGCCUGCAAUGCUGCUGGAGAGGGAACACCGGGUUUCACAGAGUCUGUGUUCGUAAGGAAUCCGGCAGAGAUGCCUGUGGUCGAGCUGGACAUUUCAGUCAAGAAUGGUGUAGUCAUCAGAGCUGGUGAGAUGCUUCGUGUUCCAGCCACAGUCACCGGUAAACCCUACCCAUCUAUCACCUGGACAGUGGAUGACGCCAAACCUGACAAAGACCGUGUGGAGAUUCUCACAGAAGGCAAUGACAGCAUUGUUUCAGUAAAAAAUGCACAGAGGAAAGACUGUGGCAAAUACCAGAUCUCUGCAUGUAACCCAAGUGGCACCAAGUCUGCCUCCACUCGGGUGGAGGUCAUGGAUGUUCCUGGACCCGUCACAGACCUGAAGCCAGUGGUUGUAACCCGUAAGAUGAUAUUCCUGAACUGGGAUGACCCAGAGGACGAUGGUGGAAGUGACCUGACUGGCUUCAUUGUGGAGCGCAGAGAUGCCAAAAUGCACACAUGGAGGCAGCCUGUUGAAACUGCCUCCUCUAAGUGUGAAUGUGUCGGCAUCAUGGAGGGACAGGAUUAUAUGUUCCGUGUCAUUGCCAAGAACAAGUAUGGUAUGGGCCCACCGGUUGAGCUGGGACCCAUCAAGGCUGUGGACCCACAAGGACCACCAUCAUCCCCUGAGAAGUUCCACUACACAGAGCGCACAAAGAAUUCUAUCACCCUGGCCUGGAGGCCUCCUCGCAAUGAUGGAGGCAGUCCUGUCAUCGGGUAUUUUGUGGAGAAGAAGCGGCAAGAUCAGCAAGCCUUUGAGCCCUGUAACGCAGAGAUCUGUCCCAAUAUGACCAUGACUGUGGAGGGCUUGGAUGAGGCCUGGAUGUACGAGUUCAGGAUUAAGUGUGCAAACUUGAUUGGAGAAAGUGAGCCAUCUAUUCCACUGACCGUGGUCAUCCAAGAUGAUGAAGUGGCUCCUGAGAUACACAUGCUGAAGAUAUUCAAAGGCGACUGCAUCACUGUGAAAAAGGGCGAACCCAUCGAGAUCCCCACUGAAGUCCUGGGCCUUCCCAUACCCAAAGUGGAGUGGUCCAAAGAUGACGUAGUGAUUGAGAAGCCGACAGAAAAUCUGCUGAUGGACACUGAGGUGACCGGCAGGAUGAACUGCAAGUCAACGCUGUCUAUCCCUGCAGCCAACAGGAGGGAUCGUGGCUGCUACACCAUAUGUGCCUCCAACAACAUGGGCUCAGCCAAGCACACUGUCUCCGUCAUGGUGCUAGACCGGCCCCUUCCUCCUAGGAAUGUGACAGUGUCGGACAUCAAGGCAGAGUCCUGCUACCUUCAGUGGGACGCGCCCUUAGAUAAUGGUGGCAGCGAGCUGACUAACUAUAUUGUUGAGAAGAGGGACAUGACACCAGAGGAGCCAGAGGAGGAGGGACAGGAAGUGGAGCCCCAGUGGGUGGAGGUUACCAACAGCAUCAUUGACAGGAAAUAUCGGGUGUGGAACCUGGAAACCAACAAAUCCUACCUAUUCCGCGUAAGAGCUGAGAACCGCUAUGGCAAAUCUGACCCCUGCACAACGGAGGAAGUUCAGAUCACAGACCCCUUCGGCCUUCCAGGCCCACCAGAGAAACCGGCCAUCACUGAGUAUUCAAAGAACUCCAUGACCCUGACCUGGGAGCCACCACGAGACAAUGGCGGCUCCAUGAUCAUCGGCUACUGGCUGGAGAAGAGGGAAAGAGGCUCAGCCUAUUGGGCCAGAGUCAAUAAGAUGCCGGUCACCAAAAGGGGAAUGAAAGGCUGGGAGUACCAGGUGACUCGGUUGAUUGAAGGAAGUGAGUACGAGUUCAGAGUUGCUGCCUUCAACUCAGCAGGAACUGGACCAUUCAGUGGACCAUCUGACCCAGCUUUUGCUGUUGACCCUCUGACACCUCCCAGCAUGCCUGCAGCUCCCGUGGUGGCUGACAAGACGAAGCACAGUGUCACGCUGUCUUGGAAGCCACCGGAGAAGGACGGAGGAAGCCCCAUCAAGGGCUAUAUCAUCCAGAUCCAGGAUGAGGGCAAAUCAGAUUGGGUGAGGGUGAACGAUCCAGACCAGCUGCAUCCCACCACUGAGUUCACUGUGCCGAGUCUCCGUGAGCUUAAACGCUACAGAUUCAGAAUUAUUGCAGUCAACGACAUAGGCGAGUCAGAUCCCAGCCCCCGCACCAGCGAGGUCCUGGUUGAAGACGUCAAGCUCCCACCUUCCAUCACCAUUGACAUCGUGGUAGAUGACCUGCUGUAUAUCCGUGCUGGAGAUCCAAUCAGGAUCCCUGCCAUCAUCAAGGGACGUCCUGCACCAAAGGUGACAUGGGACUUUGAUGGGAAAGCCAAAACUCACAAGAAGAAAAAACUGCACACACUUCCUGUGGACUCUGAGGUUGAGUCCACAGACACCACGUCCACUGUAACCAUCCCUGUCAGCCUAAGAAGCCAUUCUGGACGCUACACCAUCACCGCGAAGAACAAGUCUGGACAGAAACAUGUCAAUGUCAGAGUCAACGUCCUUGAUGUUCCCGGACCUCCAAAAGAGCUGAGGGUGACGGACAUCACUCGUUCAACCAUGAGGUUGAUCUGGAAACUGCCUGACAAUGAUGGUGGAGAAAGAAUCAAGAGCUACUUCAUUGAGAAAAAAUGUGUCACAGACAAGGCCUGGACCAAGGUGAAUGCAGCCUGCGCCAGUCAAGCUUUCGUGGUACCUGGCCUGCUGGAAGGACAGAACUACCUGUUCAGAGUGCGAGCCGAGAACAGGCUAGGAUUUGGCCCAUUUACCGUUACAACUGAUCCUGCUCAGGCCACAGACCCAAUCUACCCACCGGACCCCCCCACCCAUCUGAAGGUCAAUCUGGUGACAAAGAACACAGUCACUCUGAGCUGGGAGCCUCCCAAAAAUGAUGGUGGCUCUCCUGUUAAGCAUUACGUCAUUGAGCGUUUGAGCUGGGACACCAGCGGCAAAGAAAAGGAGACGUGGAAGCAGUGCAACAAGAGAGAUGUUGAGGAGCUCACGUUUGUGGUGGAGGACCUGAAGGAGGGAGGCGAGUACGAGUUCAGAGUGAAAGCUGUAAACGCUGCCGGACCAAGUAGACCCUCCGCCACCGCCGGACCAUUGGUCAUUAAGGAUCAGACAUGCGCUCCCACCAUCGAGCUGCGCGAUGUCAUGGAGGGUGAGGAAGGCUGUGACAUUAGUAUUGUGGCUAAGGUGAGCGGAUGUCCUUUCCCGAUGCUCACCUGGCACAAAGCCAGUCUAUCCAAACCCGAGGAGAAGGCCGCCAUCCAGUACGACCAGCACAUUAACAAACUGGUGAGCCGGGACAAGUGCACACUGCUGAUCCAGCAGGCCAGCAGGGAGGACAGCGCCCUAUUCAGCCUGAAGGCCAGCAACAGCCUGGGCACGGUCACAAAGGACAUUAAGCUUUUUGUGCUUGGACCUCCUGGUCCUCCCGUAGGACCAAUAAAGUUCACCGAGGUGUUUGCAGAGAGGAUUGGGCUGGCCUGGAACCCGCCCACAGACGACGGUGGCUCCAAGAUCACCAACUACGUCAUUGAGAAGCGCGAGGACAACCGGAAGUCUUGGGUCCACAUCUCAAACGACCCUAAAGAGUGCGCCUACCUGGUGACCCGCCUGACUGAGAACCACGAGUAUGAGUUCAGAGUCAUGGCGCAAAACAAGUUUGGUGUUGGGCCACCGUUGGUCAGUGAGCCAGAGAAGGCCAGAAACCUCUUCACGGUGCCUGGUCAGUGUGAGAAGCCUACAGUGAGUGAAGUCUGCUUGGAGUCUAUGACUGUCAACUGGGAGGAGCCUAAGUACGACGGCGGUUCCUCCAUCACUGGCUACUUCAUCGAGAAAAAGGAGACCACCAGUAAGCGUUGGACCCGCAUCAGCCGCGAGCCAAUCCGGGCGCUGCCGCUGGGCAACAAUUGGGACGUCACCGGCCUGCUAGAGGGUGCCAUGUACCAGUUCAGAGUCAUCGCAGUCAAUGCUGCCGGCUGCGGCCUGCCCAGCGUGCCCUCUGAUCCCAUGCUCUGCAGAGACCCCAUCAAGCCUCCCGGGCCACCGACUCCAAAGGUGAUAGACUGGACCAGGUCAACGGUGGAGUUGGAAUGGAUUCCGCCACUGCUGGAUGGAGGUUCAAAGGUCACAGGCUACAUUGUGGAAUUCAAGGAGGUGAACAAGGAGGAAGAGGAGAAGAAGGCUCAGAGGAGGCUCCUGCUGAGCACGGGUGAGGAGGAGAAGGAGCCUGAGGCCGAGGAGAGCUGGGAGAAGGCCAAGGACACAGAGAUCAGGGGAACCAAGUUUGUGGUGGCCGGUCUCAAAGAAGGCGCUCUAUACCGCUUCAGAGUCCGAGCCGUGAAUGCCGCUGGUGUUGGCGAGCCGGGACUUGUGUCCGAGUUGAUCGAAGUCAAAGACAGGACAAUUCCACCUGAGAUGGACCUGGAUGCCUCAGUGAAAGAGAAAAUUGUCGUUCACGCUGGUGGAACAAUCCGAAUCAUCGCCUACGUGUCCGGCAAACCAGCUCCGGUGAUCAGCUGGUGCAGAGAUGAUGCUGAGGUGCCCAAAGAAGCCAUUGUGGAGACAACAGGUAUCUCCAACUCUCUGGUCAUAAAGAACUGCAGACGGCAGCAUCAGGGCAUCUACACGCUCUGCGCAAAGAACGAGGGUGGCGAAAGGAGGAAGGCUGUGAUUGUGGAGGUCCUGGAUGUCCCCGGACCAGUCGGCCUCCCCUUCGCAGGCGACAACCUGACCAAUGACUCCUGCAAGCUGACCUGGUACUCUCCUGAAGAUGAUGGCGGCUCUGCCAUUACCAACUACAUCAUCGAGAAGAGGGAGUCGGAUCGCAUGGGCUGGACCUCUGUGUCCUACACAGUGACCAGGAACAAUGCUGUGGUGCAAGGACUGCUCGACGGUAAAGGCUAUUUCUUCAGGAUUGCUGCAGAGAACAUCAUCGGCAUGGGACCUUUCAUCGAGACAGAUAAAGUGGUGCUCAUCAAAGAUCCCAUCUCCGUACCAGAGCGUCCAGAAGAUCUGAUCAUCACCGCCGUCACCAAGGAAUCAAUCUCUGUUGCCUGGAGGCCACCAAAGUAUGAUGGUGGUGCAGAGGUUACAGAGUAUGUCCUUGAAUCUCGCAUGAUUGGCAGGGACAACUUCAUUCGUGUUGGAGGUGAAGAUAAGCUGAUGGACAAGAAGUUCAUACUUACUGGACUGAAAGACGGCUCAAGUCAUGAGUUCAGAGUGUCAGCUGUCAAUCAAGUGGGACAAGGCAAAUCUUCCUUUGCCACCAAACCUGUCCAGUGCAAAGAUGAGCUCGAACCACCAUCUUUGGACCUGGACUUCAGAGACAAGAUGAUGGUGAAGGUGGGAGACAGUUGUACACUGUCUGGACGUUACAGUGGCAAACCAGUCCCAACUAUUACAUGGACAAAGAAUGACGAGGAGCUGAAGGCAGACGAGGACAUCAGCUUCCACAGCACCAGCCGUCACCUCAGUCUCAACAUUAGCAAAGCCAAGCGGGACCACAGCGGACACUAUUGUGCCAGCGUGGAAAAUGCAGCUGGAACUCGCACAGGAAUCUGCACCAUCACUGUCGUCGACGUUCCUCAGCCUCCACAGGGCCCCGUGGUGUUUGACGAGGUCUACGGGAACCACAUGGUCAUUUCCUGGAAGCCUCCUCUGGACGACGGAGGCUGUGCUAUCUCCAACUACAUCGUUGAGAAGAGAGACACCAACAGAGACCUAUGGAUGCCCGUCACCUCAUCCUGCACCAGGACAACCUGCAAGGUGCCAAAACUGAUUGAAGGUCGCGAAUACAUCAUCAGGAUCAUGGCACAGAACAUCUACGGCAUCAGCGGGCCGCUGCUGUCCGCAGAGGCAAAGGCCAGAGACAUUUUCAAGGUACCUGAUGCUCCCAAACAGCCUACGGUGAAGGAGGUGUACCAUGACUGUGCCCUCAUUAGCUGGGAGCCUCCUGCGGAUGGAGGAAAGCCAAUCACAGGCUACAUUGUGGAGAGGAAGGAGACUAUGGCCAACAGGUGGGUUCGGUGCAACACAGAGAGGAUCCAUCCCAAGGUGGAAUACUUGGUGAUGGACCUGCUUAAGGGCUGUGAGUACGAGUUCAGAGUCAGUGCUGAGAACAUGGUGGGUGCUGGAGACCCCAGCCCACCAUCUAAGCCGGUCUUUGCCAAAGACCCCAUCGUGAAGCCCAGCCCUCCACUUAACCUCAAAGCUGUGGACCACACCAAAGAGUCAGUGACUCUUUCCUGGCAGCCACCCACUGACACUGGUAGAGGAAAGAUCUUUGGCUACCUGCUGGAGUUCCAGAAAGCUGGAGAGGAGGAGUGGCAAAAGGUGAACCAGACUCCAGAUUCUUGCCAAGACACUAAGUUCAAGGUGAUCAACCUAGAUGAGGGAGCUCUGUACCGUUUCAGAGUUAUGGCUGUCAAUGCUGCUGGGGAGUCUGACCCUGCUAACAUAAAAGAACCAAUCAGAGUGCAGGAUAGACUUGAGCCUCCAGAGUUGAUUCUGGAUGCUGGGAUGACUCGGGAAGUCAAGGCCAUGGCUGGCACCCAUAUCACUCUAAUGGCUGCCAUCAAGGGCAUCCCCUUCCCCACUGUCCUCUGGAAGAAGAACGAUGCUGAGGUGCCAACCAGGGCAGACAUUGAGACCAACCAAGAGAGCACCAAGCUGGAGAUAAGGUUCUGUAACCGUGGCGACUGUGGAGACUACACACUCACCGUGGAAAACCCUGCUGGGUCUAAGACUGUCACCUGCACAGUGCUGGUCCUUGAUAAACCUGGUCCUAUUCAGCACCUUCGAGUAUCAGAUGUUAGGAGCGACUCAGCCUACCUGUCUUGGAAAGACCCGGAGGACAAUGGAGGCACUCGCAUCACUAACUUUGUGGUGGAAAAGAAAGACACAGCCUCCACUCAGUGGGUUCCUGUCUGCUCCACAUCAAAGAAACGCAGCAUGAUGCUGAAGCACCUGAUGGAGGGAAUGUCCUACACAUUCCGAGUUGCUGCUGAGAACCAAUAUGGCCGCAGCGAAUACGUGGAGACGCCAAAGGCUAUCAAAGCAAUGAAUCCACUCUUCCCACCUGGUCCUCCCAAAGACCUGCAUCAUACUGAUGUGGAUAAGACAGAGGUGUGGUUGGUCUGGAAUUGGCCUGACCGAAACGGCGGAAGUGAGAUCACCGGCUUCCUGGUGGAGUAUCAAGAGGAAGGAGAGAAGGAAUGGGAUGAGUGGCAGACUGUCAGCAUCCCAGAGAGUCAUGUGACAGGCCUGGAGGAAGGGAAGACCUUUCGCUUCCGAGUGAGAGCGGAGAACGCCAUAGGCCUCAGCAGACCCGACACCACUGUUCCUAUCCUUUGCCAGGAGAAGCUGGUGCCUCCAAUCGUCGAAGUUGAUGUCAAGCUGACAGAGGGCAUCACUGUUAAGGCUGGGACCACUAUCAGGCUGCCUGCUAUCAUGAGAGGGAUUCCAGUCCCUACCGCCAAAUGGUCCAUUGAAGGAGAGGAGAUCACCAGCGAAGGGAAUAUUAAGAUCGACACAGACAAUUUUUCCACAGUACUCAGCAUCAACGAGUGCACCAGAAAUCACACUGGCACUUACUUGCUCACCGUUUCAAACCUUGCUGGGACAAAGACAGCGGCUCUGAAUGUCACAGUCCUGGACGUCCCAGCUGCACCCAUUGGACCAGUCAACAUUCUGGAGGUCACUCCUGACUCCAUGAUGAUCGAGUGGCGUCCUCCUAAGGAUGAUGGUGGCAGCUCUGUCACUAACUACAUUGUGGAGAAGAGAGAUUCCAAUAAGGAAACCUGGGGAGGAGUUAGCUCUGGAAGCCUUGCCACAAAGCUCAGGAUAAUCCGCCUGCAGAAGGGAGUUGAGUAUGUGGUUCGCAUUCGCGCUGAGAACAAGAUGGGCAUUGGUGCUCCUCUGGAGAGCAAGCCCACUGUUGCUGAGCAUUCCUUCAUGCCACCUAGUCCUCCUGGUAAGCCACAGCCACAUGAUGUUUCGGAGGAUGGUGUUACUCUUGGGUGGACCAUGCCGUUGUCUGACGGUGGGAGUCAGAUCACUGGCUACAUAAUUGAGCGAAGACACAAAGGAGGAAAGUGGAUCCGUGUGAACAAGACACCUUGCAGAGACCUCAGAUACAGAGUCUUGGGCUUGUUUGUGGGAAAUGAGUAUGAAUUCAGGAUAUUUGCUGAGAAUAGCGCCGGCUACAGUGGCCCCUCUCCCAUCUCUGACCCCUGCAAGCCUUGCAGACAGAUCACUGCCCCAAGCCCCCCUGUCAACCCAAAAGUUAAAGAUUACAGCAAGUCUACGGCAGACUUAGUAUGGAUAAAACCCACCAAAGAUGGAGGCAGCCCAAUUCUGGGGUACACUGUGGAAAUGAAGAAGGCUGAUGCAGAAGGCUGGAAGAAAAUCAAUAUGGAUGACUUCAUCAAGCAGUGUGCAUACACAGUGAAGGGGCUUGAGGAGGGUGUCACUUACAGGUUUAGAGUUUAUGCCUCAAAUAUGAUUGGAGAUGGUGAGUCUCGAGAGAUUCCAGAGUCCGUCACUGCUCAAGACAUACUUAUUCCUCCAGAGAUUGAAAUGGAUGCCACAUGUCGUGAGCGUGUCACUGUUCGUGUUGGACACAACAUUAACAUCAUCGGCUAUGUUAAAGCCCGUCCCGACCCUGAAGUGCUGUGGUCAAAGGAAGAGACUAUUCUGGAGAACAGCAAGCGUGUAGCUAUCAUUCAGAACCUACCUGUGGUAAAGCUGAGGAUCAAGGAGGCUACCAGAGCUGACCACGGCAAAUAUAUUCUGAAGGCCUCAAAUGAGGGUGGAGAAGCCUCCUGUGCCAUCACGGUAAAUGUGCUGGACAGGCCCAGUCACUGCCAGAACCUCCACAUGACCUACGUCACCAAGGACUCAUGCAUGAUCAACUGGGAGGCACCUAAAGACAACGGUGGAUCUGAGAUCACCAACUACAUUGUGGAGUGCCGAGAACCUAGCAUCAGCAUGUGGUCUAUGAUCUCUUCACACUGCACCAAUCGCAAGAUCAAGACCAAACUGAUGGAGGGCCACGAAUACUUUUUCCGUGUCUGUGCAGAAAACAAGAUGGGACCUGGACCCACUGUGGAGACCAAGGUCCCUUUGCUGGCCAUCGACCCCAUUGAAAAGCCAGGCGAGCCUGAGAACUUUAGGGCAACCGAUAUAGGCAAGAAUCAUGUUUACCUGAGAUGGAGGAAGCCUGACUAUGAUGGUGGUAGCCCCAACCUUUCUUACAACCUGGAGUACAAAGCCAAAGAUGCAGAGGAGUGGGAAAAACUCAACACCAGCAUCCUAACUGACACAUUCUUUUUGGCGGACAAAUGUAUCGAAAACCAGACUUACACUUUCAGGGUGCAGAGCAUCAAUGAAGGGGGGGAGAGUGGCUGGGUUAAACUUGCAGAUAUUUUGGUGCGAGAAGAAAUUCAAAAGCCCGUCAUUGACCUGAGGCUGGCCGGAACACUUACAGUAAAGGCUGGAGAGUCGGUCAGGAUAGAGGCCGGCCUGAGAGGGAAGCCUCAGCCGGAAGUCAAGUGGACAAAGGACAAGGCGGUUGGAGACAACCCCAGAAUCAGCUACGAAACUGGUCCUGAUUACUCCAAGUUCCUUUUGACUAAGUCAAAACGUACAGACUCCGGAAAAUAUAUCAUCACUGCCUCCAACUCCGCCGGAACCUUCACUGCAUAUGCUAAUGUUAACGUCCUGGACGUUCCUGGCCCUGUCAGGAACCUCAGAGUCACUGGCAUUGGAGCAGACAAGUGCAGAGUGGUUUGGGAUGCGCCAGAGGAUGACGGAGGCUGUGAAGUUGACAGCUAUAUCCUGGAAAAAUGUGAAACCAGAAGGAUGGUCUGGUCCACAUAUUCUGCAUCUGUAGUUACAUCCUACUGCAAUGUCAUUCGUCUCGUAGAGGGCAAUGAGUACAUCUUCAGAGUGAGGGCUGAGAACAAGAUGGGAACUGGCCCGUCAAUGGAGACCAAGCCUGUCACUGUCAAGACUCAGUUCAACAGGCCUGGACCACCUGAUGCCCCAGAGGUUACAAAGGUGAGCAAAGAAGAGAUGACAGUUGUCUGGGCUCCUCCUGAGAAUGAUGGAGGAAAGUCCAUCACCGGCUACAUUCUAGAAAGAAAGGAAAAGAGGGCAGUGCGCUGGGUUCCAUGCACUAAAAGUCCCAUCUCUGAGAGACGCAUGAAAGUGACCAACUUGAUCCCCAACCAUGAGUAUCAGUUCAGGGUCAAGGCUGAGAAUGAAGUUGGUCUGGGAGAUCCUAGCAAACCCUGUAGACCUGUUACAGCCAAAGAUCCCAUUGAACCUCCUGGCCCACCUGCAAGCCUGAAGGUGGCUGACAGCACCAAGAACUCGGUCACACUUUCCUGGUCUAAACCUGUAUAUGAUGGGGGUGCCCCGAUUAUUGGCUAUAGCCUGGACAUAAGACUGAAGAGUGAGGUGGACCCUGAGAAGCCCACAGAAGGCUGGAAGAGGAUUGACACACAUGGGCCACUGGUCCUCACAGAGUUCACCAUAGGGCAGCUUGAUGAGAAGCAGGAGUAUGAGUUCAAGGUCUCCGCCCAAAAUCAGGUGGGCUGGGGACGUCAUGCUUACUUAAAGGAGGCCGUCUCCCCUAAGGAGAUCCUGGAGGCUCCCGAGAUUGACCUGGAUGCAAGUUUGAGGAAAGGUCUUGCUGUAAGGGCUGGCUGUCCAAUAAGACUUUUUGCUGUUAUCCGAGGACGGCCCGCACCUAAGGUGACCUGGAAGCGAUUGGGUGUGGACAAUGUGGUUCGCAGAGGUCAUGUAGACCAAGUGGACACCAUGUCCUUCCUGGUCAUCCCUGAAAGCAGCAGAGAAGAUUCUGGAAAAUACUCACUCACUCUGUCCAACUCUGCUGGAGAGAAAGCCGUCUUUGUUCGUGUCAAAGUUCUCGACACCCCUGGUCCUGUUGGUGGCCUCGAGGCAACUGAUCUCACGAAAACAACAGCUCAACUGUCCUGGUUGCCACCAGAGAAUGAUGGUGGAAGCCCCAUCCUCAAUUACAUUGUGGAAAAACGGGAGGUGGACAGGAAGACCUGGACGAAGUGCACAGAAGACCUAAAGAAGACUAGCUUCAAGGUGACCAACAUGUCACCUGGCACUGAAUACUACUUCCGUGUGAUGGCAUGCAACAAGUAUGGAAUUGGCGUUCCUCAGGAUUCUCCCAGGUCUUACCUGGCUGUGGACCCCAUCAGUGAGCCAGAUCCACCAAAGAAGAUGGACGUUUUGGAGAUCACAAAGAACAGUGCCACACUUGGCUGGCUGAAGCCGCUCAGAGAUGGAGGAGCAAAGAUCAAUGGUUAUGUUGUGGACUACCAGGAGGAGGGUGCCCCAGAGGACAAGUGGACACCAUAUUCAGUGGUCAAGGACUUGACUAUUGUGGUUGUUGGCCUGAAGGAAGGAAAGAAGUACAAGUUCAGGGUAGCAGCCAGGAACUCAGUUGGAGUCAGUCUUGCUCGGGAGGCCGAGGGAGUAUUUGAGGUCAAGGAGCAGCUCAUGGCUCCAAAGAUCAUUAUGCCUGAUACUGUGACAGUCAGAGCCGGAUCCAAAAUGGUCAUUGAGGCUAUUGUGGCGGGUAAACCCGCUCCCUUCUGCAAGUGGAAACAGGGCAACGAAGACGUGCUGACUUCUGACCGCCUUUCUGUCUUCAAGACACUUACAAGUUGCACACUCAGCAUUAAGAAUGUGACUAGGACAGACAGCGGCUACUACAGCCUUUCGGCCGAAAAUAGCACAGCCAAGAUCAACCAGAUCCUCAAAGUCAUUGUCAUGGACAUCCCAGGACCACCUGGAUGUCCUCUUGAAAUCACCGAGCAAGACAUUGAUGCCUGCACGCUCCUCUGGAACUCUCCUCAGGAGGAUGGUGGCAGCAAUAUCACCAACUACAUUGUGGAAAAGUGUGACAUUAGCCAGGGCGACUGGGUUACCAUGUCUUCUUCCUGCACCAAAACCAGCUUCAGGGUGACUAAACUGACACCCGGCAAAGAGUACAGCUUCCGGGUUCGUGCUGAAAACAGGUUUGGUAUCUCUGAGCCCAUCUACUCUGAGAAGAUGAUUGCCAGAUAUCCGUUUGAUCCUCCCAGUGAACCCAGAAACCUGCAGGUUAACAAGAUCAACAAGGACUUUGUCAUCCUCUCAUGGGAGCGUCCCAGCAGCGAUGGAGGAAGCCCAAUUACUGGGUACUGCAUUGAGAAAAAGGAGAGGAACAGUCUACUGUGGGUCACGGCUAAUGAGUCUGUGGUGAAAGCCACCCAGUACACCUGCACUGGUCUGAUCGAGGGCCUGGAGUACACGUUCAGGGUGUCUGCCCUUAACAUUGCUGGACAGGGCAAACAUUGCAAGCAGACUGAUUUCAUCACCGCCAGGACUGCUGUCGACCCUCCAGGUAAGCCUGAGCCCAUGGAUGUGACCAAGAGCUCAGUCUCAUUGGUGUGGACCCGGCCCAAGCAUGAUGGUGGCAGUAAACUGAUUGGCUACUUUGUGGAGUACUGCAAGCUUCCAGAGGAGAAGUGGACACGCUCCAACAGUAACUGCAUAAGCAUCCAGGCAGAAAACUAUGUGGUGACUGGUCUGGAGGAGGGGCAGCAGUACCAAUUUAGAGUAAUCGCCAAGACGGCUAUUAACAUCAGCCAGCCCUCGGAGCUGUCUGAUCCCAUUCCUGUCAUCGCAGAGAAUGUUCCUCCUCGUGUGGAGUUGGGAGUCAACAUGAAGAACCUGAUUGUGGUAAAAGCCGGAGAGAACGUCUUCCUGGAUGCUGAGGUCUUUGGCAAGCCAUUGCCAAAGGUAAGCUGGAAGAGAGACGGCAUACCUCUGGUACUGGCAGAGGGAAUGAAGAUGACCCAGAAGAAACACCUCCACCUGCUGGAGCUGUAUUCUGUCACCAGGAAGGAAUCGGGCGACUAUGCUAUUGUUGCUGAGAACAUCAAUGGGAGCAAGUAUGCCACCAUUAAAGUGAAAGUGCUUGAUAAACCAGGUCCUCCAGCUUCAGUGAAAACCACCAAAGUGUUUGCGGACCGUGUCAAGCUGCGGUGGGAACCCCCGCUGGCAGACGGCGGGUCUGAAAUCACUAACUACAUCAUCGAGAAGCGUGAAACCAGCAGGGCCAACUGGGCGCUUGUCACCUCCAACAUUCACGGUCACAUUACUGACUGCUCAGUGGAGAAACUUAUCGAAGGACACGAGUACCAGUUCAGAGUCAGUGCUGAGAACCAGUACGGCGUAGGAGAUGCUGUCAUGACUGACCCUGUCGUGGUCAAGAACCCGUAUGAUGUUCCUGGCCCAUGUGAUCCGCCUGUCAUCACCAAUAUUACCAAGGACUCCAUGACUGUUAGCUGGAAGGCGCCCGCUAACGACGGUCGAGCAACCAUCCUUGGUUAUAUGGUAGAGAAGCGUGAAGCCACAGAGUUGACCUGGGCCAAAGUCAACCGCAGGCCAGUGAUUGACAGGACCAUCAAAGCAGCUCAGCUAACUGAGGGCUCUGAGUAUGAGUUCAGAGUCAUUGCCAUGAACAAAGCUGGGCUAGGCAAACCAAGCGAUGCAUCCAAUGCUGCUCUGGCUGUUGACCCCGUCUACCCCCCAGGCCCGCCUGCCUUCCCCAAGGUGGUGGAUUCUACAAAGAACUCCAUCAGCCUGAGCUGGACUAAGCCAGCCUAUGACGGUGGUUGUGAGAUCAUUGGCUACCUGGUAGAGUGCAAACUAGCAACUGCAGAGGACUGGAACAAAUGCAAUGUUCCCAAGAAGCUUCAGGCUACCAAGUUUUUGGUGACAGGCCUGAUGCAUAACACAGAAUACCAGUUCAGAGUCACUGCUGUCAACAAGAUUGGCUACAGUGAGCCUAGCGAAGUCCCUGGAAACCACAUGGCCAAGGACAUCCUCAUUGCUCCGGAAGCUGAACUGGAUGCCGAACUGAGGAAAGCAUUGGUUCUCCGUGCUGGCGUCACCAUGAGGCUCUACGUUCCCCUGAGAGGGCGCCCAGCACCAAAAGUGACAUGGAGCAAAGUGGAUGCCAAUCUGAAGGAGCGAGAGGGCCUCUUGAUCAAGACAUCUGAGUGGGAUACCCUGCUCAUGAUUGAAGACAUUAACAGAUAUGAUGCUGGCAAAUAUGUCCUGACCCUGGAGAACAGUAGUGGUUCCAAAAGCUACACCAUUGUGGUGAAGGUUCUUGAUUCUCCUGGGCCACCUCUUAACCUGACUGUGAAGGAGACUUCCAGAAACCAUGCUUGCAUCACCUGGGAUGCACCAUUGAUCGAUGGUGGCAGUCCAGUCAAGAGCUACAUUGUUGAGAAGCGUCUAGCAGAGAGGAAGGCCUGGACCUGUGUGUCAGCAGAGUGUCACAAGAUCUCCUAUAGAGUCACCAACCUGGAGGCAGGACAAGCUUACUGCUUCAGAGUGCUGGCCGAGAAUGCUUAUGGCAUCGGAGAGGGCUGCGAGACCACAGGCAGUGUGCGAGCCUCAGAGCAACCUGGUCCAGUGAUGGACUUGAAGGCCAAGAAGACCACUAAGGAUUCGAUCACUCUGGCUUGGAAAAAGCCUGUCAGUGAUGGCGGAAGUCAUGUAAGUGCCUACAUCGUGGACCAGAGUGAAGGCGAGAAGUGGAAGCAGAUUAUGAGGGGCAAAAAUACCUCUUUAGCAGUCAGUGAGCUCACUGAGGGCAAGGAGUAUUUAUUCAGAGUCAGGGCACUCAACGAAUCUGGAGAGGGGCCACCCACUGAGCUCAGUGCUGUUGCCAAGGACCAGUUUGUCCUGCCUGACUGCAACCUGAGCAGUCUACAUGAUGGCUGCUAUGUGGUGAAGGAAGGCACUACCAUCCGCAUUAACAUCCCUAUCCUUGGUGUGCCAUAUCCCACUGCCGCAUGGAAAAAGGGUGACGUAAGCCUUGGAGACACUGGGCGCAUGUGUGUUGAGGCAUCUCAAGGCAUUACCACCCUGCUAAUCAGAGACUGCCAGAGGGGAGAUGCUGACACAUACAACAUCAAUGUCAGGAACAGCACAGGCUCCAAAGAUUGCAAAUUCCAGCUCAAGGUUGUGGGCAAACCUGGUGUCUGCACUGGGCCCAUAAAGUUUGAUGAGAUCACAGCAGAUGGCAUCACGCUGGAAUGGGAGCCACCCACAGAUGAUGGCGGUGCAGAGGUGUCCAACUAUAUUGUUGAAAAAAGGAGGACAACAGACAACAAGUGGGCAACGGUCGCUUCAGCAAUUCAGAAAACCACCAUGAGAGUGAUUCAUCUGCACGAUGGAGUCGAGUAUAUAUUCAGAGUGUUUGCUGAAAACAAAUACGGUAUUGGAGAGUACCUGAGGUCAGACCCUGUCAUUGCGCAACAUCCUUUCAAUGCCCCAGAGGCGCCAGCUCCUCCAGAGAUAGUCAGUAUCCGCCACGAGUCAGCCAUCUUAACCUGGGCUGAUCCCAAAGACACAGGUGCAUCCCCAAUUACAGGGUAUCAUGUGGAGUUUAAGGAGAGGAACAGUCUGAUGUGGAAACGAGCCAGUAAAACUCCUCUAAGAGUGAAGGAGUGCAGAGUCACUGGUCUGAUAGAGGGACUGGAAUACGAGUUCAGAGUGAUGGCCAUGAACAUAGCUGGUCUUGGGAAAGCAAGCAGGGCCACUGAGGCGGUGGUUGCUCUAGAUCCAAUUGAUCCUCCUGGCAGGCCUGACGUCAUUAAUGUCACCAGGACCUCAGUCACUCUGAUUUGGACUCCACCCAAAUAUGAUGGUGGUUACAAGCUCACUGGGUACAUGAUAGAGAAGCUAGAAGCUGGUGGUAAGACCUGGAUGAAGGCUAACCAUGUCAACAUUCAAGGAUGUGCCUUCACUGUGACCGACCUGACAGAGGGAUCUCAGUAUCAGUUUCAAAUCAGGGCCAAGAAUGCGGCUGGUGCGGUUAGUGUUCCCUCAGAGACGACCAAGCUUCUAACUUGCAGGGAUGAGUAUGAACCUCCAAGCAUCACCAUUGACCCAGACAUGAAGGAUGGUAUAUCAGUCAGAGCAGGAGAAACGAUCGUGAUAUCUGCUUCCAAAAUUGCUGGCAAACCUCCACCCACUGCUGUCUGGUCGAAGGGAGGCCGUGAACUCAAGAACUCAGACAUUGUCAAUGUCACGAGCACCCCAACCUCCUCCACUCUGGUUAUCAAAUACGCCAGCAGGAAGAACACAGGAGAGUACACAAUUACGGCCAGCAACCCAUUCGGCAUCAAAGACGAACAUGUAAAAGUAAAGGUUCUGGAUGUCCCAGGGCCUCCAGGCCCAAUUGAGGCCAGUCACAUUUCUGCUGAAAAGUGUACUUUGACUUGGCUUCCACCAGAGGAGGAUGGAGGUUGCUCCAUCAAAUCUUACAUCCUUGAGAAGCGAGAGACCAGCCGCCUACAGUGGACCAAGCUAGCGGAAAAUGUAAUGGACUGCAGAUAUGUAGCCAGCAAACUGAUCAAAGGCAAUGAAUACAUCUUUAGAGUAUCUGCUGUGAACCAGUAUGGCACUGGAGACUCAAGCCAAUCUGGCCCAGUCAAAAUGGUCGACAGUUUCCGCCCACCAGGCCCACCCUCAAUCCCAGAGAUAGAUAACAUCAGCAGGAACGCUAUCACCAUUUCAUGGAAGAGACCAGCACAGGAUGGGGGGAGUGACAUCAGAGGGUACUGUGUUGAAAGAAAAGAGAAGAGAGGAAUGAGGUGGGUCAGAGCUUCUAAGAGAACAGUCCCAGACCUGCGCUUUAAGGUUCAAGGCCUUAGCGAGGGGGUUGAGUACGAGUUCAGAGUUACUGCUGAAAACAAGGCUGGAUUUGGAGAACCCAGUGAGCCAUCGCGUCCGGUGAUGACCAAGGACAUAGUGUAUCCACCAGGGCCUCCUUCCAAUCCUAGGAUUACAGACACCACUAAAACAUCUGCAACCUUCAACUGGGGCCGACCCCACUAUGAUGGAGGACUGGAAGUGGAGGGAUACAUAGUCGAGUAUAAAAAGGAAGGGCAUGAUGACUGGGAGACUGAGACAGAGUACCACCUCAAGGUUACUGAAUAUGUUAUUGGUAAACUGCAAAAGGGAGGCAGAUACCAUUUCAGAGUCAGAGCCGUGAACUCGGAGGGAGUUGGUGAGCCUGCAGAAGUUGAAAAAGUCACUGAACUGAUAGACCAGGAGUCUGUUCCAGACUUUGAGCUGGAUGCUGAACUUCGGAGAACCCUGGUAGUCAGGGCCCGUACAUCAAUCCGCAUGUUUGUUCCCAUCAAGGGGCGCCCUGUUCCUGAAGUCACCUGGAGUAAAGAUGACAUCAAUCUGAAAACCUGCGCACAUAUUGACACAACAGAGUCCUACACUCUUCUGGUCAUUCCCGACUGCACUCGAUACGAUGCUGGAAAGUACAACCUGUGCCUAGAAAACGUUGCCGGAAAGAAGACAGGCUUUGUGAAUGUAAAGGUUUUGGACACACCAGGGCCACCGGUUAAUCUCAAACCCAGAGAGAUCACCAAGACAAGCAUAAUCCUUCAGUGGGAGAUUCCCAUCAUUGAUGGUGGCUCUAAGAUUCACAACUACAUUAUUGAGAAGAGAGAUGCCACAAAGAAGGCAUACACUGUCCUGAUCACCAAAUGGCAGAAGUGCUCUUUUAAAGUACCUCAUCUAGAGGAGGGAGCUUACUAUUACUUCCGUGUCUCUGCUGAGAAUGACUUGGGUGUAGGUGAGCCCGCUGAAACCCCUGAACCAAUCAGGGUCUCUCAAGCCCCGUCUGCCCCUGAAAACUUGUAUGUCACUGAUAUUACUGCUGACAGUGCCAGUUUGGCAUGGACCAAGCCCCUGCAUGAUGGUGGUAGCUUGAUCACAGGAUAUGUCAUUGAGACUCAAAAGAAGGACACUGACGAGUGGUUCCAUGCUGCUGCCAUCAAAGCUUUGGACUACACUGUACCAAAUCUGACGGAGGGAGCAGAAUAUACUUUCCGCAUAAUGGCAGUCAACGCUUCAGGUAGAAGCGAUCCUCGUGAGAGCAGACCUACAGUGAUCAAAGAGCAAACAUCAAGUCCUUCCUUUGACCUUCGUGGCGUCUACCAGAAGACAGUCAUCGCCAAGGCCGGGGACCGUGUUAAAGUGGAGAUUCCAGUCCUUGGAAAACCCAGACCUGUAGUUUCUUGGAAGAAAGGUGACACUGUGCUAAAAGAGACACAGCGGAUUAACACUGAAACCACGUCAACAUCAACCAUCCUCAACAUCGGUGAGAUCAGAAGGAAUGAUGGAGGCCAGUAUUCAAUGACAGGAAAGAACAUGCUGGGCACAGUCACCGAGACAAUCACAGUGGUAGUCCAUGAUAUUCCAGGUCCUCCCACUGGUCCCAUCAAGCUGGAUGAGGUAUCAUGUGAUUAUAUUCUCAUGUCCUGGGAAGCUCCAGAAAAUGAUGGAGGUGUUCCCAUCAACAAUUACAUUGUUGAAAUGCGGGAGACCACUGGUACUUCCUGGGUGGAGUUGGCAGCCACAGUGAUCCGGACGACAUUCAAAGCAACUCGGCUCAUCACUGGAACUGGUUAUCAGUUCCGUGUAAAGGCCCAGAAUAGAUAUGGCAUUGGACCAUCCAUCGUCUCUGAUCAAGUGGUGGCUGCUUAUCCAUUUGAUGUGCCAGGGCAGCCAGGAACCCCUGCAGUCACAUCUUUCAAUAAGGAUGCGAUGACUCUGAGCUGGAACGAACCAUCCUCUGAUGGAGGCAGCGCUAUACUGGGCUACCACAUAGAAAGAAAAGAGAAAAAUAGCAUUCUGUGGCAGAGGAUAAGCAAAGCUCUUGUUGUUGGAAAUAUCUUCAAAUCAACAGGCCUGGUUGAUGGAAUUGCAUAUGAGCACCGUGCUAUUGCUGAGAACAUGGCUGGUCUCAGCAAACCUAGCAAACCCUCUGAGGCUAUGUAUGCUUUGGACCCAGUGGACCCACCAGGCAGACCUGUGGCACUAAAUAUCACAAGACAUGAGGUGACUGUUGCAUGGACUAAACCAGAGGCAGAUGGAGGAUUUUCCAUCACUGGAUACACCGUGGAGAGGAGAGAGUUGCCAAAUGGCCGGUGGCUCAAAGCUAACUUCAACAACAUUCUAGAGACAGUUUACACAGUCAGUGGUCUGAUUGAAGAUGCUGUUUAUGAAUUCCACGUAUUUGCUCGGAACUCAGCUGGCGCUGUAAGCGCACCCUCUCAGCCGUCAGAAGCAAUCACAUGCAGAGAUGACAUUGAGGAGCCCCGGCUUGAUGUUGACACACUUUACAGUAGCAAUGUUGUUGUCAUGGCAGGAGAGGUGUUUAAACUGGAGGCCAAUGUGACAGGCCGGCCGAUCCCAUCACUUGUAUGGACCAAAGAAGGGAAGGAGCUUGAAGACACAGCUAAGUUAGAGAUAAAGACUUCUGAUUUCCACACAACUCUGAUAACCAAAGACUCUUUGAGAAGGGAUGGUGGUGCUUUCACGCUGACUGCCAGCAAUCCUGGUGGCUUUGCUAAGUUCACAUUCAAUGUCAAAGUUCUCGAUAGACCUGGACCACCGGAUUCCUUGAGUGUUACAGACAUAACUGCAGAGAAAUGUGUUCUGAACUGGCUGCAUCCAACACAAGAUGGUGGUGCCAAGAUUGAAUAUUUCAUCAUUCAGAGGCGUGAAACCAGUAGGUUGGCCUGGACAAAUGUGGCCACAGACCUUCAGGCUAACAGGUUCAAGGUCACAAAGCUUUUGAAGGGCAAUGAGUACAUCUUCAGAGUAAUGGCCGUUAACAAGUAUGGUAUUGGUGAACCCCUGGAGUCUCAGCCUGUCAUCUGUGCCAAUCCCUAUGUUCCCAGUGAUCCUCCAUCACAGCCUGAAGUGACAACCAUUACCAAGGACUCAAUGGUUGUCUGCUGGGAACGCCCUGAACAUGAUGGGGGCAGCAGAAUCAACACUUACAUUAUUGAGAGAAGGGACAAGACUGGAUUGCGCUGGGUCAAGUGCAACAAGAGGACUGUAACGGAUCUUCGAUUCAAGGCCUCUGGCCUCACACCAGGUCAUGAGUAUGAAUUCAGAAUAUUUGCAGAGAACAAUGCUGGUCUAAGUCAGCCAAGUCCCUCAAGUCCAUUCUACAAAGCCAUGGACACAAUCUUCCAACCUGGACCUCCAGGAAACCCCAGAGUUCUUGACACAACAAAGUCAUCUAUAACGCUUGCUUGGAAUAAGCCUGUCUAUGAUGGUGGUUCUGAACUCACUGGCUACAUUGUGGAGACCUGCCUACCCGAAGAGGAUGAAUGGACAAUUCACACUCCUAAGAAGGGAUGGACAGCCACCUCAUUCACCAUCACUGGCCUGAAAGAAAACCAAGAGUACAGAAUCAACAUCUGUGCCACCAAUUGUGAAGGUGUAGGAGAGCCUGCUGCUGUUCCUGGGACCCCAAAAGCUGAAGAUAGGUUACUACUCCCUGAAAUUGACCUUGGGGCAGAGCUCCGUAAGGUAGUCUGUAUCAGAGCCUGUAGCACUCUCAGACUCUUUGUCCCAAUCAAAGGCAGACCAGCACCUGAGGUAAAAUGGUCAAGAGAACAUGGAGAGUCCCUGGACAAAGCUAACAUUGAAAUCACACCAUCAUUCACCACUCUUCAAGUUGAAAAUGUUGACAGGUUUGACGGAGGUAAAUACAUGGUUACUGUGGAAAAUGCAUCUGGAAGUAAGACAGCUUUUGUUAAUGUUAGGGUGCUCGACACCCCUGGAGCACCUCAGAACCUUGUCAUCAAGGAAGUUACUAAAGAUUCAGUGUCACUCAUUUGGGAUGCACCUUUAAUUGAUGGUGGCUCCAGAAUCCGCAAUUAUGUUGUGGAAAAGCGCGAGUCAACCAGAAAGGCCUAUUCGACAGUCUGUGCAAACUGCCAUAAAUCCAGUUGGAAAGUUGGAGACUUGGAAGAAGGAAAAAUGUACUUCUUCAGAAUCCUGGCUGAGAAUGAAUAUGGCAUUGGCCUCCCAGUGGAGACGUUUGACCCGGUGAAAGUGUCAGAGAAACCUUUGCCUCCAGGAAAAGUGUCUCUCCGUGAGGUGACCGGUACCAGCGUUACACUAACCUGGGAAAAGCCCGACCAUGAUGGUGGCAGCAGAAUCAGUGGCUAUGUUGUUGAGAUGCAGGGUAAAGGCAGUGAAAAGUGGACCCAGGUAAUGGCAGUAAAGACUAAUGAGGCUGUUGUAACUGGUUUAACUCAGGGAGAAGAGUAUAUGUUCCGUAUCUCAGCCACCAAUGAAAAGGGAGUUAGUGAUCCACGCCCUCUAAGUGUGCCCGUGGUAGCUAAAGAUCUGGUUAUCCCACCAACAUUUAAAUUGGCUUUCAGCACAUUUAGUGUGCUAGCUGGAGAUGAUCUGAAGAUAGAUGUACCAUAUAUUGCCUGUCCCAAACCUACUGCAAUUUGGUUCAAAGAUGGUGUUGCCCUUAAAGAGACGACAAGAGUUCAUGCUGAAAGCGCAGACAAAAACCUUCUUCUGGUCAUUAAGGAGGCUUGCAGAGAUGACGUGGGUAAAUAUUCUAUCAAACUGACUAAUACAGCUGGAGAGGCGACUUCAGACAUCAGUGUGGUUGUUCUAGAUCGGCCAGGCCCUCCAACUGGCCCCAUCAAAUUGGAUGAAGUCAGUGCUGACAGUGUGAUUUUGUCUUGGAAUCCACCAGAGUAUGAUGGUGGUUGUACCAUCAACAAUUAUGUUGUUGAGAAGAGAGACACGUCUACCACCAACUGGCAGAUAGUAUCAGCUACAGUGGCUAGGACCACCAUCAAGGCUGUGCGUUUGAAGACAGGAUGUGAAUACCAGUUCAGGAUUGCUGCAGAAAAUCGAUAUGGGAAGUCCACAGUGCUGCUCUCUGAAACCGUUGUGGCUCAGUAUCCAUUUGAGGUGCCCAGUCCACCCCGUUCAGUUGUUGUUCAGUCAGCCACAAAGGAGACCAUGCUGGUUGUAUGGGACAAACCUAGCAGUGAUGGUGGAAGUAAAAUCCUGGGCUACCACUUGGAGCUCAAAGAGAAAAACAGCAUUUUGUGGGUGAAGCAGAACAAGCAACUUAUUCCAGAGCCCAGAUUCAAAGUUGUUAGCCUCGAGGAAGGCAUUGAAUAUGAGUUUAGAGUUUAUGCUGAGAAUAUUGUUGGCGUAAGCAAAGCCAGCAAUGUGACUGAACUGCAUGUAGCCAGAGACCCUUGUGACAGACCAGGAAAGCCAGAGGCAGUCAUUGUAACCAGAAACCAGGUUACCUUGCAAUGGUCCAAACCUGAGUAUGAUGGUGGCAUAAAAAUCACUGGGUAUGUGGUGGAGAAAAAGGAAGGAGCCAGCCGCUGGAUGAAGGCCAGUUUCACAAACAUCAUUGACACUUGCUUCGUUGUCACAGGUCUCACUGAAGAUCAGAUUUAUGAGUUCCGUGUCAUUGCCAGAAAUGCAGCAGGAGUCAGCAGUCAGCCCUCUGAUUCUACUGGAGCUAUCACUGCAAAGGAUGAAGUAGAUCCACCCAUAAUUGACCUGGAUGCUAAGUAUUCCCAGGCUGUUGUGGUAAAUGCUGGGGAGACAUUCAGGCUUGAGGCAGCUAUCAGCGGCAAACCUGUACCCACUGUACACUGGCUGAAGGAGGGCCAAGUCAUUAGUGAAGCAGCACGCCUUGAAGUCAAGAACACAGACUUUUUGCCCUGUCUUGUUGUUAAAGAAGCAAUUCGUGUUGAUGGGGGUCAGUAUACUUUGAUGGUAAAGAAUGUUGGAGGAGAGAAAUCUGUUAACAUCAAUGUCAAAGUUCUGGACAGACCAGGACCACCUGAAGGACCCAUUUCAAUCUAUGGUGUCACAAAUGAGAAGUGUUCUAUUUCCUGGAAACCACCUUUACAAGAUGGAGGCAGCGAUGUUUCCCAUUACAUUGUUGAAAGGAGAGAGACUAGCAGACUGGUCUGGACUGUAGUUGAACAAAAGGUUCAGACUCUGAACCUGAAGAUCACCAAGCUUCUUCCUGGUAAUGAGUACAUCUUUAGAGUGAUUUCAGUAAACAAAUAUGGAGUAGGUGAGCCUCUGGAAUCUGAGCCCAUGAUUGCCCGAAAUCCAUUUGUCACUCCGAACCCACCAACACAGGUAGAGGUCUCCACAAUCACCAAAGACUCUAUGGUGGUGACUUGGGAAAGACCAAGUAAUGAUGGCGGAAGUGCCAUUCAAGGUUAUAUUGUUGAGAAACGUGACAAGGAUGGUGUUAGAUGGACCAGGUCCAACAAGCGCACCGUGAGCGAGCUCCGCUUCAGAGCUACAGGGCUCCUCGAAAACCACAGCUACGAAUUCAGAGUUUCUGCUGAGAAUGCCGCGGGUGUUGGAACGCCCAGUCCUCCAACAGCAUACUACAAAGCUUUGGAUCCCAUUUUCAAACCAGGCCCACCAAAUAAUCCCAAGGUGGUUGACACAUCAAGGUCAACUGUUUCCCUUACCUGGGGUAAACCCAUCUAUGAUGGUGGCUGUGAGAUUCAGGCCUACAUUGUUGAGGCAUGCAAUGGUGCAUCAGAUGAGUGGUUCAUGUGCACUCCUUCCACUGGAAUCGCAGACACACAGUUUAUGGUGACAAAGCUUCUCGAGAAGCAUGAGUAUCAGUUCAGAGUGUGUGCCAUCAACAAAGUUGGUGUUGGUGAACAUGCUGACGUUCCAGGAAAAAUCACUUUGGAAGAGAAGCUUGAGGCGCCAGAUCUUGACCUGGAUGCAGAUAUGCGAAAGAUGAUCAAUAUUAGAGCCGCAAGUACUCUCAGGCUUUAUGUUCCUGUGAGAGGUCGUCCAGCCCCUGAAGUUAAAUGGGGCAAAGCUGAUGGUGAGAUAAAGGAAACAGCCCAAAUUGACAAUACAGAUAACUAUGCUUUACUUGUGAUUGAGAAUGUGGACAGAUUUGAUAGUGGCAAAUACACCCUUACUGCAGAGAAUGCCAGUGGAGUGAAGUCAGUCUUCAUCAGCGUCAGAGUCCUAGACUCCCCAAGCCCUCCAAGUAACUUUAUGGUUAAAGAGAUUACCAAGAAUGCUGUCACACUCACAUGGGAACCUCCAUUACUCGAUGGUGGCUCAAAAAUUAAGCAUUAUAUAGUCGAGAAGCGCGAGAGCACCAGGAAGGUUUACUCUCCCAUCGCCGUCUGCAAUAAGAUGACAUGGAAGGUGGAACCUCUCCCAGAGGGUGGAAUAUUCUUUUUCAGAGUCCUGGCUGAGAAUGAAUAUGGUGUAGGUCUGCCUGCUAAAACCACAGAACCAAUUAAGAUUUCUGAGAAGCCCCAGCCUCCUGGUAAAGUCAGUGUUGUUGAUGUUACACAUAGCACUGUAACCCUGAGAUGGGAGAAGCCUGAACAUGAUGGUGGUAGUAGAAUAAGUCACUAUGAAGUUGAAGUUGCACCUAAAGACAGCGAAUCCUGGUCUGUGUGUGCUAGUGGGAAGGCAACUGAGGCAAUGGUGACUAACCUGCUUAAGGGGGAAGAGUAUCAGUUUAGAGUUGUUGCUGUCAACGACAAGGGCAGAAGCGACCCCAGACAACUGGCUACCUCAGUUGUCGCAAAGGACCUUGUGAUUGAGCCUGCUGUUAGACCUAAAGUAAGCAGCUAUAGUGUUCAAGUGGGUUAUGACCUCAAGAUAGAGGUGCCAAUUGCUGGUCACCCAAAGCCAACCAUCUCUUGGACCAAGGACGGAGCUGCCCUCAAACAGACCACAAGAGUCAAUGUCACAGAUUCUGCACGGCACACCACACUUACUAUAAAGGAUGCCACCAGAGAGGAUGGAGGCAUGUACAGUAUUAGUGUUGCCAAUGACCUAGCAUCGAAGGAAGCUACAAUUGAGGUUAUCACCUUGGAUAAACCUGGGCCACCUACAGGCCCUGUUAAGUUGGAGGAUGUUAGUGCUGAGAGCAUCACACUUACAUGGGAACCUCCUACGUAUACAGGUGGUUGCCCAAUAUCCAACUAUGUUGUGGAGAAAAGAGAUACAACCACAACCAACUGGGUAGUCGUGUCUGCCACCGUGGCAAGAACCACACUCAAAGUGGGCAAUCUCAAGACAGGCGCUGAAUAUCAAUUCCGAAUCUACGCUGAAAAUAGAUAUGGAAAGAGUUAUGCAAUUGAUUCUGAGCCUGUUUUGGCACAGUAUCCCUUCCAAGAGCCUGGGCCCCCAGGUACACCAAUUGUAUCUUCAUACUCUAAAGACUACAUGGUGGUUGAGUGGCACAAACCCCCAUCUGAUGGAGGCAGCACUAUCUUGGGCUAUCAUCUUGAAAGGAAAGAGAAGAACAGUAUUCUUUGGACCAAGAUUAACAAAACUCUAAUCCAAGACUGCAGGUUCAAAUCCACUCCUUUGGAGGAAGGCAUUGAGUAUGAAUACAGAGUCUAUGCCGAGAACAUUGUUGGCAUAGGAAAGUGCAGUAAAGUCUCAGAGGUUUAUGUGGCCCGUGAUCCAUGUUAUCCUCCUGGCUGUCCAGAAGCAGUGAUAUUGACCAGACACUCUGUGAAGCUGAGGUGGACACCCCCAGAGUAUGAUGGUGGAAGUUUAAUUACCGGUUACAUAGUGGAGAAACGCGAUCUCCCUGAAGGAAAGUGGAUGAAGGCCAGUUUUGCAAACAUCAUGGAGCGUGAAUUUACAGUUACUGGCUUGACAGAAAAUAGUAAAUAUGACUUCAGAGUCAUUGCAAGAAAUGCAGCUGGUGCUAUCAGUAAGCCUUCUGAGAGCACGGGAUCCAUCACAGCUAUAGAUGAAGUUGACCCACCCAAGUGCGAGACGGAUGCCAUGUACAACCAAACCCUUGUCAUUAAUGCUGGGGAGACAUUCAGUCUGAAGGCCACUGUCAAAGGAAAGCCCAUUCCCACGGCUCAGUGGUUUAAGGGGGAUGCUGAAGUGGAAAACUCGGCUAGAGCUGAGUUAAAAAAUACAGAUUUUAAGGCUCUUCUUGCUGUGAAGGAUGCCAUCAGAGUGGAUGGUGGGCAGUAUACACUAGUACUUACUAAUGUGGCAGGAAGUAAGACUGUCCCAUUCAGUGUGAAAGUUCUGGACAGACCAGGUCCUUCAGAGGGACCUCUUACUGUUAGCAAUGUCACUGAGGAGAAGUGUUCACUGUCUUGGCUUCCACCCAGACAUGACGGAGGCAACAGUAUUUCUCACUAUGUUAUCCAGAAGAGAGAGACAAGCCGCCUGGCAUGGACUGUGGUCUCCAGUGACUGCGGCGCCACUAUGUUCAAAGUCACCAAACUUUUGAAGGGCAAUGAAUACAUUUUUAGAGUCAUGGCAGUCAACAAAUAUGGCGUUGGUGAGCCCCUGGAAUCAGCACCAGUUAUCAUGAGAAAUCCAUUUGUCCCUCCUGGCUCACCUCAGGAGAUUGAGAUCACCAAUAUUACCAGGGACUCUAUGACUGUCUGCUGGAAUCGACCAGAGACUAAUGGAGGAAGUGAAAUCGUUGGAUAUAUUGUUGAAAAGAGAGACCGUGCAGGGGUGAGGUGGACCAAGUGUAACAAGCGCAGAGUAACAGACUUGCGUUUUAGAGUGACAGGAUUGACUGAGGACCAUGAUUAUGAAUUCAGGGUGUCUGCUGAGAAUGCAGCUGGCAUAGGUCAGCCAAGCCCAGCCACUCCUUACUUGAAAGCCUGUGACCCCACUUUUGAGCCAGGCAGUCCCACCAAUGUUCAUGUCACUGACACUACUAAAGACUCCAUAAGUCUGGCCUGGAACAGGCCAAUCUAUGAUGGUGGCUGUGAAAUUCAAGGUUAUGCUGUUGAAAUCACAAAGGCUGAUGAGGAGGAGUGGACAAUUUGCACACCACCCUCUGGAGUAAAGGCAACCAAGUUUACCAUCACCAAGUUGAUUGAGCAUCAGGAAUACAAAGUGCGCAUCUGUGCCAUCAAUAAGCUUGGCAUUGGGGAGCCUGCCGAAGUCCAGGGCACAGUGACACCUAUUGAUAAAAUGGAUGCUCCAGAGAUGAUUCUAGAUUCAGAACUUCGAAAGGGAAUUGUGGUUCGUGCAGGAGCCCCGCUGAGGAUUUGCAUUCCAUUUAAAGGUCGUCCUACACCUGAGAUUAGCUGGGCCAAGGAGGAUAGCGAACUGCCUGUGAAAGCUCAAAAAGAAACUGGAGAAGAUUACACCCAGCUCUGUAUUGACAUUUGUGACAGAUAUGAUGCUGGAAAAUACAUCCUUAAUUUAGAGAAUAGUGCUGGCACCAAAUCAGCAUUUGUAUCUGUCAAAGUUCUGGACACUCCAGGAGCCCCUGUGAAUCUCACAGUAAAAGACAUUAAACGGGAAAGUGUCACCCUGACUUGGGAGCCCCCUCUUAUUGAUGGCGGCGCAAGGAUAAAGAAUUACCUAGUUGAAAAACGUGAGUCCACUAGGAAGGUUUACUCUUGUGUUGACAACAAGUGCACAAAGACAAGCUACCGAAUUACUGGCCUCACAGAGGGAACAGUCUACUAUUUCAGAGUUCUUGCUGAGAAUGAGUUUGGUGUAGGACAGCCAGCUGAGACAGAAGACUCAAUUAAGGCCUCUGAGCCUCCUCUAUCCGUAGGUAAAGUCACUUUAACUGAAGUUACUAAAACAACUGCCUCACUCUCCUGGGAGAAACCAGUCCAUGAUGGAGGCAGUAGGAUUAUUGGCUACUACAUUGAGAUGCAACCUUUGGGCUCGGAGGAAUGGGUGGUGGCAACCACAGUCAAAACCUGUGAGGGCACUGUCACAGGUCUUAGUGCAGGAUAUGAAUAUCUUUUCAGAGUGUCUGCCUUCAAUGACAAGGGUAAGAGUGACCCAAGGGCUCUUGCUGCACCAGUCAUGGCAAAGGAUUUGACAAUGGAGCCGGGCUUCAAAAUAAGAUUUAACACUUACAGUUUGCAGCAUGGUGAAGAUUUGAAGAUUGACAUUCCAGUGAUUGGGCGUCCAGUUCCAACGGUGGAAUGGAAGAAAGAAGGACAGGCUCUUAAGGAGACAACCAGGUUAAACGUAUCUAGCACACCCACAUCUACAAAGCUGUACAUCAAGGAUGCAAAUAGGGAAGAUUCUGGCAAAUACACUAUUACAGCAACCAGCAAUGUCGGAACUGCGACUGAGGAGAUUACUGUUAUAAUUCUCGACAAGCCAGGCCCACCCACGGGUCCUGUGAGGAUUGAUGAAGUGAGCUCAAAUUAUGUUACUCUAUCCUGGGAACCACCAGGGUAUACCGGAGGCUGCCAAAUUAACAACUACAUUGUAGAGAAGAGGGACACUACCACAACAGCUUGGCAGAUUGUGUCUGCAACCAUUGCCAGGACAACCAUCAAGGUCAGCAAUCUGAAGACAGGAGUUGAGUAUCAGUUCAGAGUGUCUGCUGAGAAUAGAUAUGGAAAAAGUUCUGCUAUUGUCUCGGCUUCUGUCAUUGCUCAGUAUCCAUUCAGUGUGCCUGAUGCCCCAGCAAUGCCUAUUAUUACCGCUGCAACCAAAGACAGUAUGGUUGUUGAGUGGAAGCCUCCUGCAAACAAUGGUGGCAGUCCCAUUCUGGGCUAUCAUCUGGAAAGGAAAGAGAAGAACAACCUCUUGUGGAUUAAACUCAAUAAGCUUCUCAUCCCUGAUGCACGUUUCAAGACCACAGAACUGGAAGAGGGCAUUGAAUAUGAAUUCAGGGUUUAUGCUGAAAACAUAGCAGGACUGAGUGUAGUUAGCAAAGUCUGCGAAAGCAUGGUAGCUAGGGAUCCCUGUGACCCACCAGGUACUCCAGAGGCCAUUGAAAUAACCCGGAACCACGUGACACUCCAGUGGACACGGCCCCAGUACGAUGGAGGCAGCGUGAUAACUGGUUAUAUGAUUGAAAGGCGGAAGCACCCUGAUAACCGCUGGAUGAAGGCCAGCUUUACCAACAUCAUUGACACACAGUUCACCCUCACUGGCCUGACCGAGGACUGCAUUUAUGAGUUCAGAGUUGUUGCUAAGAAUGCAGCUGGUAUUUCCAGCAGUCCUUCUCAAAGCACAGGAGAAAUAACUGCCAAAGAUGAAAUUGAGGCUCCAGAAGCAACCAUGGAUUCUAAGUUUAAAGAUCUGACAGUUGUUCAUGCAGGUGAGACGUUUGUCAUUGAUGCAGACUACACUGGCAAGCCUCUUCCUGAGGUUAUAUGGCUGAAGGAGGGAAAGGAGAUUGACAAAACCACCCCAAGAAUGGAGAUCAAGACAACACUUACUCGUUCCAUCCUCACAGUAAAGGACUGCAUCCGAAUGGAUGGGGGCCACUUUGUUCUUAAACUUGUGAAUGUUGGUGGAGUAAAAAUGAUCCCGGUCAAUGUUAAAGUUCUGGAUAGACCCGGCCCUCCAGGUGGCCCGCUCGAGGUCAAAGGGGUCACAGCUGAAAAGUGUUAUCUGCAUUGGAAUCACCCCUCACAAGAUGGUGGCGCGAGUAUUUCUCACUAUGUAAUUGAGAAGCGAGAGACUAGUCGUUUGUCAUGGACUAUGGUAGAGCCCAAGAUUCAAGCCAUCAGUUAUAAAGUCACAAAACUGCUGCCUGGAAAUGAGUACAUCUUUAGAGUGACAGCUGUUAAUAAAUAUGGUGUUGGUGAGCCACUAGAGUCUGAGCCUGUAAUUGCUCGCAAUCCCUUCACUACUGCAAGUCCUCCAUCCACUCCAGAAGCCAGUGCCAUCACCAGAGACUCCAUGGUGCUCACCUGGGAAAGACCAGAGAGUAAUGGAGGAGCCGAGAUUGAGGGAUACGUCCUUGAAAAACGUGACAAGGAUGGCAUCCGAUGGAGUAAAUGCAACAAGAAGAGACUGACAGACUUGAGGUUCAGAUGCACUGGUCUCACAGAGAGCCACUCGUAUGAAUUCAGGGUGUCUGCUGAAAAUGCUGCUGGUGUCGGGAAACCCAGUGCACCCACUCAGUACAUCAAGGCAUGCGAUGCCAUUUACCCGCCAGGACCUCCAAAUAACCCUAAGGUCAGUGACCAUUCUAGUACCACCACCUCCUUAAGCUGGUCCAGGCCUAUAUAUGAUGGUGGAGCACCCAUCACAGGUUACAUGGUUGAAUUUAAGGAGGCGUCACUUGAUGAAUGGGUGAUUUCCACACCACCCACUGGUGUCCAGGCUACUAACUAUACCGUAAAAAAACUGAAGGAGAAUGCAGAGUACAACUUCCGUAUUUGUGCUUUUAAUUGUGAAGGAAUGGGUGAGCAUGUGGACCUGCCUGGGUCCGUUAUUGCUGCUGAAAAGCUGGAAGCUCCUGAAAUUGAACUGGAUUCAGAUCUGAGAAAGAUGGUUAACGUCCGUGCCACUUCUACCUUGCGUCUGUUUGUCACAAUUCGAGGGAAGCCAGAGCCAGAGGUCAGAUGGUCAAAGGCAGAUGGCAGUCUGAAUGAGCGUGCCCAGAUUGAAGUGACAAGUUCCUAUACAAUGUUAGUGAUUGAGAAUGUGGACCGAUUUGAUACCGGCAAAUACGUACUAACCCUUGAGAACCUGAGUGGGUCAAAAUCAGCUUUCAUAAAUGUCAGAGUUCUGGACUCACCCAGUGCCCCUACUAAUCUUGAGGUCAAAGAUGUAAAAAGAAAUUCAGUCUCUCUCUCCUGGGAGCCUCCUCUUAUUGAUGGCGGAGCUAAGAUAUCUCACUAUGUUGUGGAGAAGAGAGAGCAGAAGAGAAUGGCUUUCACCAGUGUAUGCACAAAUUGUGUGAGGAACUCCUACAUCAUCUCGGACCUACAAGAGGGAGGUCGAUAUUAUUUCCGUGUGCUGGCUGUGAAUGAACUUGGUGUAGGUCUGCCUGCCUCUACAGAGCAAGUCAAAGUUUCUGAAGCUCCUUUGCCUCCAGGUAAAAUUAUGCUGGUAGAUGUGACUCGUCACACCGUCACUCUUUCAUGGGAGAAACCAGAUCAUGAUGGUGGCAGCAAGAUUACAGGCUAUAUUGUGGAGAUGCAGCCCAACGGAGAAGAUAAAUGGAGUUUGUGCAGUGAAGUCAAAGCACUGGAGGCAACUAUUGAUGGUCUCACAACAGGAGAGGAAUAUUCUUUCAGGGUCACUGCAGUCAAUGACAAGGGCAAGAGUGACCCCAAGCCUCUAGCUACCCCUGUGACUGUGAAGGAUAUCACAGUAGAACCAAUCAUCAACCUACUGUUCAACACAUAUAGUGUUAAAGCAGGCGAUGACCUUAAGAUUGAUGUUCCAUUCAAAGGCAGACCGCAGCCUGAGUUGAUCUGGAAAAAGGAUGGGCAUGUGCUGAAGCAGACAACUCGAGUCAAUGUUCUCACUUCCAAGACCUCAUCUAAAAUUGUCAUUAAGGAUGCGACCAGAGAGGAUGUAGGAAAGUACGAGAUCACCCUUACUAAUGCAGUGGGCACUAAAACAGCUGAAAUCUCAGUUGUAAUCCUGGACAAGCCAGGACCACCCAGUAACAUCAAGGUGGACGAAGUGAGCGCUGAAUUUAUAUCUCUGUCUUGGGACGCUCCAACCUAUGAUGGCGGAUGCCAGAUUAAUAAUUAUGUGGUGGAAAAGAGAGACACAACCACAACCGCUUGGCAGAUUGUGUCAGCCACUGUUGCCAGAACAUCAAUUAAAGUGUCCCGUCUCAUUCAAGGAACAGAGUACCAGUUCCGUAUUGCAGCUGAGAACCGAUAUGGCAAGAGUCCUGCCAUAGACUCUACUCCUAUUGUUGCUCAGUAUCCAUUCGAACCUCCUGGCCCUCCCAUCAACCUCUGUGUUUCCCAUGCCACCAAGACUUCCAUGCUCGUUGUUUGGGAAAGACCUGCCAGUGAUGGUGGAAGUCCCGUUAUUGGUUAUCACAUGGAAUGCAAAGACCAAAGCAGCAUCCUUUGGACUAAAGUCAACAGGGGUCUUCUGGCUGAGAGACAGUUUAAAAUGACAGGCAUUGAAGAAGGCUUGCUGUAUCAGUUCAGAGUUUAUGCAGAGAACAUUGCUGGCAUUGGCCCAGGUACUAAAGCCAGUGACCCAGUGGCAGCCAGAGAUCCAUGUGAACCUCCAUGUAACCUUAGGGUCACCAACAUCACAAGAACUUCAGUCUCCCUCUUCUGGGAGAGGCCAGAGCAUGAUGGUGGAGCCAGGAUUACUGGCUACAUUGUUGAGCGUAAAGAGCUUCCAAAUGGCCGGUGGCUGAAAUGCAACUUCACCAACCUGCACGACACCCAUUUCGAUGUCACAGGCCUCACAGAAGAUGUCCAAUAUGACUUCCAUGUUAUCGCUAAGAAUUCUGCUGAGUUGUUAAGUGCUCCUUCAGAGAGUACUGGACCUAUCACAGUCAAGGAUGACGUGGAUCCACCCACAAUUAUCUUGGAAGAAAAGUUCAGACAGCUGGUUGUCAUUAAAGCCGGAGAAGUCAUUAGAAUCGAUGCUGAAACCACAGGUCGCCCACUCCCUGUGGUCACAUGGUCUAAAGAGGGAAAAGAAAUUGAAGCCAAGGCCAGAUGUGAAAUCACCACCACGAAUUUCACAACUACCCUGCUGGUAAGAGAUGCCAUCAGGAGGGACUCUGGUCAGUAUGUCCUGACACUGCACAAUGUGGCAGGAACAAGGUCUGUUGCUAUCAACUGCAAGGUUCUGGAUAGGCCUGGACCUGCUUCGGGGCCCUUGGCUGUGUCUGGCCUGACAGCAGAAAAAUGUACCCUGACCUGGGGCCCCCCUCAGGAAAAUGGUGGUGCUGAGAUUAUGCAUUACAUUGUUGAAAAACGUGAGACUAGCCGCUUAGCAUGGACUCUUGUCCACGGUGACAUGAAGGCCACCACCUGUAAAGUGACCAAGCUUCUCAAAGGAAAUGAGUAUAUCUUCAGAGUUAGAGGAGUCAACAAAUAUGGGGAUGGUGAGGCCCUUGAAAGUGAACCAACAAAGGCCAUGGAUCCAUUCACAGUCCCUGCAGCUCCAGCUAAUGUGCAGGUCACCUCGGUUACAAGUGAGGCAAUGACUAUCUGUUGGGAAAGACCAGUUGUUGAUGGCGGCAGCAGCAUCGCUGGGUAUGUCAUUGAAAAGAGAGAGAAGACCGGACUUCGCUGGUGCCGUGUUAACAAGAAACCAGUUUAUGACCUUAGAGUCAAAGCCUCACACCUUCGUGAGGGUUGUGAAUAUGAAUACAGAGUUUUUGCAGAGAAUUCUGCUGGCCUCAGCGCUCCCAGCAUUCCCUGCCCCCUCACCAAAGCCGAAGAUCCGCAAUUCUUGCCUUCACCACCUGCUAAGCCUAAAAUCAUUGAUUCGACGAAGACCACAGUCACUCUGUCCUGGAAUAAGCCAUUGUUUGAUGGUGGGGCACCUGUGACUGGUUACAGAGUGGAAUACAGAAAUACUUUGGAUGAUGAAUGGAUAGUUGGGGUCCAGAACACCAAGAAUACUGAAUUUACUGUUGUGGCACUGAUACCUGGUGCAGAGUAUAUCUUUGUUGUCAAGUCCAUCAACAAAAUUGGUUUGAGUGAUCCCAGCCCAGAGUCAGACAAACAGGUGGCCAAGGAAAGAGAAGAGGAGCCAGUUUUUGACAUUAGCAAUGAGAUGAGGAAAACUCUGAUUGUGAAGGAUGGUAGUUCAUUCACCAUGACAGUGCCCUUCAGAGGCAAACCCAUCCCCAGUGCUACUUGGAGCAAGCCUGAUGUUGACCUAAGGGUCCGUGCUGUCAUUGACACCACAGACACCUUCACCUCGAUCACUCUGGAGAAAGCCAGUCGCAACGAUUCUGGAAAAUACACUGUUACCUUAUCCAGUGUGGCUGGUACUGCCGCCUUGACCCUCAAUGUCAGAGUUCUGGAUUCUCCCGGCCCUCCAUCUUGUGUAGAGAUCAAGGAUGUGACCAAAAACUCUGCUACUGUGACGUGGGACACUCCUGAAAAUGAAGGAGGUGGACCAGUGAAGAACUAUCUGGUUGAUAUUCGUGAGGCCAGCAAGAAAGGAUGGACUCAGUUGACCAGUACAUGUCACAGGCUGACAUACAAGGCAUCAGACCUGCAGGAGGGUGGAGUAUACUACUUCAGAGUGACUGGCGAGAAUGAGUAUGGGGUAGGAGUUCCUGCUGAGACCACAGAAGGAACCAAGAUCACAGAAAAGCCAAGCCCACCACCCAAACUUGGUGUGACCGAUGUGACCAAAGAGAGCGUAUCCCUGGCUUGGGCCAAACCUGAACAAGACGGAGGCAGCCGGAUCUCUGGAUACUUGGUGGAAGCUUUGGAGAAAGGCCAGGAGAAGUGGGUCAGGUGUGGUGUAACCAAGUCAAUCCACUACACAGUGUCUGGUCUAAGGGAGAACAUAGAGUACUUCUUCAGAAUCAAAGCUGAGAACUAUGCUGGAUUCAGUGAUGCCAAGGAAAUGGUCACCCCAGUGUUAGUCAGAGACCAGCAUGAAUCUCCUGAGGUUGUUAUGAAGAACUACCCUCAUAACACAGUAUACGUUAGAGCUGGCUCCAACCUCAAAUGUGAGAUUCCACUUAUCGGCAGGCCAUUGCCUAAGGUGUCUCUCUCCAAGGACAAUGUGCUGCUCAAGUCAACAAUGAGGUUCAACUCCGAGGUCACUCCUGACAGCAUCAAGAUCACAUUGCGCGAGAGCAUCGCAGGAGAUUCUGGACGUUAUGAUAUUAUUGCAUCCAACUCUAAUGGAACCACCAAGUCCUUCAUCAACAUUGUGGUUCUGGACAGGCCCAGCAUUCCCCUGGGACCUUUGGAGCUGUUUGAUGUCACAGAGGACAGCGUGAGCCUGAAGUGGCUCCCACCGGCUUAUGAUGGUGGCAGCCCCAUCACAAACUACAUCCUCCAGAAGAGAGAGACCACUACAGCCAACUGGACAGAUGUCUCCUCUGCUGUCGCUCGCUGUACCAUGAAGAUCAUGAAGCUUACAACAGGCCUGGAGUACCAGUUCAGGAUUAGGGCUGAGAACAGAUAUGGAGUCAGUGAGCAUAUUGACUCACCACCUGUCACUGUCAGCCUUCCUUAUACUGUCCCUGAAGCUCCGUCGACUCCAGAGAUCACUGCUGUGACCAGGGAAACCCUCACAGUUGCUUGGAAGGAGCCCAAGUCAGAUGGAGGCAGCGAUGUGUUUGGUUACCAUCUCCAGAUGAAAGACAGGAAUAGCCUCCUGUGGCAGCGAGUGAACAGAAUGGUGAUCCGUGCCACACACUUUAAGGUCACAAACAUCCACGCUGGUCUCAUUUAUGAGUUCAAGGUGGCAGCUGAGAAUGCUGCUGGAGUCGGUGAAUUCAGCACGGUUUCAGAUGCAGUACUGGCUAUUGAUGCCUGUGAGCCACCCACCAAUCUGCGCAUCAGUGAUAUCACCAAGAACUCCAUUAGCCUUGACUGGCAGAAGCCCAACUAUGAUGGAGGCUCCAAGAUCACAGGCUACAUGGUUGAAAAGAAGGAGGGAGUAAAUGGAAGGUGGUUCAAGGCAAACCUCACCGAUAUCACUGACACCCGCUACACUGUGACUGGCCUAACCCAGGAUGAGACCUAUGAGUUCAGAGUGAUGGCCAAGAAUGCUGUUGGCUCAGUGAGUAAUCCGUCCAUGACAGCUGGACCCGCCACAUGCGUCGACACUUUUGGUGCUCCAGAGAUUGAAAUACCUCCAGAGUACUUAAACGAGGUGAAGCACAAGGCAGGCUCAAACAUUGAACUUAAGUUUAACAUCACUGCCAAGCCUGCUCCCACCAUCGAGUGGCUGAAGGAUGGAAGAGAACUCAAACCAAGCGCCCAGCUCUCCUUUAAACACACAUUUGAGUCCACAAGUUUGUUCUUGAGGGAAACAGCUCGCCUGAAUUCUGGCACAUAUGAGGUCAAGGUGAAGAACUCCCUGGGAUCAACUUGUGCCCUUGUCAGAUUGCUUAUCCAAGACAGGCCAGGGCCUCCUGAUGGAGAGAUUCAAUUUAAGAAGGUCACAGCUGACAACAUCACAAUCAUGUGGUCUCCUCCUGCUGAUGAGGGAGGUGCCAUGGUAACACAUUACAUUGUAGAAAAGAGGGAGACCAGCAGAGUCAUGUGGUCCAUCGUCUCAGAGAAACUAGUUGACUGCAUUGUGAACGUGCCCAGGCUCAUCCAGGGCAACGAGUACAUCUUCAGAGUCCGAGGUGUCAACAAAUAUGGCAUCGGAGACCCUCUGGAGUCUGAGGCCAUCAUUGCCAAGAAUGCCUUUGUGCCUCCCAGUGAACCAUCCAAACCUAAAGUCACCAUGAUCACCAAGUCAACCAUGACAGUAAUUUGGGAAAGACCAGCUCUGGAUGGAGGCAGUGACAUUGAUGGAUACUACCUUGAGAAAAGGGAAAAGAAGAGUCUGCAGUGGUUCAAGGUGGUGAAAGGCACUAUCAGAGACACCAGGCAGAAGGUCACUAACCUUGUUGAGAACAAUGAGUACCAGUACAGAGUAUGCGCGGUCAACAAGGCUGGAGCCGGAAACUACUCUGAGGCCUCUGAUCUCUACAUGGCCUACGACCCGAUAGAUCUUCCUGGAGAACCAUCCAAACUGCGUGUGGUAGACUCCACAAAGACCUCAAUCACUCUUGGAUGGGAGAAGCCUGUUUAUGAUGGUGGCAGUGAAAUCACACACUACGUUUUGGAGCAAAUGAACACAGAGGAAAGAGAAUGGGUGACGGUCAAUCCGCAGGUUAAGACCUGCGAGUAUGUGGUGUCUCAUCUUAAACCUGCAACAUACUACUUCUUCAGAGUGUCGGCUGUCAAUUGCAAGGGCAAAGGAGAGGAUAUCAAGAUGUACCAGCCUGUGCAAGCCAAAGAUAUCUUGGAGGAGGCUGAUGUGGAUCUAGACAUUCCCAUGACGACCCAGUAUACUGCCAGAGCCGGACGUGACGUGGAAGUGUUUAUUCCUCUGAAAGGACGCCCUACCCCCAGUGUCACCUGGCGCCGUGGUGACCGUAACAUGGCUGCUGACAACCGCUAUACCAUCACCAGCACUGAGUCUGCCACCACCCUUCUCAUUCCUAAGGUUACCCGCAAUGACUGCGGGAAGUACUUGCUGGAGAUUGAGAAUGGUGUGGGAGAACCUAAGAUCAUGACAGUGUCCCUGAAGGUUCUGGACAGUCCAUCCACCUGCCAAAAGUUAAUGAUUAAAAAUGUCACAAGAGGAAAACUGACACUGAGCUGGGAGGCCCCUCUAAUUGAUGGUGGUUCCCCCGUCACCAAAUACAUUGUUGAGAAGAAGGCAUCCACCAUGAAAGCUUACCAGGUGAUUACUGAUGAGUGUGCCAAUACAACAUACAAGGUGUCAGCCCUAGAAGAGGAUGUUGCUUACUUCUUCCGUGUGUCUGCUGAAAACGAGUUUGGUGUGGGUGACACUUGUGAGACUUCUGAGCCAGUCAGAGCCACAGAGACCCCAGGAGCAGUUAAAAACUUGGUAAUGCUUGACUCGACAAAGACCUCUAUUACCCUGCAGUGGACCAGGCCCGACCAUGAUGGCGGAAGCCACAUUACUGAAUACAUAAUUGAAAAGAGAACUGAGGAUCGCCUCACCUGGAUCUUGGCUGCAACUUGCAAGCGCUGUACUUGUGAGGUGACAGAUCUUAAGGAGAAUGCAGAAAUGAACUUCAGAGUGUUCGCCAAGAAUGAGAAGGGCAACAGUGACUUCUCCCAAAUUGGUCCAAUCACAGUGAUGGACUUCGUUAUUCCACCUGAGGCCAACCUCUGUGACUACCCCAAUGGAGAGCUUGCUGUUCGUGUUGGCCAGAACAUCCACAUUGAGCUGCCCUUCAAGGGAAAACCAAGGCCUACAAUCAGCUGGCUGAAAGAUAAUUUGCCUCUGAAGGAAAGUGAGAAGGUCCGCUUCAGGACCACUGACAACAAGACAGCGGUUACAGUCAGAGGAGCCAAGAAGGACCAUGCUGGCCAGUACACCUUAGUUCUGGACAACAGAGCUGUCAAGAACUACUUUGACAUCAAUGUGAUCAUUUUGGGACCCCCAUCCGUGCCUAUUGGUCCCAUCCGUUUUGAUGAAAUCAAAGCCCAGAGUAUUAUCAUCUCUUGGGAUGAGCCCAAGGAGGAUGGCGGUGGUGAAAUUACCUGCUACAGUGUGGAGAAGCGUGAGACUUCCCAGGCCAACUGGAAGAUGGUCUGUUCUAGUGUGGUCAGAACUACCUUCAAGAUUCCUAACCUCGUCAAGGGAACCAUAUAUCAGUUCAGAGUUCGUGCAGAGAACAAAUAUGGGGUCAGUGAAGCACUUAACUCCACAGAAAUUGUCGCCCAGCAUCAGUACAAACCUCCAGGAACUCCAGGAAAGCCUGUGGCCUACAACAUUACCAGCGACGGUAUGACCAUCAGGUGGGACGCUCCAGAUUUUGAUGGUGGAUCCCCCAUUCUUGGUUACCACAUUGAGAAAAAGGACAGGAACAGUCUCCUGUGGCAGAAGGUGAACUCCACCAUUAUCUCCAACAGAGAGUACAGGAUCAUCAGCCUUAUGGAAGGGCUGGAGUACUCUUUCAGAGUCUAUGCAGAGAACAAUGCUGGACUCAGCCCUGUUAGCGAACAGAGCAAACAUGCUCUCGCUAUAGCUCCUGUUGAUCCACCUGGCACCCCAGUGUGCAUCGAUGUGACUAGAGACUCUGUCACGUUGACGUGGGACAUUCCCAAGAGGGAUGGCGGUAGCAAGAUUGUGGCUUACAGCGUGGAGAGGCGCCAAGGCAGAGGGAAGUGGCUGCGGUGCAACUUCACAGAUAUCAGUGAGACUCAGUUUACUGUGACCGGUCUGUCAGCUGGAGACAGAUUUGAAUUUAGGGUGAUUGCCCGGAAUGCUGUGGGCACUGUCAGUCCACCGUCCAACUCUUCCGGCUAUAUCAUGACAAAAGAUGAGAGCAUUUCUCCUGAGAUUGAGUGGUCCCCAGACCAGGUGCUGACGCUGCGAGCUGGAGAGAAUGUCAAGCUCAGCUGUAACAUCACUGGUCGUCCAGUACCCCAUGUUUCCUGGUACAAGGAUGGAAAAGAAAUCGACAAGAGGACCACGAUCGACAUUGAGAUUACAACUGGUAUUGGUGCAAGCAGCCUGUUUAUUCGUGAUGCAAACAGGAACCACCGUGGCAUCUACACUGUGGAGGCCAAGAACAGCUCUGGUGCCAAGAAAGCUGAUGUCAAUGUCAGAGUUCAAGAUACCCCUGGGCCUGUUGAGGGUCCCAUCCGUUUCACUGGCAUCACAGCUGAGAAGUGCACAGUAUGGUGGAACCCUCCAGAGAAUGAUGGUUGUGCCGCCAUUACACACUACGUAGUUGAGAAGAGGGAGACAUCUAGGAUUUCCUGGGCAAUGGUCACCUCCAAGUGCAAAGCCUGCUCAUUCAACGCCACCAACCUCAUCAAGGGCAACGAGUACCAGUUCAGAAUCUCUGCUGUCAACAAGUUUGGUGUUGGAAAAUCACUCGACUCUGUUCCAAUCUUUGCACAGAUGCAGUACACUGUGCCUGAGGCUCCUGGUAUCCCAGAUGCUACACAUGUGACAGGUGACAGCAUCACCCUGUGCUGGACCAGGCCGAAAUCAGAUGGUGGGAAUGAGAUCAAGCACUACAUUUUGGAGAGACGUGAGAAGAAGAGUCUGCACUGGGUAAAGGUCUCUUCAAAGAGGCCCAUUGCAGAGCUCAGGCACAGGGUCACCAAUCUCACUGAGGGCAAUGAGUAUGAGUUCCGUGUCAUGGCUGAGAACGGUGCCGGUGUCGGACCAGCCAGUGGCACCUCCAGGCUCUUCAAAUGCAAAGAGCCAACCAGUCCUCCCAGUGCCCCCACAGUCAUCAAGGUUAUUGAUUCCACCAAAUCCUCUGUCACCUUGGAAUGGACCAAGCCAGUCUUUGAUGGUGGCCUGCCAGUCAUCGGCUACAAUAUUGACAUGUGCAAGGCCAGUCUUGAAGAGUGGCAUCGGGUAAAUAGUCAGAUUUGCAUCCACACCCGGUACACCGCUAAGGGCCUGGUUCCCGGUGAGCUCUACAAGUUUAGGGUCAGUGCUGUAAACGGGUCUGGGGAAGGUGAAUCCUCAGUGAUGCCCAAUGCCGUGCAGGCUUUGGAUAGGCUAACAUCUCCUGAGAUCGACAUUGAUGCCAACUUUAAGCAGACACACACUGUGAAAAAUGGUGGCACUGUCUCCCUUCAUGUUGCCUUCCGUGGCAAACCAUCACCUCUCGCCACCUGGUCCAGAGUAGAUAGUGAACUGCCAGUGAUGGCUGAUGUCAACACGACAGAUUCCUACUCGACUCUGACCAUCGAGGGCUGCACGCGGUAUGAAGCUGGAAAAUACACACUCUCCUUGGAAAACAACAGCGGACGCAGAUCCAUCACGUUCACUGUCAAAGUGCUGGACACACCCGGACCUCCGGGAAUCAUCAGUUUCAAGGAUGUUACACGCGGCGCAUUAACCAUGAUGUGGGAUGCUCCGAGCAAUGAUGGUGGAUCCAGAAUUCACCAUUAUGUUGUGGACAAGCGCGAAGCGAGCCGCCUGGCCUGGCAGGAAGUCAGCACCAAGUGCUCUCGCCAGAUGAUCAGGGUAACUGGUCUAGAUAUCGGUGUACCGUACCUGUUCAGAGUGAUUGCUGUUAAUCAGUAUGGCCAGGGGGAGCCUCAUGAGAUGACAGAACCCAUCAUUGCCACAGAGGAACCUGCCCCACCUAAAAGACUAGACGUGGUGGAUACCACCAAUUCUACAGCUUCGCUGGUGUGGCUUAAGCCUGAGCAUGAUGGAGGCAGCCGCAUCAGAGGCUACAUAGUUGAGUUCAGAGCCAUGUUCACAGACCACUGGGUCGUUGCCGGAGAGACCAAGUCCUUAAAGAUGCUAGUGGAGGGUCUGACUGAAAACACAGAGUAUGACUUCAGAGUCAAGGCCAAAAAUGACACUGGAAUUAGUGAGCCUCAGGGCACCUUCAGCUCUGUGGUCAUCAAAGAGCCUCGCAUUGAACCCACAGCUGACCUCAGCAGCAUCACCAAUCAGCUUAUAACCUGUAAGACCUCCAACACCUUCACCAUUGACAUCCCCAUUAGUGGCAGACCAGCACCCAAAGUCACCUGGAAGCUGGAAGAAAUGAAAUUGAAGGAGACGGACCGACUUUCCAUAAAAACCACGAUGGAAAGAACCAUUCUGGUGGUGAAAGACAGCAAAAGAAGUGACAGCGGCAAAUACUACUUAACCCUGGAGAAUACUGCAGGAGUCAAAACCUUCACGGUGACCGUGGUGGUCGUUGGGAGACCCAGCCCUCCGACAGGCCCUGUGGAGGUUUCUGGUGUCUCCUCUGAGAAUUGCACAUUGUCCUGGUCCGAGCCCUCUGAUGACGGCGGUACUGAUAUCAGCAAUUAUAUAGUUGAAAAGCGUGAGUCUGGCUCAACCUCCUGGCAAGUGGUCAAUUCCAGUGUCAAGAGAACUACCAUCAAGGUCACUCAUCUUACCAAAUAUAUGGAGUACACAUUCAGGGUGUGUGCUGAGAACAAGUUUGGAGUCAGCAAGUCCAUCGAAAGCACUCCUGUGGUCAUUGAACAUCCUUUUGUUCCUCCAAGCCCUCCAACUCGUCCAGAUGUGGUGUCAGUGUCUGCCAAUGCCAUUGGCAUAAAAUGGGACGUACCCUAUGCCGAUGGUGGCAGCAAGGUGACGGGUUACUGGAUUGAAAAGAAAGAGAGGAACACAAUUCUGUGGGUGAGGGAGAACAAGCUGCCCUGUCUGGAGUGUCACUACAAAGUGUCCAACCUGAUUGAGGGUCUGGAGUACCAGUUUAGAGUCUAUGCCAUGAACCUAGCUGGACUUAGCAAGGCCAGUGAGGCCUCCAGACCUGUGGUGGCACUCAACCCUGUUGACCCUCCUGGAAGCCCUCAAGUGACAGAUAUCACUCGCUGCUCGGUGUCUUUGUGCUGGACUGUGCCCGUCAAUGACGGUGGCAGCAAGAUAGUUGGCUACGUGGUGGAGAGAAAAGUCUACAGUACUGAUGAGUGGGAUGACAAUCGCUGGCUCAAAUGCAACUACACAACCAUCACAGAGAACUACUUCACAGUCACCAACCUGGGAGAAGGCGAAACCUUUGAAUAUCGCAUCAUUGCCAAGAAUGCUGCGGGAGUCCAGAGUGUGCCCUCCGUAUCCACAGGACCUGUUACAUGCAAGGAUGAAUAUUCUCCUCCUAAAGCAGAGCUGGACAGUAAGUUGGUGGGUGAGACUGUUGUUGUCACCGCUGGCUCUGACCUCGUCCUGGACGGUGUUAUUGGUGGCAAACCAGAACCCACCGUCUACUGGUCAAAGGGUGACAAGGUUCUGGAGCUGGGAGAAAAAUACUCGCUGACCUACACAAGCACUAGAGCAAUGGCUGUCAUCAAGAACUGUGACAGAUUUGACACUGGCAGAUACAUCCUCACCGUCAAGAAUGCCAACGGAAUCAAGACUGCUACUGUGACCGUUAAAGUCCUGGACACUCCUGGGCCUCCAGCUGAUAAGAUUGUGAUAAGCAGAGUUACGGAGGAGAAGUGCACGGUGUCCUGGAAAAUCCCGCUGGAGGACGGUGGUGACACGGUCAGCCAUUACAUUGUGGAGCGCCGUGAGACCAGUCGCCUCAACUGGGUCCUCAUGGAGACUGAGUGCAAGAGCUUGUCAUGUGUCAGCACCAGGCUGAUCAAGAACAAUGAGUAUAUCUUCAGAGUUCGUGGAGUCAACAAGUUUGGACCUGGUGUUCCACUGGAAUCUGAGCCUGUCAUUGCUCGGAAUGCUUACACCUUCCCCUCCCAGCCGGGCACACCAGAGGCCACAACAGUGGGUAAAGAACAUAUCAUCAUCGAAUGGUUGAAGCCGGAAAGUGACGGAGGCAGUGAGAUCAAAAAUUACAUCGUAGACAAACGGGAGAAGAGCAGCACUAGGUGGACACGAGUCAAUAAGACUUACACCAUCUAUGAUACACGUUUAAAGAUCACUGGUCUACUGGAAGGAAGUGAGUACCAGUUCAGAGUGACGGCCAUCAAUGCGGCAGGAGACAGCCAGCCCAGCGAUGCCUCGUCAUACAUUCUCUGCAAAGACCCAACAUACACCCCAGCGCCUCCAUCAAUGCCUCGCAUCACAGACACAACCAAGCACAGUAUCAGCAUGAUCUGGACCAGGCCCAUGUACGACGGUGGCUCAGAUGUCACAGGUUAUGUGGUUGAAAUCCUAGAGGAAGGUUCUGAGCAGUGGUACCGUGCCACCACCAAGGCUCUUAAGACUAAUGAGUAUGUGGCCCCUGGCCUGGUUGCAAAUAAGAAAUACAGAUUCAGGGUGGCAGCUGUCAACAACAAUGGCACCGGAGAAUUCAGUGAACCCAGCGCUGAGACCGAGCCACUGGAGAAAAUUGAAAUGCCUGACCUGGAACUAGCUGACGACCUGAAGAAAACGGUUUGUCUUCGUGCUGGAGGAACCUUGCGACUGUUUGUGACUGUUAGUGGUCGCCCAACACCAGUGGUGGCCUGGAGAAAGACAGGGGUGGAGCUACAGAGCAGAGGCUACAUUGAGACAACAGACAGCUACACCAUGCUGAUUGUAGAGAAGGUUGACCGGUAUGACUCUGGAAAAUAUAUUGUGGAGGCUGAGAACCCAUCAGGCAAGAAGACUGCCACGAUCCUGGUCAAAAUAUAUGACACUCCUGGCCCUCCAGGUUCUGUGAAAGUGAAGGACUAUACCAAGGAAUCAGUUGUCAUCAUGUGGGACGUCCCAAGUAUUGAUGGUGGUGCCCACGUUAGCAACUACAUUGUAGAGAAGCGUGAAGCUAGCAUGAAGUCUUACAAGACUGUCACCACAGAGUGUAGAAAGACUCUGUUUAGGAUCACUGGGCUGGAGGAGGGCGUGCACUACUUCUUCAGAGUCCUGCCGGAGAACAUCUAUGGCAUUGGCGAGCCCUGUGAGACAUCUGAUGCUGUGCUGGUGUGUGAAGUACCUUCAGUGCCACUGAGCCUCCAGAUCAUUGAUGUCACAAAGUCCUCUGUCACUCUGCACUGGGAGAAACCACUGCAUGAUGGUGGCAGCAGACUGACGGGCUUUGUUAUCGAGGCCUGCAAGGUGCCUUCAGACAGGUGGAGCACUGUGGCAACUGUCAAAGCCUCUAUUUGUCAGCACACCAUCCAGUCGCUAACAGAGAAUGACCAGUACUUGUUCAGGAUCCGAGCCAGUAACGGUAGAGGAACCAGUGAGCCUAUGGACAUGGUCACACCUGUCACCAUCCAGGAAAUCAAAGUGAUGCCAAAGAUAGACAUAACCGGCAUUCCUCAGAAGAUUGUCCAUAUAACUCGUGGUAAACCCAUUGACCUCAACUUGCCCAUUAAGGCAAAACCACAGCCAGUCUGCUCCUGGUUCUUUGGUGGUGUAAAGCUGAAGGACACCUUGGACCGUAUCAAAAUUGAAAGCAAUGGCAAAUACACCCAUCUUGUUAUCCGCGAGACCACUAUUGAUGACACAGGAGACUAUAUGUUAGAGGUGAAGAAUGCCCUUGGUGUGGCAAGUGAAGUAAUCAAGGUCAUCAUUCUUGACAAACCUGGCAUACCAGUUGGUCCCAUAAAGAUCGUGGAGGUUGACGGUGUGUCAGUGACGGUUAGGUGGGAACCUCCAGAGAAGGAUGGAGGUGCAAAUGUCAGCGGCUAUGUGGUGGAGCAGCGUGAUGCCCACCGGCCUGGCUGGAUUACCAUCUCAGAAUCAGUGACAAGACCUUGCUUCAGGUUCACCAGACUUUCUGAGGGAACCGAGUAUGUGUUCCGCGUUGCUGCCAUGAACCGCUUUGGCGUUGGUGGCUUUCUGCAGUCGGAAGUGGUGGAAUGCAAGAGCACCAUAACCAUCCCUGGACCGCCAAGCAGACCAGAGGUGCUUGAUGUUACUCAUGAGGGCAUGACCCUGACCUGGCAUCCGCCAGAGGACAACGGAGGCUCAACCAUAGCUGGCUAUAUCAUUGAGCGCAAGGAACCACGUUCUGAUAGAUGGCUGAGGAUCAACAAGAACCCUGUUACUAUGACUCGGUAUCGUUCUUCUGGUCUGAUUGAAGGCCUAGAGUAUGAGCACCGAGUCACUGCCAUUAACUCCAGAGGAACAGGCAAACCCAGCGAGAGCUCUCCUAUCACUGUUGCCAUGGACCCCAUAGAACCACCAGGUCCUCCAAUUCAGCCAAGAGUCACAGACACUACCAGAACUUCUGUGUCUCUGGCCUGGCUACCUCCUGAGGAGGAAGGUGGCUCUAUUGUCACUGGUUACCUGAUUGAGAUGCAGAAAGCGGAUCAGGUGGAGUGGACCCUGUGCAACACGACACCCACCAAGAUGUGCGAGUACACACUGACACAUAUGCCCCAGGGUGCUGAAUACAAGUUCAGAGUCAUUGCCUGUAAUGCUGGUGGCACUGGAGAAGCUGCAGAGAUUCCUGGGGUGGUUAAAGUCCAGGAGAUGCUCAAUUAUCCUGAAUAUGAGCUUGAUUCUAAAUAUGAAGAAGGCUAUGUAGUGCGGCAAGGAGGAGUCAUCUGCCUGUCUGUACCCAUCAAGGGUAAACCCAUUCCUACCUGCAAAUGGACCAAAGACGGCCGGGAUAUCUCCCACAGGGCCAUGAUUGCCACCCAUGAUGACAUAACAGAGCUAGUCAUCAAGGAGGCACACAAGGACGACACGGGUACCUACGACCUGGUGUUGGAAAACAAAUGUGGCAGAAAAGCUGUGUACAUAAAGGUGAAGGUAAUUGGCCGUCCUGAUGCUCCAGAGGGACCUCUGGAGUUUGAUGACAUUCAGGCCAGAUCAAUUCGAGUCAGCUGGAGGCCCCCGUCAGACGACGGUGGCUCUGACCUCCUGGGAUACAUCGUAGAGAGGCGAGAAGUCCCCAAGGCUGCUUGGUACACAGUGGAUGCUCGGGUCACAGAGAACUCCCUGGUCGUGAAAGGCCUUAAAGAAAAUGUGCAGUACCACUUCAGGGUCUCAGCUGAGAACCAGUUUGGUGUGAGCCGGGCUCUAAAGUCUGAGGAGUCUGCCAUACCAAAGACACCACUAUGCCCACCGGAGGCGCCUAGCAAUCCUCCAGAGAUCAUGGAAGUGGCUAAGUCCUCUGUGUCUCUGUCCUGGGCCCGGCCCCGUGACGAUGGUGGCUCCCGUGUCACAGGAUACUUUGUUGAGAGGAGGGAGGUUUCGACAGAGAAGUGGGUUCGCCACAACAAGACUCACAUCACCACCACCAUGUACAACAUCACUGGCCUUAUCCCCGAUGCGCAGUACAUGUUCAGAGUUGUUGCUCAGAACGACAUCGGACAGAGUGAGCCAGGCCCUGCUUCUGAGUCGGUGCUCUGCAAAGAUCCAUUUGACACACCCAGCCCACCAGGAGAGAUUGACAUUAUAUCUGUCACAAAAGACUGCAUAACCAUCCACUGGCUGCGUCCCGAUUUUGAUGGGGGCAAGGAGAUCCUGGGUUACUGGAUUGAGUUCAGGCAGGCCGGUGAAAGUGCCUGGAAGAAGUGCAAUAAAGAGCGCUCUAAAGACCGUCAGUUCACCAUGGGUGGCCUGAUGGAGGCAACAGAGUACGAGUUCAGAAUCUUUGCAGAAAACGAAACUGGAUUCAGUAGGCCUCGUCGCACCCCCAUGGGCAUCAAGACUAAGUUGAGCGUUGGCGAGACUCCAGCUUUGAAGGAAGACAUCCAGGAUGUAACAACCAAGCUUGGAGAGUCUGGCACUCUGUCCUGCUGCAUCAUCGGCAGACCUCUGCCUGAGAUCAAGUGGUACCGCUAUGGCAAGGAACUGAUCCAGAGCCGCAAGUACAAGAUGAGCUCAGACGGACGCAACCACUCUCUCAGCAUCCUGACAGAUGAGCAGGAAGACGAGGGUCUGUACACCUGCAGAGCCAUCAAUGAAGCUGGAGAGAUUGAGACCAGCGGCAAACUCCGGCUACAGGCAGCACCUCAGUUGCACCCUGGCUUCCCACUGAAAGAGAAGUACUAUGCUGGAGCUGGCACCAGCCUCCGCCUCCACGUCGUCUACAUUGGCCGUCCAAUUCCCCAGAUUAUGUGGUUCUAUGGCAAGAAGCCUCUGAACACAUCUGAGAACGUGAUUAUUGAAAACACAGAGAGCUACACCCACCUGGUGGUGAGGAACGUUCAAAGGAAGACCAACGCUGGCCGUUACAAAGUGCAGCUGAGCAACAAGUUCGGAACCGUUGACACUGUAUUACGGGUUGAAAUCCAAGAUAAGCCAUGUAUCCCGGAGGGCCCAUUGGUGGUUGAAGGUCUGCUCAAGAGCUCCGUCAUUAUCAGCUGGAAGGCUCCCAAAGAUGACGGCGGCUCCAUGAUCACCAACUACAUCGUGGAGAAACGCAUGGCCAAAGAGGGAGAGCUGUGGCACCUUGUGUCUUCUUCUGUCUCUGGAACCACAUGUCGAGUACCCAACCUCAUUGAGAGUGCCGGUUACUACUUCCGGGUUUCUGCUCAGAAUCAAUACGGUGUCAGCGAGCCUCUGGAGAUUCCAUCAGUAGUGAUCAUCAAGAGUCCAUUCGAAAAACCUGGCAUCCCACAGCAGCCCUUCAUUGUCAGUUCUACCAAAGACUCUUGUGUUGUCUGCUGGAAGUCACCAAGCAGUGAUGGUGGAGCUAAAAUCUCUGGUUACUACCUGGAGAAACGUGAGAAGAAACAGAACAAGUGGAUGUCAGUUAUCAGUAAGAAGAUCGUGGAGACCAGCUACGAGGUCACAGGCUUGAUAGAAGGCUUUGAGUAUGAGUUCCGUGUCAAGUGUGAGAAUGUGGGUGGAGAGAGUGACUGGAGCGACAUCUCUGAGCCUAUUAUUCCAAAGUCUGACCAGUCUCUGCGAGCUCCUGCAUUCAGAGAAGAGAUCCGAGACAUGACAGUCAAAUACCAUGCAAAUGCCACCUUUGUUACCAAGGUUGUGGGCCAUCCCAAGCCUGUGGUGAAAUGGUAUAGAAGUGGUAAGGAGAUCCAGGCAGAUGGAACCAAAAUUAAAGCCCAGGAAUUCAAAGGAGGUUAUUACCAACUGGUCAUCACUGCUGCUGAUGAGAGUGAUGCCACAGUCUAUCAAGUCAGAGCAACCAACUCUGGAGGAUCCAUCUCCACCACUGCAAACCUGGAAGUGGAAGUUCCUGCCAAGGUUCACCUGCCAAAGGAACUCCAAGGGAUGGGAGCAGUCCAUGCUGUUCGCGGUGAUCAUAUCACCAUCAAGAUCCCAAUCUCUGGCAAGCCCGAACCAGCAAUUACCUGGCAGAAGGGUCAGGAGGUCCUCUCCAACUCUGCUUAUCACCAGGUCAUCACCACCCGCUCUUUCACUUCCCUGGUCUUCCAGAAGGGAGUGCAAAAGAAGGACACAGGCUACUACAGCAUAACUGCAAAGAAUAGGUUUGGAAUGGACAAACAGACCAUCGAGGUGAGUGUGGCUGACAUUCCUGAAGCUCCAAAAGGACUGGUGGUCAGCGACGUAGCCCGGGACUCCAUUACUCUGACCUGGGAGCCUCCUCCCAAUGAUGGCGGAAGUGACAUCACCAGCUAUAUUGUGGAGAAAUGUCCCACUACAGCUGACAGAUGGAUUCGUGCUGGACAGACUACUGACUGCAGCAUCACCAUCAUCAACAUCUUUGGCAAGACCAAAUAUCAGUUCCGUGUCAUUGCAGAGAACCAGUUUGGCAUGAGUCCUCCUUCUGCGCCAACGGAACCCAUCACUACAAAGGAGGACAAGUCUGUGAUUAGGAACUAUGAUGAGGAAGUGGAUGAGACCAGAGAGAUUACCAAAGAAGAAGCUCAGUCCUUCAAGGUCAAGUUGCUGUCCUCAAAGUACACAAUUUCUGAGGAGCUUGCUCGUUGCCAGUUUGGAGUGGUCCACCGUUGUGUGGAGAUUGCUACCAAGAAGACCUUCAUGGCCAAGUUCAUCAAGGUCAAAGGAACUGACCGUGAGCUGGUUCUGAGAGAAAUUGAGGCUUUCAAUAUAGCAAGACACAACAAUAUUAUCUACCUGCAUGAAUACUUUGAAAGUAUGGAAGAGAUGGUCUUAAUCUUUGAGUUUAUUGCGGGAGUUGACAUCUUUGAGCGUCUUGGAACCUGCAAUUUUGAGCUCACAGAGCAGGAGAUUGUCCGCUAUCUAAGACAGGUUUGCUCUGCACUCAUGUUUUUGCAUAGUAACAACUUUGGCCACUUUGAUAUCCGUCCAGACAACAUUGUCUACACAACAAGGAGAAGCAAUGUCGUUAAGAUUAUUGAAAUGGGUCAUGCUAGGUUGCUGGUACCUGGUGAAAACAUCAGAAUGCUCUUCUCAGCUCCAGAGUAUUGUGCCCCUGAAAUUCACCACCAUGACUUAGUUUCAACAGCAACAGAUAUGUGGUCAGUGGGUGUGAUGGCCUACGUGCUACUUAGUGGCCUCAAUCCUUUUGCUGCAGAAUCCACGACACAAAUGAUUGAGAAGAUCUCCACCUGUGAGUAUGUCUUUGAUAGUGAAGCAUUUAAGGACAUCAGUCUGGAGGCUAUGGACUUUGUAGACAGACUUCUUGUCAAGGACAGGAGGCUUCGUAUGACAGCCCAUGAGGCAUUGGAGCACCCAUGGCUAAAGAUGAAGAUUGAACAUGUCAGCAACAAGGUCAUUCGGACACUAAGACACAGAAGGUACUACCAGUCUACAGUAAAGAGGACAGAUACGAUUGUCUCAGCAGCUCGUGUUGCCUACGGUGGUGCCUUCAGGAACCACAGAGGAUUGUCUGUGGGCAAAGUGAAGAUCGGUACUGAGUACCGUGGUCUACGUGCUGGCCCAGUCAUGCAUGGCUCUGCUGAGGAAGGUGGCCAUGUUAGAUUCACCUGUAGCAUUGCCAACUUUGACCACAGCACGCAGGUGACAUGGUACUUUGGCAACCGCCAAUUACACCCAAGUCCCAAGUAUGAGAUUACAUACAGCAAUGGUUUUGCGAGCAUGUACGUGAAAGACAUUCAAGAGUGUGAUGAUGGUGUUUAUAGAUGCAAGGUGUUGAGUGACGAUGGCGAAGAUAGUGCCUAUGCCGAACUCUUUGUUGAGACAGUAAGGUGCAUAAGGGAACACUAUGUCAGCCGUUCAAUCAAGAAACUGAGAAGGAGGGUUGAAAAAAGCCUGCUCCUCUACAGGCCACCAGAGUUCACAUUGCCGCUGUACAAUCGCACAGCCUACAUUGGCGAAGAUGUGCGCUUUGGUGUCACCAUUACUGUCCACCCUGAGCCUCAUGUUACAUGGUUAAAGAAUGGAGAGAGAAUCAAUCCUGGAGAUGAUGAUACCAAGUACACUUUCACAAGUGAUAAGGGUCUCUACCAGUUGAUGAUUCACAACCUGGAUAUAAGUGAUGACGCUGAAUACACUGUCAUGGCAAACAACAAGUUUGGAGAAGAUAGCUGCAAGGCCUGCCUCACUGUGGCACCACACCCUGUAACAGAGGAAACUAUGAGGCCCACAUUCAAACGUCUGCUGACUAAUGUUGAGUGCACAGAAGGAGAGAGCAUCCGCUUUGAUGUCAGAGUGUCUGGAAUCCCCACUCCUUCUCUGAAAUGGGAGAAGGAAGGCCAUCCUCUGCAGUUUGGUCCAAAGACAGUUGUCAUACAAGAGGAUGUUGACCACUAUGUCCUGUACAUCAGAGAGACACUACUUGAGGACUCCGGUGUUUACAAAGUGACUGCAACCAACUCUGCUGGCUCUGUGAGUUGCCAGGCGACACUUAAGGUUGACCGCCUCACAUACAUCAGAAGAGAGUACAAGAGUGAGGAGGAGAAAUGCAGACACAUCCAGAAGCAGAUUGAAAAGACCAACAAGAUGGCUCAGCAGAUUGUUGCCACAGAGGAGCUUGUUCCUCUCAACCCGACAGCCCAAGAGGCUUUGAAAUUUGCUGCAGACAUGUACAAGCCUGCGGUCAGCACCAAAAACGUUGAGGGCGAGUUUGACAUUACAGUGGUGAAAUCAGAGACCAAAAAACUGGUAGAAGAGCGAAGGAUAUUUAUGCCUUAUGAGAUCCCCGAGCCUGUGGUUCAUGACCCCAGAGCUCUGGAUGAAGACAAAGUUAUCAAACAAUUUGUUCCACUCUCUGACAUGAAGUGGUACCGGAAAUUGAAAGACCAGUAUAUGAUUCCUGACAGGACGGAGAGGAUUGUGCAAAAGCGACAACGGCGAAUUCGUUUGUCCAGGUGGGAGCAAUUCUACGUUAUGCCCCUUCCCAGAAUCACAGACCAGUACAGACCAAGAUGGCGGAUUCCAAAAAUGACUUUUGAUGAUCUGGAGAUUGUCAGACCUGCACGCCGUUCACCGUCUGCAGAGUCCGAGAUUUCAUUCAGAUCUCGGAGAAGAUCUUUGGGUGAUCUGAGCGAUGAGGAGCUGCUGAUGCCUGUGGAUGACUAUCUGUCAUCAAGUAGAACUGAGCAAGACAAGCUGAUGCUGGAGGAUGAACUGGAACUCGGCUUCUCUGCCUCCCCUCCAUUAAGUCCAGUUCGCAUUGAACGGCGUGCUGUGCAGCGUGAAGCAAGGUUGCAGGAAGUCAGGCAUGAAGCUAUAGAGGUCACAGAGACAAAGAAGAAACGAACCAUAUCUCAGUUUAUGAGGAGGAGGCGCUCGCUGUCCCCUACAUACAUUGAAUUGAUGCGUCCAGUCUCUGAGCUGAUCCGUCCUCUUCGCACACGGCCAGCUGUAGACGUAGAGGGUGAGGUCAUGGAGAGGCGAUCCCCUACUCCAGAGAGAACGCGUCCCCGCUCUCCCAGCCCCAUCAGAUCUGUUGAGAGGUCAUCCCGUUCCUCUUCUCGGUUUGAGCGAUCUGCCCGCUUUGACAUAAUGUCUCGUUAUGAAGCCAGAAAAGCAGCUCUGAAGUCUGAGAGGAAAUAUCAGGUUGUUAGUCAAACACCGUUCAGCCUGGAUCACGCUCCCCGUGUGACAGUCAGGAUGCGCUCUCACCGUGUUCCAGUCAGCCACGACACCAAAUUUACCCUGAAUAUCCAAGCCAAGCCAGAGGCCGACGUGAAAUGGCUGCACAAUGGAAAUGAGAUCUGUGAAAGCAGUGACAAAUAUGUCUUUAGCAACAUGAGUGGCGUUUUGACUAUCACCAUCUUGGACUGCCAAGAAGAGGACAGUGGUACAUAUCGCUGUGUUUGCUCCAACUCCAGGGGAGAAGCCUCGGACUAUGCCACCCUUGAUGUGUCAGGCGGUGCCUACACAACCUUCUCAUCCCGUCGCAAGGAUGAGGAAGUUCCUAAAGUGUAUGUCCCUGAAGUCACUCGAAUUGAUCACUAUCACACUUCCCAUUUCAAAACUGGCUAUGAAUCCCAGACCCACUUACAAGUGGAAGAGCGUAAGACUAAGCUCACUGAGACACGAGAAGUUGACACAAUGGAAAGAUAUGGGACUUCCUCUGAGAGAUACUCGUCUGCUGAGCGGUAUGAACCAUCCAUCAAGUAUGCCUCUACUGAGUACUUGUCAUCUGCCUCCUCCUACUCCUCAGACAAGUUUUCUUUGACUGAAAAGCAAGCCACAGUGGAAACUAAGUCAAAGUAUUCUACUGCGAAGGUUACAGUCCAAAAGGUGAAGCCCUCUGUCCCAGCCAGAAUCCUCACCAAGCCCCAGUCUGUGACAGUAGAAGACGGCGAAACAGCCCGAUUCUCUUGUGAUAUCGAUGGAGAGCCUGCGCCCUCUGUAAUUUGGAUGCAUGAGGGUAGAGCCAUAGUCUCCUCCCACCGUGUUCUAGUCACUACCACUCAGUACAAGUCCAACCUGGAGAUCUCCUCUGUUACUUCCUCGGAUGAGGGCAGCUACACAGUCAUUGUAGAGAACUCAGAUGGUCGGCAGGAGGCUCAGUUCACUUUGACCAUCCGCAGGCCAGUGCCCAAAGACGUCAAGGGCAUCAAGUCCACAGAGCCAUCUUUGAAGUCCCCUGAGCCUUCAACCCCAUCAUCACCAUUGUCUGUGACCUCACCUGUUCCGAGUGUGAAGGCGCCAAAACCCAUCAUCAAGUCCCCUGAGCCCAGUGUGAAGGCACCAGAGCCUGGUAUCAUGUCCCCUACUCCUAGUGUGAAGUCACCACAACCCAGCAUCAAAUCCCCUGCUCCCAGUGUGAAGUCACCAGAACCUGGCAUCAAGUCCCCUUCUCCCAGUGUGAAGUCACCGGAACCCGGCAUCAAGUCCCCUGCUCCCAGUGUGAAGUCACCAGAACCCAGCAUCAAGUCCCCUAUUCCCAGUGUGAAGUCACCAGAACCUAAGUCCCCUGAGCCCAGUGGUAAGUCACCAGAACGAGGUGUCAAGUCACCAGUUCCGAGUGUGAAGCCACCAAGUUUGAAGUCCCCAUCUCCUGGUAUUAAAUCUCCUGAACCCGAGGGAAUUAAAUCACCCAGGGGUAUAAAAUCUCCUGAUCCAGGACCGAAGUCACCACCAUUAAUCAAAUCUGUUGAGAGAAUAAAGUCACCUGAAGCUGAGGAACUUAAAACAGUACGAGGGGUCAAAUCCCCUGAACCUGCAGGAAUUAAGACACCGCGAGGCAUCAAGUCCCCAGAACCUGCUGGCAUCAAAACAUCAGGAGGCAUCAAGUCUCCAGAACCAUCUGGCAUCAAGUCACCAAGGGCUGUGAAGUCACCAGAACCUGAGGGAGUCAAAUCCCCUUCCAGAAUUAAGUCUCCACCACCCAUACUGUCACCCAAGAGGGUCCUGUCACCCCCUACUGUCAAAUCUGCAAGCCCAAAGCCACCCAAAGUCAUCAGUCAGCUAGCUGCUGAGGCUUUUGAAGACAUGGUGAAGAUGUCUUGUGUGUGUGAGAGUGGCAUCACAGAGGUGUCAUGGUAUUUUAACGGAAGAAGGCUUUCAACAAAUAGCCACUUUGAGAUGCGGCACACUGAGGGCUCGUGCAACCUCCUCAUACACGACCUGACAGACAGUGACCAAGGAGCAUACACAUGUGAGAUGACAUCAGAGGGAGGAGUCUCAAAAUCCUCCUUCUCCUUCACUGGACAGGUGUACCAAUCAAUUCGCAUGAAGAUCACAGCAUACCGGGAACAGCAAGUGACACUUAAGGGAUCCACGAUGAUCAGUCACAAGGAGUCAUCCUCGUCCAGCUCGUCCUCAAUGAUGAAGAGAGAAGUUCGCACAAUGGAAGACUCGUCUUCCUUUUCCUCCUCAGCCCAGCAGGCGAUGAUGUCCUCCAUGAUGGAGUCCAGCUCCUUCAGCAGCAUGGCCGCUGAGAUGAAAUUUGAGACCAUGUCCAUGUCCAGCAUGUCCUCCAUGACCUCUGAGACAUACGCCCUGAGCUCCAGCAGCCUCACGGAAAUGACGUCGCACAUGGCAGGAUCCUCCUUCAGGGCCAUCGGUUCUGCUCCCAGAAUUGAGGCGGUGCCAGAGGACAUCAGUAUUGAGGCUGGCAAAGUCUUGACAGUGGCGUGUGCCUUCUCAGGCGACGCCAAACACAUUGAGUGGUCUCGUGCAGGCAAAAAAAUUGAGGUGUCAUCCAGUGGCCGCUUCCACAUCGAGACCACAGAGGACCUGACCACACUCAUCAUCACAAGUGUGAAGAAGGAAGAUGCUGGUACCUACACCCUCAAACUGUCCAACGAGUUUGGAUAUGAUACCGCCACCGUUCAAAUCAGCAUUCGAUCGGUGUAAAAAAGAUAUAUAUCAAAGAAUAUUCUAGUCACCCUCUUUACACUUUUUCCUUGUCUGUUUAUUUAUGAUUUGAGCUAACUAUUUGACUUCGUAAAAACCUAAGAUUUAUCUUCUUGUAAAUAUGAACUAUUUUUUUAACAAAUAUGACGUUCAUUGAUGCCAAAUUCAAGUCUCACCUUGAUGACACUUUUGCAGUGACAUGUACAUAAUGUAUAUAGCCGGAUUUCACGGUUAUGAGAAAUGUAUGCAUUGUUAUUUAUGACAAUAGUAUGAAGUUAAAGAAGCAAACCAAAUAUGGUUUAACUGGAGAAAGUUCUAUGUGGAACGAAUACCCUGUUAAACAGAGAAACUAAACUGUGUGCCUCAACGCUACGUUGAAGUCUAAGAUUGCCUCGGCAGGUAGAGCUUCUCCCUGCUGACGUUAACUCAACUUGAGACAAAAACACGAGCGCGAGAUCCCAAGUGCUGUUUGCGUCCACCCUCACGUAAGCAGCGCGACUGGACCUCGUGCCGCGAUAGACUAUGUCGUACUGCCAUUUUGAUGACACGCUCACAGUGCGAGCGGCCUGCACUGCAUGAGCACGUGUUUGUUUUGAUGUCAGUGCUCCACCUAUGACCACGAGCGCCCGCGGGGACCCUCCUCACCCUCCACCAACCUGGCCAAUCACACGUGGAGAGUCCUUGCUGUGCUCGUAGCCUGAGAUGGAGCUUCCUCUUGGAGGUCUACAGCGUGUUUGUGUGUUAGUGUUUAGACGUUGACCUGUCAAUCUAGCUGAUGAGCACUGCCAAAAGCCAUCGGCGGCGCACACGAGGAUCUCCUCGCGCCAAGCUCAUCUUUGCUUCGACUGACUUGAUUAUUUUAGUCUGCCUCCUUGAGUUUUUCCCCAUUAUUGAUUUAAUAAAGUGUGAUUAUCAGCACAGCAAAGUGUCUGACUGUC
Molecule: messenger RNA, 97610 nt
Organism: Dunckerocampus dactyliophorus (ringed pipefish)
Lineage: Eukaryota; Metazoa; Chordata; Actinopteri; Syngnathiformes; Syngnathidae
Gene: ttn.2
Product: titin, tandem duplicate 2
Exons: 254
Coding region: 358-96672 (32104 amino acids)
Biological process (GO): protein phosphorylation
Molecular function (GO): protein kinase activity; ATP binding; protein binding
Source: RefSeq, a predicted model, not a curated record